Pelobates cultripes (western spadefoot toad) is the source of this 96408-nucleotide messenger RNA. The record is from the annotation of a GenBank genome assembly. NCBI's taxonomy places the organism in Eukaryota, Metazoa, Chordata, Amphibia, Anura, Pelobatidae.
GGAAGUAGGUAUGAGAGAGGUGGGAUGGCCAGUUGGGAGAACAAAGAUCUCCAUCACCAGUCAGCCAAUCCUCAUGCAGAGGGAGCACAUUCCCUAUACUUCUCUGCCCUUCUCAACCUCCAUUCUGGCUGGGGACCUGUACCAGCCACUAGCCUGCACAGGAGGGGACCUGCCAGGCCAGCAGCAGCUUGCCUUGCCAAGUUCAGGGGCCAGCCAUCUGUGCUCACCAAGGUCAGUUUGUGUGUGUCUGCAUGGGUCAGUGUAUGUGGGUGUGUGUACAUGGAUCAUUGAGUGUGUUUCUGCAUGGAUCAGCAAAUGUGUCUGCAUGGGUCAAUGUGUGUCUGCAUGGGUAGGUGAGUGUGUAUUUGCAUAGGACUGUGAGUGUACAGUUAGAUCACAAAAACCUAAGUUUUCAUUAAUGGUACAAUACUUUUAAAUUGUGGGAGAGGGUAAAUCCGUCCCUAGGGACUACAACCUUUGAUACAGUCUCUUUAUUUCCAAAUCGUUUGCGUGAUUAGCAGAGAAUGUGGAGUUGCCAUUUCUGUGGUCACUACCCAGUCCCUUUAUUUACUGCUGUCAAGGUGCAAAAGCAUUGUGGGCACUCAGCACACCGUUUACGCAGAGAACAAAAAGCAGGAUGCAAGAAAAUAGUGAGCAUGGACAAUAGCUCAAGUAGCUUGCCCUUUGGUGGAUCCCUGCUCAGUUCACAAGCUGGUUUUAGGUCUUCUUAUGCCAUUACAAAGCUAACCUAAGCAAUUUGCAUAGCAGACUGAUCCCACCCAAAAGGGCGGUUUAGAUCUAAAAUGCAACCUGGAUCUCUCUGCAUGAUUGAUACAGCACCCAAGUUGUUUCAACCAUGCUAGGCCUCGUCCUGUGUUCAUGCAUCACCACAUCACUGAAAGACGAGAUCGGGGGAGGAGGCAGCAGCAGUCCCACAUUUGCCCACUAGUCAUUUAUCCAUGACAGCCAGGGAGCCAGUCGCCCUGUAAGUGAGCUGUAACCAGCUAAGGGGGAAAAGGGCAGUCAUUAGGGUUAAGGUAAAUGGGUACAGAGACUCAAGGAGUAGGGCAAGCUGGUCAGAAACGCAGGGAGUAAGGAAAGUGGAACAACGAGACAUUAAAUUUUUGGGGGGGCUCAAGUCAUGUUUCUUGAACCUACCAAAUGCCCCUGCAUUUACCCUUUCCCCUAAAGAAACUCUCCACGUUUAACAGCAACAGUAAGUUUUAACUUUUUUUUGUUAACAGGAGGUCCACACAUUAUACGCAUUAUCUGAGCUAUUGUUACAGCUAUUAUUUUUGGGAUAAAAAUCUGUAUGAAUACAUUGAAGUGAAACUUGUUUGUUGUAUGUACUUAGGGAGAGGGUUGACAUUAAAUAGUGAAAAAUUACAUUCUCUUUAUAUAACAGUCUAGUUGAUUAUUUUGUAAAGGUUGUGGUGCAACAGAGCAGGAGAUUUUUAAAUAGUUUAAACACUGUCUUUAAAACCAGACACAUGGGAGUGAAAAAAAUCUGACAGGGCACAUUCCUGAUUUCAAAAGGCCUGUAAAUAAUGAAAGGAAAAAAAGUAUGGCAAGACCAAGGUCAUUGUGAUGCUUCUUUUUCAGUGCUUAUUAUUAUUCUUAAGCUGUCCUUUUAGUUGUAGUCUGAACCAGCUGUUGAGAAAAAGAAUGUUCUAACAAUAGUUUAAAUUUUUUACUCUGCUGACACUUAGUGGUUAUAUCUGGCACUACUGGUCUCAAAUAUUUUACGUGUGAUUUUGUGUUUUAUGUACCCUUCUAUAAUAGAACACAUUUAUUUUCAAAGCUGUAAUUGACAGGUUAGCUAAAACUGUGAAUAACGGUAUAAAAUCCUCUCAGCAAGCAUUAUCCACAACAUCAGGUACAGAGAUCUGUACAAGUGUCAGGUGUCAGAUUGAUGUAAGCACACCAGAAAAAUGGCUAAUUAUUCAUAAUCUAUUGAUUCCAAAAUGCUGUGAAGUGAGAUUUUUAAAUCCUAACAUCAUGGCUAAAAGUAUGACUGGAAGUCAUCAAGCCAUUUACAUGGACUUUACAGCCAUGGCCCAGAGAUUUAAAUCCACUCCAUAACAGCUGUAAUUCUUUUUUAUGAGCCAAGAUUUUUUUUAGCAAGUAUUUUUUAAAUAUAGUUUUACCUUUAAAAUUACACUUUAGGGCUGUUGUUAAACAAUUUUAUAAAUGUAAAUUUUAGAUAAUGCAGUAAAAUAAAAACAAUAAAAGAGAUACGUCAACUUACGUCAAAAUAGAUAUGCCAACUUUUACUGCAAAUAACCAAGAUUUGCUGUUUCUGCAGUUAGCUCUCUAAACAAGGGAGAGACUUGGUCAACCAUGAUGCCAUCUAACAAGUUACUCAAUGCAUCAUAAACACUACAGCCCUCUGCAGUGUUUAUGAUGCCAAGAAUAUCAGGAUCACUACAAAAAACUGACAUGGUAAUUUUGAAGUAGCGCUUUAGGGGCACUGCAAAGAUUUUGUGGAGUUGUAGUUCAAAUAGCUUACAUCAUUUACAACUCUAGUUAUGGAGCAAAAAAGUUAACAUCAAAGGUUGGAUGGAAUAGGUAGCAAGGGUGAGUAUAAAUUGAAAAAAUAUUACUUGGAAGAAAAAAAAAAACACCCUGCAUAGCUAAAUGUAACAUUAUUUUUAAGAUGCCAAUUUCAGUAAGCAAAAAGUAUGGUUAUGCAGGAUUGCUUUUAACCCCUUAAGGACACAUGACAUGUGUGACAUGUCAUGAUUCCAUUUUAUUCCAGAAUUGGUCCUUAAGGGGUUAAAAGGACACCUCAAGCACUUCCUUGUGCUGUAGUGGUUAUGUUGCCAGGGGAGCCAAAGCACCUCCACCCCCCAACCACUGUCAGUAGAAUGAUUUAACUUCUUACCUAGGGUCCACCAGGCACCACACUCUGCCUCCACUAUUUCAGCCAGAGAGACAGGAACUCCUAAUCAGUAGCUUCCACUAUUAGCUCUGCUGUGUUGAGCCCUGUAGUGCUAACUCAUUGGUGGAGAGCUUUUUAGCUAAUCACUCUCAGCCAUUGAGCUAAAUCCUGCAACCAUACCUCCAUGCCCACAUAUAUUCAAUAAUUUGUAAUUCUAUGUUAUUCACAAAAUUCCUGAUGGUCCCAUACAGAAUUGGGCAAAGCUGUCCAGUUCCAUAUGGACAUAGUUCACAGUAUUUAAUAAUCUUUGGAUUUUGCAAUUCUGGCUAUGAAAGAGCAACAACUAUGUCGAUAUAUCAACAUGUCCAAUGGCUGCCAGACAGCGUCAAUCCAGGCCCAGAUGUUUUAAAAUUCAGGCUUGGGUUUUAAAUGUCAAAACCAUCAAUACACUAGUUUUUCUAUACUCCUGCUGCAGUAGAACCCAAAUAACAUUAUUUAUUGUAUAAUUUAUAACGGUUACUAUUUGGAAAUCUGCACUUCCCAAAGUGCCAAUCGGUUCUUUAGAAAUACUCAUGUACAAGGAAUUUGACCAUUUUUAUUAAUAUUAUUAUCAACACCUACAGUAUGUAAUAAACAUAAUAGCUGAUUUUCUUAGUCUUACUAUUUUCCACUUUAGCAAUAUCAGAGAAGAGGGAUGGCUGAAAAUGCUCAGUGGACCCAAAAUGUUGAAUCUUUCAAAAACAGUUUGAUUUCUUAGCAUGGAACAUCACUAUGGUGUCUUGGCACCAUGACCACUAAAGCAGGCUGUGAUGUGUUUAAUGUCUAGAGAGCCACUUUAGAGAUGCUGUUACACAGUGUUCAAGAUACAAGAAUAAUUAUUAUGGACACGAAAAAGUAAUAUUGUUACUAAGAGUGCUCAAUGUGUGUUGUGGUGACUUGAUAACCAAAUCAACAGUCCAUAAAAAAAAUGUAUACAAAAGUGAUUUUUAUAUAUUUUUUUUUAACUUUUUACAAAUUGUUUUUUAAAAGACAAUUGCCACCUCAACUGUCAAUAAUUAUUUUCAUAAAGUUUCGGGAAAAAAAUGGAUAAAAAAAAAUAAAAAAUUAAGUAUAUGUAAAACAAAAUUAGAAAAACUUGUCAUUAUCUUUAGUAUAUGAAAGGAUCCAUCAGCCUUAUAUCUGCACCUUGGGUAAAGGCAUUGAUUGAAAACCAACAAUUAGAAUUUUUGGUCUUUCCUGCUUAUGUGCAGGGAGUGAAGCAAAAUGAUUAUGGAGACUAAUUAUCAAUGAAUGAAUGAAUAAAAUGUUGUUUACCAGUGACAGUAAAAAUAUAUAUUUUAAUGAGAACAUCCUUUCUAUAUUGGGUUUCCUAUUAUUUUUUUAUUUAUCUACAUAUAACUGAACGUGUACAGCCUUGAAAUCUCCCAUUGAUGUUAGAUCCAAGAUAAUAUUUGCACAGCCUUGAACCAUCAAACCAUCGCGUCACUGCUGUGUGAUGCAUUACUGUUGCAUUACAUAUGUAGUGCUGUAGUUUGAGAAACAGUUUAAACCAGUGAUGGCUAACCUUGACACCAUAAAUUGUUUCUGGACUACAUUUCCCAUGAUGCUCAGCCAGCUUUUAGAGUCUAAAAGCUAGCCGACCAUCAUGGGAAAUGUAGUCAAGUAAUGGAGUAAUGCUCAACGCGUUUCGUCUAGUUGUAGACGUCAGGAGCUACAACUAGACGAAACGCGUUGAGCAUUACUCCACAAGGACUCCAGCCGAGCAGUAUCUAAGACCUGGACUCUCUGUUUCCUGACUACCUGAGAAGGAAGCUACAAUGAGACCUCACUAGCUGACUGUUGAUCCUGGGGUUUAAGCCUAUUUUGAGACAACAAGCGCUUGUGCACAUAUUGAUUUAUUUCAAUUGUGCCUCUACAUUUGUGAGUGUUCUCACUUUCUUUUUAUAUUUUGUGUAUAUUAAAGUUAAAUGAUUUUUUUGUUUAUCUCUUAUAUGUGAGUCUGGUCCUCAACUCAACUCAACACUGUUGGUAACUAUAACCACUAUAUAUAUUGUGCUUGUGGUGCCCUGCACUGUAUUUUCACCUGUGUAUUUGCACUUGUGUGUUAUACAGUUUUGUACAUUUGGCUUUAUUCAGAGAGAUUCUGGGAGUGUUUUCCCAUUUUCCAGUGGCUUGCCUGCACUUUGACAUUCUCAUUUAUCUGUCCCAUUUUCUGGUUCCUUCUUUAGUAAACAGACUGUACUGUAGCAUUUAAACAUUUUAAAUGUUUAUUAGCCCUAGCUGAAUUCCCUUACCUUAAAGCAGAUAUUGCAUAUAACCAGAAAAAGACAUUUGGAGUGUGCUAAUGGGGUAUAGGAUACACAAUAGUAAUGUCUUAAUAUGAUUUAAAACGUAACCUUUAUUAAUCAGUAAAAACACGUGAACAUGCCAAAGAAUACCAGAGCAUUUGAAUACCCACACCAAAAAAAAAUAAAAAAUAAUAAAAAAAAAAAAAUAUAUAUAUAUAUAUAUAUAUAUAUAUUUCCUGGCCAUUUCCAUGGCAGCACAACAAUGGGUAGCUCCUCCCCAUCCCUAGUUAGACAGUAACUAAUUAAAACAAGGGUAUAAGUACCCCCUCCUUCUCCUCCUACCCUUAGUCUUUUUGUUCCUGUCCUAUCUCUAGGACAGAUUAGUCUUUUCAGACUGAGAACUAUUUUUUUUAUGGCUUACUUUAAGGGUUUUUACCCUUGGCCCCAGGGGAGUUAAGCCUCUCUUCCUUGGGAUGCUCCAGUAUACAGCCCUGUGCAAAUGUGUCCCCCUGGAGAACCCCCCAGUGACCGGGGGAAGCUUGCAGUGACCCUAGGGGUAGCCAGCAAAAGGAGCCACUACCCUACUGACUGCAGUGACCCUAGGGGUAGCAGGUAUGGGCAAGGCAUAAACAGUAUGGAUAUACCCCCUUCUACCUUAAUUUUUCUGGUUAAUCCUGCCUUCUCUGAUUGGGAGGCAUUCCUCCUCUUGAUGCAGCAGUUCUCUACCCGGUGUUUAUUCUCCCUUCUGGGGGAGUACAGGGCUUCCCUGGUGAUCUAGGGUUCCCCCUGUCCCUAUUCGCGGCAUUUUCACCACAUUUCUGGUGGUCUGCUAAGGUUGGGAGACCUGGGGUCUCCUUGCUGGCUUGGCGUCUGGUUUUCGCCAUUGCGUAUGCGCGAACAGUGCGUUCGCGUCAUGCUGUUUUUGCGCAUGCGCGGAAGUGCCUGUUGCGCAUGCGCGGUACGUCGCGGUGCCGAUGACGUCAUUCAGUAGUUUGGGCGCCCUUUUUAAAGCGCCAAUACUGAAAUUUUACUUUUCUACACAGUCCCUUGCUAACUUAAAGCGGUACAGUGCGGUCUUCACCCAGUUUUGUGGUGCAGACUGAAGGUAAGUCUUUUAAAGGCACAGUUGGUCUGUUUUUUGUUUUUUAUUCAGUUGAUGUUUUUUGAACCUUAUUUUUAAGCCUUAUAGUAUUUUAUGGGCUUAACUUUUAUAGAUGAAUUCAUCUGAGAUCAUGGAUUCAGACUCAUCAGUUCAAAGUAAAAGGUCACUAUCUAAAUCUCAGGGGUAAGCCAUUUCCUAUAUUUUUUCUUCAAUUUUUCUUCUAAACAAAAGAGUGCUGGCUAAUAUUUUUCCCAUAUUAUAGUAGUACUAAAGGGAAAAAGACAACUGGAACAUCCAAAGGAAAGUCUCCCGCAAGAUCCCUAUGCGAAGCAUGUGACAAGAGGGCCCUGGAGGGGAAGCACCUAUGCUCAGAUUGCCUACAGGCUGCAGGAUGUCCCACAUCAUCCACCCCGGAUUUGAUGCAAAUUAUUCAAAAUGCUGUAUCCCAAGGCAUUAAAGAGGCUGGCAGAGCCCAAAAAAGACCUAGAUAUCCAGAUCCUCCCGACUACUCCCAAUACGACUCUUCGGAUGUGUCUAUGGAGGAGACAUACAGGGAGAGGUCAUCUUCCUCGGAUAAGGAAAAACAGCACGCUCCUGACACUUUGGACCCAACCGAAGUGGAUCACUUAAUUUCCAGGGUCCGCAAGUCUCUGAGCAUGAAGGAACCUUCAAGAGAAGAGCCUUCUACAUCCAGUCGAUACUUUUCUGACCUCAGAAAAAAGAGGGUUACUUUCCCGGUUCAUGAGGCGAUUAAGGGCAUCAUUAUGGAAGAAUGGUCCAAAACAGAGAGGAAACUUCCCAAUCAGGGGAGAAUUUCUUCCUUUACCCUUUUAACAAAAAGGACGCAGGCCACUGGGAGUCAACCCCUAAAGUGGAUGCAGCGGUGGUAAGACUGGCCAAGCGCACCACAUUGCCAGUGGAUAAUGGAGGAUCUCUAAGAGACUCCAUGGAUAAAAAGAUGGACUCUAACCUGUCCAGGGCCUAUGUGGCAGCAGGCACAGGCCUCCACCCCGCGGUAGCCCUUACCUCGGUCUCCAGAGCUUUGAAUAUCUGUCUGGAAGGCUUGAAGGAGGAUAUCAAAGAGGGCAGAAGCAGAUCUAACCUCAUGGGCAGUCUACAAGACAUUAAGCUGGCCGUAGAUUUCACUACUGAAGCCUCAGUGGAUAUGGUCAAAGCAGUGGCCAGGAACAUGGCAUUUUCCAUCUCAGCUUGUGGCUCAGAUCCUGGUCAGCAGAUGCUUCAUCUAAGAAUAGCCUCUGCUCUUUACCGUUCUAUGGAGACAUGCUCUUUGGGAAGAACCUGGAUGAUUGCAUUAAGAAAGCGGCAGAUGGCAAGAAUGCUUUUUUACCUCAAGAUCGUAGGCCUAAGAGAUCUUUUUCGACCCAAAAGACCUUCAGAUCAAUCUUCCUUUCAGGACUUCAAAUCCUACAAACCAGGUAGAGAAUACGGAAGAUCCCAGCCUUGGAGAGGGGGACAGUCUUCAGUCAGGGGAGGAAGAUCCAGAGGCUCUGCAUUCAGCAGGAACACGAGAGCUUUAUGACGGGUUGAUCUCCCAGCCUGGAGGGGUAGGAGCACACCUCCUCCUAUUGCAAAAGAGAUGGGAGUCUUCUACCAAAGACUAGUGGGUGCUGGACAUCAUCAAAAGAGGAUAUCUUCUGGAAUUCAGAGAUGCUCCACCUCGUCGCAGUUUUCAAAUUACAAGAUGGCCGGGAGACAGAGACAAGAGAUUGGGUCUUCUGGAGUUUAUUUCUUCCCUACAGCAAGAAGGCGUCAUUAUGGAGGUUCCAAAGGAGGAAAGAACACACGGGUUUUAUUCUCACAUAUUCCUCACAAAGAAGUCCUCAGGAGCAUGGAGACCCAUUCUAGAUCUUCACACUCUCAACAAGCGAUUGAAUGUAAGAAGAUUCAAAAUGGAGUCGCUUCAGUCCAUUAUCAAAGCAGUCUUCCUAGGGCAAUGGCUGAUGUCUGCAGAUCUGCAAGAUGCCUACUUCCAUGUUCCGAUCACUCAACUGCAUCAAAGAUGUGUGAGAUUCGCAGUAGAAGGAGGGCACUUAUUGUUCCAAGCCCUUCCCUUUGGCCUCAGUACGGCUCCUCACACUUUCUCAAGAUCCUGGUGAUCCUGAUCGCAGAAUUAAGAAAGAGGGGCAUUGACAUUUUUCAUUAUCUGGACGACAUCCUGGUGCUGUCAGAGGACAGGUACACUCUCAAGCAACAGGGACAGAUCUGCAAUCAGUUCCUGCAGGAACACGGCUGGAAGAUAAAUGGAGAAAAGAGUCACCUUAUUCUUUCACAGUCCAUGCUUUAUCUAGGAGCCCUGUUCAACACUGCACUGGGGACAGUUCAGCUCUCAAGAGAAAGAGGAGUAAAGCUCAUCAGGAAGGUGAAGGAGAUACGACAAGUCAAUGUCGCCACGGCAGAGAAAGUCAUGAGCCUACUAGGAUCUAUGUCAUCAACCAUAGGCUUGACAAGAUGGGCGCAAUGGAGAAUGAGAACACUCCAGAGGAAUUUUCUUUCCCAAUACAGAGGGAAGAAUCUACUCCAGCCCAUCAGGAUUUCCACCCCGGUCCAUCUAAGCUUGACAUAGUGGAUGAACAAGAAGGCUCUGUUCUCAGGGUUCCCCCUGGGGACAUUCCCUGGAUUACUAUAACGACAGAUGCCAGUCACAAGGGUUGGGGAGCCUACCUUCAGAACGAGGUCACCCAGGGGAAGUGGGAGUUUCAUGCACACGAGACCCACUCAAACCUUCUGGAACUUCUGGCGGUUUUCAGAGCUCUGAAACACUUUCAGCAUUUACUACAGCACAAGUGGGUGAAGGUGAGAAUGGACAAUGCUACAGUAGUAGCACAUAUCAAUCAUCAAGGAGGUACCCGAAGUUGCAGCAUGGUAAGGUUGAUGAUUCCCCUGAUGUCUUGGGCACAGAAGAACCUUGCGGGGCUAGUGGCGAUUCAUCUGCCAGGAGUGCAGAAUACGGUAGCAGACUUCCUCAGCAGGGUAAGAAUAGACCCAGGAGAGUGGAGCCUCUCAGACAAAGUCUUCAAGGAUAUUGUGAAGAAAUGGGGUCUUCCUCAGAUAGACAUCAUGGCCACCAACAACAACAAGAAGCUCCAGGGAUUCUUCUCAAAGGGUCACGAACCGCAGGCCCGGGAGAGGGAUGCCCUAUCAUGCAGAUGGGAGUUCACAAAGGGGUAUGCAUUUCCUCCGUCUCCCCUCAUAUUUCCUCUACUAAGAAGGAUUCGGCAGGAACCAGUUUUCAUGAUCCUGAUUGCCCCAUACUGGCCUCACCGGCCUUGGUUCCCUCUUCUUCUGAGCCUCUGUCAGGAACCUCUGUGGGAUCUUCCAGCAGUUACUUCUCUUCUGCACCAGGGUCCUAUCCUACACCCAGACCCAGCAUCACUCAACCUGAAGGCCUGGAGGUUGAAAGGGAAAGGCUUCUAGAGAAGGGUUUCUCAGCUGCAAUCACAGAUACCCUGUUACAGGGUUGGAAGCAAUCCACUUCCUCUACCUACUAUAGAAUUUGGGAUGCUUUUUCUUCCUGGGCCUCUCCCAAGAAGGUUAACAUACAGCAUCCUGCAAUUAAAGACAUCUUGGAGUUUCUACAAACAGGUCUGGAUAAGGGUUUGAGCUACAAUACCUUAAAGGUACAUGUCUCCGCUCUUUCAGCUCUCACUGACCACAAAUGGGCCUUUAAUCCAGAUCUAUCUAGGUAUCUUGCUGCAGUCCUCAAGAUUAAACCUCCGAUCAAGCUAUUUGCUCCCCCAUGGGAUCUACCCCGGUAUUACAAGCCAUGAAGUCAGCUCCCUUCGAACCCCUGGAGUCCAUCUCUCCUCAUCUUCUUACCAUCAAGACAGUUUUGCUGGUGGCGUUAGCAUCAGGAAGAAGGGUUUUGGAGCUCAGUGCCUUAUCAGUCAAAGAGCCUUUCACGGUGUUUGACAGAGACAGGGUGAUUCUAAGAACCAUUCCCGAAUUUUGACCUAAGGUAACCACUGCCGUUCAUGUUAAUGAAGACAUAGUGCUUCCAGCCCUGACGCAAGAAGAACAUUCCCAAGAAGGAGGUUCUUCUCCACUGGAUUUGGUAAGAUGUUUAAGAAUCUAUAUUGACAGAUCUCUUGACAGAUCUCAGCUAUUCAUCAUCCUGAAUAGGGCUAGGAAAGGUCGCCAAGCUUCUAAAGAGGCCGUGCGCAGAUGGAUUGUCUCCGCUAUCAUUCAGGCUUACCAUGCCAGUGGGGUUCCAGUACUUAGGCUGUACUAAAGGCUCACUCGACCAGGUCCCUUUUCUCCUCUUGGGCAGCCGCAGCGAGAGUAUCUCCAGAGCUUAUCUGCAGAGCAGCUACAUGGUCUUCGGUGAACACCUUUAUUCAACAUUAUCAAAUAGAUGUUAGAGCUGGUCAAUGGGACAAGUUUGGUAAAAGUGUCCUUUCAACAUCCAACUAAUGUCUUUCUUUUUGUAUUAUUUCACUUAUAGAUGUGCUAAUACACUUGCAUUACAAAAUAUUUUGAGUCCGUGUAUUCUUUUCCCUCCCUUGGUUUUGCUUGGGUAUUACCCAUUGUUGUGCUGCCAUGGAUAUGGCUAGGAAAGAGGAAAAUCUAUUCAUACUAACCGUAAUUUUCUUUUCCUGGUUAUAGGCCAUGGCAGCACAAAGAUCCCGCCCAGGGAAUUUUGCUGGAAUACAAGACUGAGGGUAGGAGGGGUAGGAGGGGGUACUUAUACCCUUGUUUUAAUUAGUUCCUGUAUAACUAGGGAUGGGGAGGAGCUACCCAUUGUUGUGCUGUCAUGGCCUAUGACCAGGAAAAGAAAAUUACGGUAAGUAUGAAUAAAUUUCUCUCUCUCUCUCUCUCUCUCUCUCUCUCUCUCUCUCUCUCUCUCUCUAUAUAUAUAUAUAUAUAUAUAUAUAUACAAAAGUGAAGAAAGAAAAAGAAAAAUAGAACACAAGUCUAUAAAAAGAGAGGACUAUCGCCUAAACCAAGCAUGUCAAACUCAAAGGCUAACAUGGGCCAAAUAAACAAGAUUUAAGGUUUUGUGGGCCGCACACAAAAAAAAAAAACCUUACAUUUUCAUAGAACAACACUGUUGUUUCAUAACUGCUGACCCCCAAUAUAUAUAUAAAAUAUCUUAUUUAAUAAUUAAAGCAUAUUUAUUUAUCAGGCCCUUUUAAUCUUUAUUAAAGUCUCUAAUGGAGUCUAAUAGAGCCUGGAUGGAGCCUUAUUGAGCUGUUGGGCUUGAAAGUGGUGGUGGUGACUGAUAACCUCCCUCCCCUCAGCACAUUAACAAUCUGCUGCCCACCCAUCCAAUUUCUACUAAACCCCAGCACCUCCCUCUACUAAACCCCAGCACUUCCCUCUACUAAACUAUAGCACCCCCUCUACAAAACCUCAGCACCCCCUCUACAAAACUCCACCGCCGUACAAAACCCUCAGCCCCCCUGUACAAAACACUCAUUCCCCUGUACAAAACCCCAGCACCCUGUACAAAACCCCAACCCCUGUACAAAACCCCAAACCCCUGUACAAAACCCCAACCCCCUGCACAAAACCCCAACCCCCUGCACAAAACCCCAACCCCUUGUACAAAACCCCAUCCCCCCUGUACAAAAACCAGCCCCUGUACAAAACCCCAACCCCCUGUACAAAACCCAUAUCCCUUUGUACAAAACCCCAUCCCCCUGUACAAAACCGCAGCCCCUGUACAAAACCCCACCCCCCUGUACAAAAACCCAGCCCCUGCUGUACAAAACCCCAACCCCUGUACAAAACCCCAAACCCGGUACAAAACCCUAGCCCCCCUGUACAAAACCAAAACUCCCUUGUACAAAACCCCAUUCCCCUGUACAAAACCCCAGCCCCUCUGUACAAAGCCCCAACCCCCUGUACAAAACCCCAUCCCCCUGUACAAAACUCCAGCCCUUCUGUACAAAACCCCAGCCCCUCUGUACAAAACUCCAACCCCCUGUACAAAACCCCAGCCCCUGUACAAAACCCCAUCCCCUGUACAAAACUCCAGCCCUUCUGUACAAAACCCCAGCCCCUCUGUACAAAACUCCAACCCCCUGUACAAAACCCCAGUCCCCUGUACAAAACCCCAACCCCCAUGUACAAAACUCCAUUCACUGUUUAAAAAAAAAAAAACGAAAAAAAAAACAGUAUUAGCUUCCAGACUCAUACUUUACUCACCUUGUGUAUCUAGUAUCCUGCCUGUAUACCCCCACUGGCGCCGUCCGCAGCACAUGACACUGCCGAAACUCCUUGAAGGCGGAGCCUGUAGACGUCACAUCAGGACAUGACGUUACGCACCUCUGCAUGCCUCCGCCUGCCACCAUUCUCUCCUGGACCGCCUCUGCCUGCCUCCAUUCUCUCCUGGACCACCUCCAUUCUCUCCUGGACCGCCUCCGCCCACCUCCAUUCUCUCCUGGACCGUCUCCGCUCGCUUCCAUUCGCUCCUGGACCGUCUCCACACGCCUCCAUUCUCUCCUGGAUCGCCUCCGCCUGUCUCUAUUCUCUCCUGGAUCGCCUCUGCCCGCCUCCAUUCUCUCCUGGACCGCCUCCGCCCAUCUUCAUUCUCUCCUGGACUGCCUCCAUUUACUCCUGGACAGCCAGCCAGCAUCUGGACCGCCUCUGCCCGCUUCAAUUCAUCUCCGCCCGCCUCCAGGUAACCGGAGUAAUGAAUAUCUUUGCUGAGCCACAAAGAUAUUCAUUGUGGGCCGCAUGCGGCCAAUGGGCAGCGAGUUUGACAUCCAUGGCCUAAACGUUGUUACUCAAACCAGCAUGUACUAAUGCAGAAAAAGAUGAUAAUACUAUCUUAUACAAAUAAACAUAGUAUGGUAACUAAAUUAGAAAAGUAUCUAUGUAGCCCCGAUGAAACUGCAAUAAAUUAUCACUGUAGGGUUAAGGGACAAUGUACCCAGACCACUUCAAUUAGCUGAAGUGGUCUGGGUGCCUACAGUGUCCUUUUAACUGUGUGUGAACAAACUAUAACAAACUUUACAUACUGUACUAGUGUUUCCUAAACCAGUCCUCAAGAUCCAUCAACAGUCGAGGUUUUGUCAGUAUCACCAUUGGAAUAACACAGGGAAUUACAUAAAUCUUAGACUGUUGGUGGGCCUUGAGAAGGGGUUUGAGAACUACUGGACAAACAUGUUUUAGUGUUAAAUGGGUCUGUUUGUUGUGUACUACUUGUGAAUAGGGGAUUUAGUGUGUGUGUUUAAGUGUGUAUAGGUGUGAUAAUGUGUGCGCAUGUGUUUACAGGGGGUGUAGUGUCGGUGGGUAUAGUGUAUGUAGUGUGUAUAGGGGUACAGUGUAUGUGUAUAGGAAUAUCAUGUGUAUUUAUAGGGAAUAUAGACACGUGUGUGUGUGUGCGUGACUGCGAGGGGUGUAAUGUGUGUGUUUAUAGGGUCUUUAGAGUGUGUUUGUGUGUGAGUGCAGGGUGUGUAGUGUGUGUUUAAAGGGGGAAUAGAGUGUGUGUAGUUUAUGUGUCAGUGCAGGGGUGUAAUAUGUGUAAACAGGGGGUAUAGAGUGUCUGUUUUUAGAGGGUAAAGUUUUGUGUAUGGUAUGUAGUAUGCAAAUUAUCCAAGAUAACCCCAUAAAGUGUAGACCAUGCAGAAAGCACAGGUACAGCAAUCUCUGCAUGGUUGUAGUGCCCUAGCAUAGUGCAACUACCUAUACUUAUGUGCACAUGCAAUGCUUUCUUGGGACAUUUAUCUGGUGUCCCCAAAAUAGGGACACUAGGAAACAAACCAUGUGACCUGUGGAGCAGAGCCCAGAAAUAUGGAUUAUCACAACAUAAUCAGGACAGUACAAAAACCUGGGUUAUGGAGUAAAUACUCUUUAGGGUCUUUCACCUGUAUUUUGGUUAAAAGAUUUAUAAUCAGAUUCACAGGGUCUCUCCUAGUACCUACAGCCUGACAUGAUUUCUGCAUGACAAACUUGAGGUGAGAAUGAUAGGAGUUCUUUGGUUAGCUGAUUUUUUGGUCAUAGUUCAAUGAAUAUUUAAACAGUAAUUUUGGUAAUAUGGCAAUGUAAUUAGUGCUUACUCUGAUUAAGAAUAGGUAAUUUGUAAUAAAUACGGAAAUGGUAAUAAAAAACUAUUCUCGUUACCCUUCAUAAUUUAAAAGUUACAGUAAAGUGUCUGAUAUUUAUGAAAUUAGCAACUUUUUGCUUAAAAGUUUCAAAAAAGGUUACAUUUUGUCUCACUUCAUACCUGAUUGGAAAUAAAAUGACAAAUAAUUGUUCCACUCUGUGUAUAUAUAUAUAUAUUUGUGUUCGGAGCAAAUAGCCGUAUAUGGAGUAAGGUUCCAGCAUAAGUGUAAGAUAGUAUAAAGGGAGCAAGUCGGUUGUGGUGUGCCGAGACCGACGAUACGGUAGGCCUGUAAAUAAAGAGGGCCCACCAAGGAGUAAGUAAGUAACGUAAAUGGAAAGAAAAGAGAAAGUGUUGAAAUGAGGAGUGGGUGGGAGGGUCAUUCUGAUGCUGACCUCAAGCGAUAUGAGUCAGGUAAGGGGUGUCCCUUAUAUAGGGGAGUGAAUUAAUUUAAGCCCCUCCCACAAAUACAGGCCAAACGGCCUUAAAACUUGUGUUCGGGGCAAAUAGCCGUAUAUGGAGUAAGGUUCCAGCAUAAGUGUAGGAUAGUAUAAAGGGAGCAAGUCGGUUGUGGUGUGCCGAGACCGACGAUACGGUAGGCCUGUAAAUAAAGAGGGCAAAAAGAAUAAUCAAAGAUUUAAUACAGUCAACAAUAUAUACAAAUUAACCAGACAUUUCCUUAAAUGCAUUACGGUUUUUUAUUAAAUUUUUUUUUUAUUUAUUUUUUUGCUUGACUGUACAAUGAGUCUCCUGAUUAAGUGAAAAAAAAUAGCAUGUUAGGGUUCCAUUUCCAAUCUGCUAAUGUAUACAUUUGCAAAUAUUUAGAAAUAAUACUUAUUUGAAAGUGUUUAGCAUAAGAUAAUCCUUUUAAUGCUUCUUAUGAUUUACAAUUUUCAAACAGGCUAUCAUAUAUUUAACCUUCUGAUGCAACUAAUGUCAUCCAAAGAGACAGUCUUCAUACUGUGCAUUACUAAAUUAAUUUUAAGAUGAAGGGCAAGCUGAAAUGUAGAAGGACAAAACUGAAGUUAGUUAAACAAAUAAUUUCAUGUACAUUUAAAGCAUAAUGUGCUUUAGACAUGUGCAGUAGUUUUGUUCCAAAUUGAAUUACAUCCAAAUUCGUAUAUGGAUUCGGCAAAACGAACUGAAAACUAACAAAUUUGAAACAACUUGAUCCACGAUUUUUCAGAUCCAUUAAUUUUCAUAUGGAUAGCACAUUAGGGACUACUAAGCAACUGAAACAGCAAAAUUAAGAAUAGGGCUCUUUUUCUUAUUUUUGCCCUUUCGGUCGUUUAGUAGAUAGCUCCAUAAUUUUGCAUCCUUUCAUGGUAUUGACAUAAUUAAGUAUACCAAAUUAGGGACUUCAUUUCCGGUACUAAGCAACAAAAACAACAAACAUUAAAAAAAAAGUUUCACCUUUUAGCUGUUUAGUAGAUAGCUCCCUAAUUUGGUAUCGUGGGAUUGCCAUAAUUAAAGGGACACUAAGGCACUCAGACCACUUCAUCUCAUUGAAGUGGUCUGGGUGCUGUGUCCCUAUUGCAUUUAGUGCUGCAAUGUUAAAUAUUGCAGUUCCAGAGAAACUGAAAUCUUUACAUUGGAGCUCUAAGUCUGCCACCAGUGGCUUUCUUUGAUCUGGUAACUGACUGACCAUUGAUUCAAUGCUUUCCUAUGGGGAGGUCUAAUUCGCAGCGCUUUUAACGACCACUCAUCACAGGACGUCAGGGAAGGCAGAAAAAAACGUUAUUUAAUUACCUGGUCCCAGCCUUGAUAUCCCUCUGCGCUGGGAUCAGGUUAGUAAAUAAAGGCUUUUUAACCCUUUAUUAACUGCGGUGGAUGGGGGGUGGCGCAAGGGAGGGGGUGGCAGAGGGAGUUAUACUUACAGGAAUACAGCUUUGUAUUCCUGCCACAUAUAGUAUCCCUUUAAAGAUACCACAUUAGGGAAAUAAUGUCUAUAAUGUAUACAGGUAGAGUAACAAUUUUAUACAUAUCAACAUGACACAUUCACACAAAAUUGGCACAAAAGUGAAAGUUAAUGUCACAAUUUGCACAUAACACCCAUAGUCUUUACAUAUCUCCAAAAUACCUUUACUAAAUUCCAAAUCCUAAUUUCAGUUUAAAUUCUGUCAUUUUCCUUGGCUAUUACAAUUCAGUGGCAUAUUUUAAAACCUGGCAAAUAUGAAGGAAGGCACCUAAAUUGGAUAUAAAAAUAGAAUAACAGCAAUAACUAGAUGGCAGUUCUUAUUUAUUUUAUUCGUAUAAACUCCCAAAUGGCAAGUUUCUUUCCAUAUUGAAUAAUAAUAUUUUUUUCAGAACAAGGGAAAUGUAAAUGCAUGCAAGUUACAGUAGUAAUUAUAAUGAGGAAUAGGUGCAGAGAGCAAACAACCAAAAUAAAGUGAACACAGACUACCUGGGAAGACACAAAAACAGUAACAGUAACCAGUAGCCAGUACCUCCCCUUUCAGUGUGCACUACAAUGAUAUGUUAGUGAGUCACAGGGGCGGAACCUUGUUCAUCCGGAACUAAGAUCUUUACAAUGUUAUGCACCAGCCGAGGCUAUCUGCGCUGCACACCACGAAGUGUCAAAUAAUAGUGCUGCUGGUUUGGGGGAAUCUUACAGAGGGUGAGUGAGAGGAAAGGAAUGUCUGGCUCUGUGUGUUCUGUCUGUGUAUCAGCAAGCUUGCUUGUAAAUACUUACAUACUGCAGUGCAGGCCUGCCAAGGACAACAGAAAGGUUAUGUAUGUUAUGGUUUGCUGAAUGAACUGACAUUGUUUGAAUGAGGUGAACUGCACUGAAUUCAAUAUAAGAUCAGUUUUAUACCAACAUUUAACCACAGUGGUUUGUUAUUAUAUUAGUUGAUGCUAAAUGUCUGAUUCACAGUUUCUUUUCUUUAAAAAUAUAUAUUUUAAAUUUGAAUAUAUUCAGAAAUUAACCAGCUUUCUGCUAGUGGCAGUACAAGAGGCUGCCACACAUUGAGGAGCUUUAUAAAAGUAUUCCUAACCAACCAAGUAGGCAAUGUUCAAAAAGUGGAACAAUUGGCAUGGAAACUGAAGCUCCCUGUUGAUUUCCUUGGUUUCCAUAGAAACCGCUCCACCACAGGUCUUUGUUUCAAUUUUUAAUUAAGGUAUGUAGAGCUGCUUUGUCACCUUUACAUAUUUUGCAAAGACCCAGUAUGGUGACAUCAUUGAUUGUGGUCUGGUGGCCCUGGGAGUACAGCUAUGGUGAGAUAUACUUACUUGAUGCUGUCCCCUGCUUGUACCACCAGCUCUUUCUUCUCCUGGUGCACAUGCAUGUGUGAGAGUACACCACUGAUGUCUAUGGAGGAACCCGUGGGAAACUCCCUAUACAUUGCCUGGCCAAAAAAAAAAAAGUCACAGUAUAAUAUUUUGUUGGACCGCCUUUAGAUUGAUUAUGGCACACGUUCGCUGUGGCAUUGUUUAAUAAGCUUCUGCAAUGUCACAAGAUUUAUUUCCAUCCAGUGUUGCAUUAAUGUUUCACCAAGAUCUUGUAUUGAUGAUGGGAGACUGUGCAAAGCCUUCUCCAGCACAUCCCAAAGAUUCUCAAUGGGACUAAGGUCUGGACUCUGUGGUGGCCAGUCCAUGUGUGAAAAUUAUGUCUCAUGCUUCCUGAACCACUCUUUCACAAUUUGAGCCAGAUGAAUCCUGUCAUUGCCAUAUUGGAAUAUGGCUGUGCCAUCAGGGAAGAAAAAAUCCAUUGGUGGAAUAACCUGGUUAUUCAGGUAGUCAGCUGACCUCGUUCUUUGGGCACAUAAUGUUGCUGAACAUAGACCUGACCAACUGCAGCAACCCCAGAUCAUGGCACUGCCCCCACAGGCUUGUACAGUAGGCACUAGGCAUGAUGGGUGCAUCAUUUCAUCUGCAUCUAUUUUUACCCUGAUGCGCCCAUCACUCUGGAACAGGGUAAAUCUAGACUCUUCAGACCACAUGACCUCCUUCCAUUGCUCCAGGAUGUCAUUCGACAUGGUUGUUUUAAGAAAUGAGAAGCUACUCAUUGCAUUAGUUGGGGUUAAAUGACUUGUUGUCAGCUGUUGCAGUAACUAUCCAAUAGGUGGCUCUUACCUGUUUGCUUAGUUAAAUCCAGGUGGCGACUUUUUUUUUGGGCCAAGCAGUUUAUAUUAUCGCACAUUAAGCGAGACAAUGCCUUACGCACACUGCCAGCGCUAGUGACGGCUGGAGGAAGUGACAAUAUUUUACAGCAGGUGCUCUGCAUCUAGUUAGGGCAGAAAUAUAAUAUAAGGCAAAUUGUUUUAUAUGUUUCGACAGUAAUGUUGACAGGUUAAACAAUAAAAAUUAAUGAGUUCAUUAAUUUUUAUUGUUUAACCUGUCAAUAGAGAUGUCGCGAACUGUCCGCCGACGAACAAUAGCGUGUUCGCGUUGGGCGAACAUAUCCGAUUUCCGGUCCGCCCCCUAUACGUCAUCAUUGAGUAAACUUUGACCCGGAACCUCACAGUCAGCAGACACUUCCUGGGAGGGAGGGUCUGCUGCUGAUUGGGUGGAAUGUGUCUGCUGGCUGUGAGGUUCCGGGUCAAAGUUUACUCAAUGAUGAUGUAUAGGGGGCAGACUGGAAAUCGGAUAUGUUCGCCCAACGUGAAUACGCUAUUGUUCGCCGGCGGACAGUUCGCGAACAGUUCGGCGGACAGUUCGCAACAUCUCUACCUGUCAACAUUACUGUAAAGUCCCUGAGGAAGUCCCAGCAGUGGGAAGAAACGCGUUGGACAGAUGGUGGACAGUUUAUGAAAUUUUAUGCUGAUUGAUUCUAACUUAUGUGUAAGUAAUAAAUAUAUUUUUUACUUUGUACACAUUUCUUCACUUUUCAUUUUGGAUGUAUCUUUAUCUCUUUGUAUUACUGAGACUUGGAAGUUCAUGCAUUGGAGUAAGAACACUGCCUGAGAGCUACACGGAUUUUUGAUAGCCUUAUUUAUUCAAAGUGUGAGUGAUCCAUUUGGCUAACAUUAUUACUGUAGAAGCUUCACACGGAGUUGCACUAUGUUAUUUUUUGUUUCCCUAUAGUUAGAUUGACCCUAAUUUGUGUAUUUAUGUGUUUGUGGAAGAUUUGAGGAGAUCUUCGGGUCACAAUGUACAACUUAGAGGGAAGUCCUUUAUACUGUUUAUUCACUGAGGGCACUUGGUGUUUUUGGUGAAAUUUUAAUAUCACAGAGUGAUUUAGUGAAAGAUUUUGCAUUUUUUAAUAUAUAUAUAUAUCUCUGGAUGGAAAUUUCCCUUUUCCCCCCACACUUUUUCCUUCUCUACUCCUUUGGUCUCAUCUAUUAAGGUUUAUUAUCAUAAAUUUUUUUGAAAGUUACUAGAAGAAGUACCUAACAAAGAAAAAAAACUCAUCAAAAUAUCUACCGCCUUCAGUGAAUCCAAAUCCUAAAGAAAAUGAUUUAGCUUCAGAAUUAUUACUUAUUACAAUGUUAGUAGCAAACUGAUAACAUAGUAGUCAAGUAUAAUCAAUUAAUAAGACUCCACAGUCUAAGCUCGGACGUAGAUUAAAAGAAAUUUUAUGUGUUCCUCUGAACGUAUUAGUGCACAAGUCCAUUAUUCCAGUGCUAGUAGCUCAACCAUCACCAGCAAACAGUGUUGGCCCACAUAUCUCCUGACUAUCUAGUAUCUGUUACAGAAAUAAAUUGAAGAAAAAAACAAACUAAAAUAGCAAGCUAAGUUUUGUGGAUCUUGGAAGGAAACUGGGAGACUUUAUGUUGAGGUGUAGGAAAUGACAACUGGAUGUGACUGUUCCCCCUUCCCAGGGCUGGAGUGGUAAAAAAAAAAAUCCGGGCAUUUUUUUUAAUCACAGUGGCACACUAAGAAGGGGGAGGGGCAGAGAGGGUAUGUUUUGUCAUCACCAAUGACAAACACGCCCCCUCUCAAAGUGAACAUAUUGGUUCAAUGCUCUCCCAGGGCAGGCCAUGCGCAGAGCUCUGCUGAAGAGCUCUAGCAUGAGAAAAAGGCCCUGUAUUUGUUUUGCACAGUGCAAGCAAAUUUAAUAACAUGCUUGGACUGUGUUUCCUUGCAACUUGUCUCUGGUGUCUCUAUAUAUGGGAUACCAGGAGACAAAGGGGCCAGGAAAGAGUAUUGUGCAUGUGUUUGGAGCCUGCUUGUGUGAUUGCGUGUGUGUAGAGUAAGCUGAUUGUGGUGUGGUAUUGUGUAAUAAGGUCAGUUUUAGUGUUGUGUUUGUGGUUUAAUAUAAUGCAUGUGUGGCUAGGUGUUGUAGAGAGUAUUUGUAUAGGGGAUGUAGCUAUAGUGUGUGUGUGUGUGUGUGUGUGUGUGUAUAGGUAAUGUAGUGUUUGCAGGGGUUGUAGAGUGUGAAUGCAGAGGGAAUGUAGUAUGUGUUUGCUUACAAGGAAUAGUGUGUGUGUAUAGGGGAUCCAGAGUGUGUAUGUCAGGAAUGUAGUGUGUGUGUAUAGGAGUCUAGUGUGUGUUUGAAGGACCCAGAAUGUGUAUAGGAGACCUAGUGAGUGUGUGUAUAUAGCGGAUUCAGAGUGUAUAUAGGGAUCUAGUGUGUGUGUGUGUAGAUGAUCAAGAGUUGGGUAAGGGAUCAAGUGUGUGUCUGAAAUGUAAUGUGUUUAGGGGUGCAGUGUGUGUGUGUGUGUAUAUGUGUGUAUAUAUGUAUGUGUGUGUGUGUGUGUGUGUGUAUAUAUAUAUAUAUAUAUAUAUAUAUAUAUAUAUAUUUAUUUAUUUAUUUGGAAGUAUUGUGUGUGAGUGGUGCAAUGUGUUGUGGGGGUUCUGUCUGUGUGUGUGUGUGUGAGGGGUGCUGUGAGUAAGAGGUGAAGUGUGUGUGAGGGUGCUGUUUGUGAGGGAUUGUGUGUUUGGGGGGAGGCAGAUUAAUGCCUAUAUACUAAUUUAUUCAUUUAUUUUAAAUUAAAAAACAAAACAAAAACAGGCAUUAUAUCCCCCCUACCUUCUUACCUUUAGCCUGGGUGGGGUGGACUGGUAUGGUGAGGCCUAAUAGGGGGGGACUGGCACUCUCACACCGUCCAUGGUGGUGCUAGUGAUGAGUGAACUCUAGCCUGCGAGGGUAGAGUUCACUCUUGCGAGAUCGGGGGCGUUGCCAUGGCAACAUUCCAGCUCACGCGAGAGGAACCCGGCGGAGCUGCAAGAUAGAGCUCCGACGGGUCCUCUCCUGUCUCCCUUCCCAGCCGGCGGACGCAUGUCUGUGCAAGUGGGCCAGUGAGAGAGAUCUUUUAUCUCCCCACCGGCCUGUCAUUGAAUGCAGCAGGGCCGGCGCUCGGAUAGCGCGGGCCCUGCGUGGACCGGCCGGGGAGGUCCUGUGACCUCAUCUGCCAGCCUUGGCCCAUCUCCAUCGAGCCCGAUGGCAAGCCAGAGCCUGCCCCUUCCUAAAAAUGUAUCUAGAUCUCAAGGUCACUUUCACUGAGAAAGGUGAAAUCAAAUAUUAUGGGAAAGAAGCACCAAAUUAGUUUUGAAGGGUACAUACACUCAAGAGUUCAUGCAUGCACUGGCUAAUCAUGCAUAUAUGUACUUCUGUAUUCACACAUACACACUGACUCUUCACACACAUAUGUUAAACGUUGGGUCUCCAUGACACAGGAUUGGAAAUGGACAGGUUUGAAAGUGGGCUCCUGUAAAGUGGGCUGGCCAGCAUGAUGUGCCUGCACGCCAGGUUGACUGACAGCCUCCCUGGCCGGCACCACUAAGGGCACAGCAUGCAUGGAAUGCUUUUAAUGCGCUCUCUGCAUGGUUCUAUUGCCCUCUCUUGCAUUCUGAUAUCAACCUGGCAUGUCAGAUUAAUAGUGUAUCUGCUCAACAUGUUUUAGAACCUGGUGACUUUUUUUGCCAGUAGCCCAAAAUACAGUACUGUCUUGGAAAAAACAGGACAUUUCGCAUGUAUGGACACAUAUGUCCCUGUGCUUUUACUGGCACAUUCACCAAAGCUUUAACCAAACUCUCUGAACCCACUUCUUACAUUUAUACACCUACUGACACUUGCGAGAUCGGGGGCAAAUGCUACAGACAAAAUGUGAGUCAAAACCAUUGUAGCAGUGAAUAACUUUAAUGCCCAAUGAUAGAGUAAAGCUAUAGGCAUCAAAACAAUAAAAUAAAGCAGUUUUGGUGUAUAGAUCAUGCCCCUGCAGUCUCACAGCUCGGUUCUCUGCCAUUUAGGAGUUAAAUCACGUUGUUUAUGCAGCCCUAGUUACACCUCCAUGCAUGUGACUUACAGCCUUCCUAAACACUGUAAAGAGACGUCUAAUGUUUAAACAUCCUUUAUUGCGGUUUCUUUAACACUUCGAGACCAUAAUAACUUCAUUAAUGUACCCUUUUCAAGCCUUUUUUAUAAAUGGUGAGCUAUUAAUUGGUUUCAAACAUCAGCUGACUGCUCUAAGCCAGUCAGAGGUGUCCCUGCCUGAGGCAUCUGUUCUGAAGAAUUUCAGAAAGCAGAAGGACAGGGGGUCAGAGUGAUCCAGCCCUGGGGUACAGAAGUUGAGGUUAAACAGUUGAUGAAUAUUUUAGAAAAGAAAAAAGCAGUACAAUCCGCGCCGCUAAGAAAAAGCAGCUAAAACACACUUAAUGGGAAUAAUCACAAAAUCCCACAACAAGAAGUGAAUACAAACAACAAAAUAGUGUGCAGCGCAAAUACGUAAUACCACAAAUAAGAUGCAAUGCAUGCACAGUGGAGGUGUGUAUACCCAAUAGAAGACACACAAAUGUACCCUAAAUGUUGACAGGAUCAGAUGGUAGCCAAAAGUCAAAUACUGGAAAUUUAAAAUAAUACAUCCCAUUCCUGAGAGCCUGUCUCGGGUAAUAACGUUUGUAGAAAAUGCUCCAAAGGGUAUUCCUCAGUAUGAAGCUUGUUCCUCAAAGUAAGUGAUGCAGAACAGGCACACAUUAAAAGACAAGAAUUCACAUUUAUUUAUAAAAAAUAUAAAAAUUUUACAUAAAAGUUGUAGUAAUGCCGUUCACAGGUAGAUACCAUAAGCACAACGCGUUUCAACGAACUCACUUGUCUUCCUCAGGUGAAAUAGUUAACAACAAGCUUCAAACACAUUUAAAUACAAAGAUUGGCGCGGGAAACGAGUACUUCCAACCUGCCCCCUUCGCCUAACAGCCAAUCGGCGAUGAAAUCUUUCAUCCUUCUUUGGUCCUUAUGGCCGCGGCCAUUUUCUUCCGGUUUCGGAGCUUCAUGCUUUACUUCCGGGUUCCAUGCGUUCCACAAGCAGCCAAUCGUUAUGUUCAUGCGUUCCAAAGUUAACGCAUACUGUCCCAAAGUAUUAAUACUGUGAGGAUCACAACUUAUAGUCCAUUAAUGUCCAUAACGGAUUCCAUCCAUAAAUAAAGACAAAUCUAUAAUAAUUAUUAGAGAAAACAUAUGUAUAAAAUAGAGGAUAAUAUAUAAAUGACCUAUACAAUAUUUAUAUUAAAAAACCCAUUAAAUCAAAUAUAGUUAUACAUAUCAAAAUCAAUGUUUAACCCAUGAGGAGAGAGGUUUCCAAAUCGAAGAUCCAUCUCAUUUCCGUCUUGUUGAGGAUCCUCAAAUGGUCACCCCCUCUCCAGGGUUUUAAAACUUUUUGAAUCCCCAUAAAAUGCAGGGCUUUAGUGUCUCCAUUAUGAUUUUGGUGAAUAUGUGCAGAUACAGAAUGGGUUAAUACCCUUUUCUGUAUAUUUCUUAAAUGUUUGCUAAUUCUAAUCUUCAAUGGUCGGAUAGUCCGCCACACAUAUUGCAAGCCACAUAUGCACGUUAAUAAAUAAAUAAUAUUAUUAGAACUACAAGUUAUAAAUUAUUUAACAUUAUAUUCCUUUUUUGUUGUGUUAGACUGAAAUGUUUGUUUUUCUAGUCAAAAUUCUACUAGUCUUACAAGCCCUACAAUUUCCACAAUUAUAAAAACCCCUUAAGGCAUUCCCAUGUACAUCCUUAUUUGAAUGAAAUAUAUUUUAUCCCAUAAUGCUAAAGAAGCACUAUAACAACGUAAUUUGGAUAGACUUGUUAUGGUGCCCAAACCAUUCUUUAAUUUAGAAUUUCUUAUCUCCUGCUCUGUUAAUAGCCUGUUAGAGCCUUUUGGAGUUUCAUGUGUGUAGAGUCUGUAGGAGUCUUAAGUUCAAUUAACAGAGCAGGGGUUAAAAAUUUCUAACGUAAGUAAGCUCUGAAACCAUUUUUUUCAUGGAAUCCUGUCUGUCACAGAUAGGGGAGGUGUGGCUAGUGCUGCAUCGGCAGAAACAAAAGUGAUUUAACUCAUAAAUGGCUUUGAAUUGAGAAGUGAGACUGCAGGGCAUGAUCUAUACACACAAACUGCUUCAUUAAACGAAAGUUGUUUUAGUAUCCCUUUAAAACUUGAAUUGCUGGUCCUGGUAUAUGUAUUUAAAUUAUUUUUUUUCCGAGUCUAUAUUUCAUCUAAGCAAUUCAAAACAAACAAGACAAUAGUCAAACAGUUUUAACUUAUUUCAAAUAAAAUGUAAAGCAGGCUACUUAAAAUAAAUAUUAUUUCAUGCAAAUGUUAUGUCUAAGAUGGUUUCUGAAUGUGUUUUUGUAUCAUACAAAUAUUUUGCUGCAAUUUAUUUUCUCUUGCACUCUGUUUUGUAAGCUAAAUAUGAAAGCUUUCAAUGUUGAACUUUAUUUUCUACUUUGACCCAUUAGUAUCUGGUUACUAAGCAAGUUGCCUUUAACCUUCUUUUUUCAGGCUGACUGAAUAUCAAAGAAGUUACACUGUGACUUUGUACCAUGGUGAAAUGCAAUGCUGCUUUUAAAAGGACUAUCCACUCUUGAUGGCAACCUUCAUGUGCGGGAUACUGUCACGUGGUGAAACAUUGUGUAAUAAAACUAGUGGAGAAAGAAUGCGGCCUUCUACACUUCGUGAACUUUGAAAUUUUAUGCAUUCAACACACUCAUAAAAUAUUAGAAGACAAAACGAGAUGUUCAUUGAACAGCAUUUGUAUGAAGCAUCUUCCUCGUUUUCCUAGAAUAAAAGACCAUAUACAUUUAAUUUAAAGUAUGUCUCUUUCAGAAAGCAAAGGUUUAAUUUUGGGGCUGCUUGCUGGUGCUGCUGGAAUAAGUGUUGCCCUAUUGUGGUUGAAGAAACAUGGAAAAUCUCACUACUUCCAACACAUUCCUGGUCUUUGGUCUACCUCUAAUGGUCAUGGCUUUGUUCAGGACCACCAAGGGAAGGUGGUGGUUUUACAAGGUAGCCAGCUUCAGAUCCUGGAAAAAUUUGGAGAAUUGUUGAAAAGUGUGGAAGAGCUCAAGCGGGAUGUAAAAUUUUUAAAAGAAACCAUUCCUAAACUAGAAGAACAAAUAAGAGACGAGAUUAGAGGGAAAAAUGAUGGACGACGGGUUAGCCCACAACAUAAAGGUCUCAAAAGAAAGAAAAGUGAGACAGCCAAAGAACCAGUGGAAUACCCUAGCUCAGAGGAAGCAGAGAGUGAAGGAGGGUAAGUCUUGCAUCCAUCAAAAUAUCUACCACCUUCAGUGAAUCCAAAUCCUAAGGAAAAUGAUUUUUAGUUUCAGAAUUAUUACUUAUUAUAAUGUUAGUAGCAAACUGAUAACAUAGUAAUCAAGUAUAAUCAAUAAAUAAGACUCCACAGUCUAAUCUUUAAAAAGAAAAAAAUGCCCAUUUUUAUUUUCUUUAUUAUGGGCACUGGGCAUUGUUUGAUUUAAGCACUCUUAAACUCAAAUAUGAUUUGAUUAUAUUUCCCUGUCCUAUUUCUUUGCUACUAUGCCUGUCUAGAUAGUUAUACAGGGAGAGAGGCUUUAUAAAUUCUACUGUCAGUUUAUUUGAAACUGACUCCCUUAUUAUUUCAUACUGCUUACUCCCUCUCUUUUCUAUCUGCAAGUAUUUCUGCUCUGGAUACUAUUGUGCAGCAAUCCUACAUUGUUUGUUUGGUCUUUUUUUGACCACGAUCAACAGCCCUAAACUGCCUUUUACUUUAGGGACCUGAUCCAUUAUUGCUAGUUAGCUAACUUGUAUGGCUCCACAUUGGGUUUUUGUGUACCCUGGACAGUUAGGGUUCGAGAUAUAGUACUUUAGGAAACAGCACUCAGAGGAGCACAAGUGUUAGACCAGAGAUAGGGGUCAUAAUUGGGAUUGAUUCUUUUCAUUUAAGCUAGUCUCUUAUUAAAGCUUUAUUUCAGUAUCUUAUAUCAUAUCCCCUUAUUCACUUGGAAGUGACCUCUACCUGCUUCUACCUUGGAUGCAUAGUUGCAUUAGUUACACUUGUAUAUACUUUAUUUUUCACUUAUUUCAUGGUCUCAAUUUUGUUUUGGGUUAGUCUAGCCAAUUAUUAAUAUUUAUUUCCUACUUGGCUAUGUUUAUAUCCAAGAGAUGCACAUGGUCUCAUGUCUUUACCUACAUUGAGACGAUUAGCAUCUAUCCUUUUUCGUUCUUUAUCGAAAUGUAUUUCACAUUUAUUUUUAUGUUCAUAUUAGCAAGUUUCAUUGUUUUUAAAAAAAAAAAAUUUUUUAUAACAUAUGCAGUUAUGUGGAUUAUAACAUGUCCUUCUCUAAAGGUUUGUAACAUGCCACAACACACAAUUUUGUCUGAGGCCAGAUUUGACAGUAGGAAGAGAUUGCAGCUGUCGGACCAAGGUUGGCGACAGCAGGUGUGAAUUUUUUUUUCAUUUUAGGUAUUUUAUUUUCUUGAUUUGCUACAUGGUAAUUUUUUUUAUUUUAUUUUAUUUAUUUAUUUAUUCAUUCAUUCAUUAACUGUUGUGGAGGAAGGAGACAUGUACAGUCAGGCUCACUUGUUGUUCCUCCAAACAUGGAGUAAGAAAGACAGAACUGAAUUUUUGGAGAGAGCUAACGGUACUUUAGCAUCCUUCACCUAAAAUUUAAGUAUGACUCUGAAUAUGUAUUGAUAUGUAGGCAGAGUGUGAUGACUUGACACAUAAUGAUCCAAAAAUGAAAUUGCACAUGAACCUUUACAAUUUAUUAAUUUGAAAAUACUUAGAUUUCUAUAUCGGGCAGUCUUAUAUUUGAUCUCUUUGUAUUACAUAGUUGAAAAGAAAGAGACUUGCGUUCAUCAAGUUCAUCCUUUCUCACAUGUUUUUGCUGUUGAUCCAAAAGAAGGCAAAAACCCCAGUCUGAAGCACUUCCAAUUUUGCAAAAAACUAGGAAAAAAAUCCUUCUUGACCCAAAAAUAGCAGUCAGAUAUCUCCUUGGAUCAAGCCGCUAUUACCCCACUAAUUAGAAAUUAUAUACCUGUAUGUUAUGUUUUUGCAAGUAUUUAUCCAAUUGCAGUUUAAACAUCUGUAUAGACUCUGACAAAACCACCUCUUCAGGCAAAGAAUUCCAUAUCCUUAUUGCUCUUACUGUAAAAAAAAACCUUUUGUUUGCCUUUGCCUGAAAUCUCCUUUGUUUAUGAAUAGAUUUCCAGAUAAUGGUUUGUACUGGCCCCGAAUAUAUUUGUAUAUUGUUAUCAUAUCCCCUCUGAAGUGCCGUUUUUCCAAACUAAAGAGAUUUACAUUUUUUAACCUUUCUUCGUAACUAAAAUGCUCCAUUCCCUUUAUCAAUUUUGUAGCUCGUCUCUGCACCUUUUCUAGUGCCAUAAUAUCCUUCUUUAGAACAGGUGCCCAAAAUUGCACAGCAUAUUCAAGGUGUGGUCUUACCAGCGAUUUAUAAAGAAGCAAAAUUAUAUUUAUGCACCUAUUUAUACAUGACAAAACCUUACUGGCUUUAGCAACUGCAGAUCGACAUUGCAUAUUGCUUCCUAAUUUGUUGUCUAUAACAAUUCCCAAAUUCUUCUCGUGUUAUCCCUAAUUCACUACCAUUCAGGUGUAAAUUGCUUGUGCAAGCUUGACCCCAAAGUGCAUAACUUUGCAUUUCUCUACAUUAAAUUUUAUCUGCCAUUUUAGUGCCAGUCCCCAAUCUAUCUAAAUCCAUCUGCAGCAAAGCAAUAUCCUGCUCACAUUUAAAGAUCCUGCUCACAUUUUAGAUAUACAAAGUUGACAGUGAGGAAGAAGCAAACUUGGUACUAGUUAGUAAAUAGCAUUCAAACACAUCAGGAAGUAAGCUUAGUUAAUUUAUUCAUGGGGAAAUUUGUCAUUGUGUAGUUUUCUGAAAAACUGUGUGAAAAUGGAAGUUGAAGUGGAGAUAUUGCCAGUAGAACAUGUGUGCAAUUCUACUUGGUUCCAUGUUAAUUAACCCAAAGCUUGACAAAUGUGUUUGGAAAGCCAGUUUAUUUUUUUAAACUAACAAAGUUUCAUUUUCAGUGACAAAAAUAAAAUUCUUAAAAGGACACUAGUCACCUGAACCACUAAAGCUUAAUGCAGUGGUUGUGGCGUCUAUAUCCUAUCCCUGUAGGCCUUUCAAUGCAUACUCUGCAUUGAGUGACUGCCACUUGAGGUGUUACUAGGCAGCAGACGACCACUAGAGCUGAUUCCUAGUCCAGUGCUGCACUGUGUGAAGCACCUAUGUUCAUCAUCCUCACAUUCUACAUGGAGGCUCUCAAUGUUCCACGUAGAGAUUGAUUCAAUGCAUCUCUGUGAGGAUAUGCUGAUUGGCACACCGUUUUGCCGCACAUGCACAUGGGAAAGCAUUGACUUGGCUGAGAUCAUCAAAAUGGAUUGUCAGCUAUGGAAGAGAAGUCAACCAUGGUGAGACUGGGCACCAUGGGAAGUUAAGGUGAGUAAAACAGCUUUCCCAUAUGAUUGGAGAUGAGGUCCAGUAACCUAAACACACACUCUCUGACUGACAAACACACUCAGACAGACAUUCACAUUUUCUUACAUUCUCACACAUUAUUUAUUUUUAUAUUUUUUGAAUUUAUGUCCUCCCUACCUUUUGAAGAGCUGGAGUGGAUCUUUUCCCUGGGUUCCUGUAAAGCUUGUGUAAUCUUUAGACUCUUCUUGCUCUGCUCCCACGUGCGCUGUUUAGUGAUGCUGGGGCCAGAGUGACCUCAUAUUUCAGCUGCAGGCAUCACAACAAGGCGCGCGAGAAGCAGAGUAAGAACUGCAAAAAUUUAGAACAAGGCACAGGGUUAUUCAAUAAAUAACAGGGUUAUUCAAUAAACUCAACAUUUCCACAGCCUAAAUUGGAAUUGCAUAAUUUUUACAAAAUUAGGAGCACUGAAACAAAUUUGCAACUCCGCUCUAGUCACAGCUUGCCUGGAGAGUAGCCGUAUUUAGCCUGAUUUAAUUUGGUUAAAUUUUAAACUUAGCGUAUAUUCUUGGGCAGUUUGAUAAAUUUUCCCAUUGUGUAUUUGAUUUUUGAAUAAUUGUUCAAUCAGCACCAUAACUACUACAGCGUGUUGUUUUGGUUAUGGUGUCAGGAUACACUGGAUCCUCCAAGUCUAAGUAGUCUAAGCUGUUUAAAAAGGUUUUACUUCCUGUGGUUCUCUGGGUGCUGUUCCCUGCCUCCUCUCUAGCCGGCAGCUCUAAGCAGUGCAGGGGUUAGCUCAUUGGCUGUGAGCGAUCAAGAGCUUCCAGCUCUCCUGGCAGCUGAAAGAAGACUUGUAAGAGAGACAAAAUAACUAAAAACUGACAUCAGUUUUGGCAUUUCUACCCUGCCUUUAAUCAUAUUAAUACCCCCAAGUAAUUUAUGUGGUACCUGGCGACUGUGCCUCUUCCAAUAGUUAGAUGGGGGGUCAUGUUGACCCCAUUGGAUUUUAUCUUAUUUAUUGUGAUGGCUGAUUUGCAAGUGCUGGCCAGCUGCCACAAAACUUAACUCUCAUGCCACCAAGGCUUUUUAUUUUUUUUUAAAAACUAUUUGCCUGCUGGCUGCUAGCACUGCCGGAGGGCAAAUAGUCCUGUUUUUUAUCAUUCAUUUGCAAAAAUUAAGAUAAUUUGUGUAUCCUACUAGAUACAUUAGGUCACAAGUUUUAUUAACCACUUAGUGACCUCGGACGUACAGGGUACGUCAGCCAAAAAACGGUCGUUAACAACUGCUGACGUACCCUGUACGUCCACGGCCAAAAUGAGCUAGACGUACCCUGGACGUCCCUCUCUAAGGGUAUUCCACGAUGCCUAAAUAUCGAGGCAUCGUGGAAUACCCCCCUACACUGCUGGGCACCUGAGCGAUCACUUCCGGGUUGCCGCAUGUGGCGCCCAGUAGUGUAUAGCCGAGCAUUCGAAGCAUUCAGGCAGGCUUCCAAUACUAGGGGUCGAGGCACUCAGUAAUAUAUAUAUAUAUUAACAUGCAUAAAUGGGGGUGCUGGAUCUUGUGUUUUGUAUUAUUUGGCCCCCAGCAGCACCCCCAUUUAUGCAUGUUCAGGUGAGUGCAGCCAACCCCGCCUUGUUUCAUAUGUAUAUAUUUGGGAGUCUAGCCAACUCCUUGGUUUUGCACCCCUCCCUGUCACAGUUGCCUCAUCCCAGGGCCCUAUUUAGCAUUGUACUGCAGAGAGCCCCAGAUGUAAUUUUUUUCCUCAAGUAAGUGGUUAAUCUUAUAAGAGCAGACAUUAGGCUGUUAGUGUAGGACCUGCCAAAGAUGGGGUACAUUAACGUUGUGGCAGGCUUAUGCAAUGUAUGAUCAUAUAAUGUAACUAAACCCCCAUUAUUUUUGCCUAGAUUAGGUGUUUUUAAAAAACUAAUAAAAUCUUUCAACAUUGAAGUUGCUGUUUAGUGGAUAGGUGAGUGCGCUGGAUCUUGUGUUUUGUAUUAUUUGGCCCCCAGCAGCACCCCCAUUUAUGCAUGUUCAGGUGAGUGCAGCCAACCCCCCCUUGAUAUAUAUGUAUAUCUCCUUAACGACCGUGGACAUACUGAGUGCGUCCUACAAAAAACGGAUGUUAAGGACCACAGACAUACCUAGUAUUUUCGCGGCAAAUAGGAGCCCUGGACUUAUCUGGACCGGCGAUCACAGCCAGGGGGGACUGCAGGAGACCCCAACAGUACCCCUGCAGCAGCUCCGGCCACCCCAGCCCUCCAGGGCCAUGUGAGCACCAUGAUCAUAUCGCUGCAAUAGGACUAUAGGAGCUGCCAGCAGGAGAACUGUUUGAGCUGUCAGUCCCCCAGGCUGCUAAAAAGUAAAAAAAAUAAAAUGUUAUACAUAUUACACAUAUAUACAUACACAUAUAUCUCAAAAUACAAUUAAAAUGAAAGCAUAUAUAUGCAUUAUAUAUGUAUAAUAAAUUAUAAAAUGUUUUAAAGGACCACUAUAAGCACCCAGACCACUUCAGCUCAAUGAAGUGGUCUGGGUGCCAGGUCCCUCUAGUUUUAACCCUGCAGCUGAUAACAUAGCAGUUUCAGAGAAACUUCUAUGUUUCACUGAGGGUUAUCCAGCCUCUAGUGGCUGUCUCAUUGACAGCCGCUAGAGGCGCUUCCGCGAUUCUCAAUGUUAAAAUCAGAGUGAGAAGACGCUGGACGUCCAUAGGAAAGCACUGAGUAAUGCUUUCAUAUGGGCUGUUUGAAUGCGCGCGCGGCUCUUGGUGCGCCUGCGCAUUCGGAUCUGACAUCGGCAGGGGGUGGAGAGUUACCCAGCGCAAAGGGAGCCCAGCGCUGGAGAAAGGUAAGUGGCUGAAGGGGUUUUAACCCAUACAGCCCAGCGGCAGGGCGGCCCCGAGGGUGGGGGGGACCUAAUGACCCUAUAGUGCCAGGAAAAUGAGUUUGUUUUUCUGGCACUAGAGUGCUCCUUUAAUUUAUAAUAUAUUAUACAUAUAUAGGAAAUAAAAGUGUGUGUGUGUGUAUAUGUAUGUGUGUGUGUAUAUAUAUAUAUAUAUAUAUAUAUAUAUAUAUAUCUAUAUAUAUAUAUAUAUAUAUAUAUACACAAAAAAUAAUAUAUAAGGUGCACUCACAGGUCUUAAACAAGUGAUUAAUUUAUUCCAACGUGCAAAUUACAUAUGCAAAAAAAUAUAUAUGAUGAUCGACGUUUCGACCCACAAAGGGCCUUUUUCAAGAUCAAUAAUAUCAUGUGUAUAAUAUCACACAUGAUAUUAUUGAUCUUGAAAAAGGCCUGUGAGUGCACCUUAUAUAUUAUUUUUUGUAUCUAUUUGAAUGCCAGAGGUUGGCACCCAGGCAAGAAUUUUUGAUAUAUUCAGGACAAAGGGUGAGUGCCAAGUUCACUUUUUAUAUAUAUAUAUAUAUAUAUAUAUAUAUAUAUAUAUAUAUAUAUAUAUAUAUAUAUAUAUAUAUAUAUAUAUAUAUAUAUAUAUAUAUAUGUAUAUAUAUAUAUGUAUGUAUAUAGCAAGUAUAUGUAUAUGCGGUGUAUAUAUGUAUGUGUAUAUAUGUAUGUAUGUAUAUAUGUAUAUAUGUAUGUAUGUGUAUAUAUAUAUGUAUGUGUAUAUAUAUAUAUAUAUAUAUAUAUGGCGUAUAUAUGUAAGGUAAAAGUAUAUGUAUAUAUGUAUAUAUGUAUGUGUGUAUAUAUGUAUAUAUAAAGGCAUAUAUGUAUGUGUAUAUAUGUAUAUAUAUAUAUAUAUGUGUGUGUGUGUGUGUAUAUAUAUAUAUAUAUAUAUAUAUAUAUAUAUAUAUACGUGUGUGUGUGCACAUAUACACACACACGUAUUUUAUAUAUAUAUAUUUAUAUAAUAUAAAUUACAAUUUUAUUUUAUUAUAAAAAACGAAUAAAACGCUAACUUUGGCCAGCGUUUGUGAGUGGCUACUACAAAAGACUGGACAUACCACUUUUUUUUUUUUUUUUUUUUUUUUUUGCGUGCAUGGGUUUACAGGAUUAUGCUUGCUAUGCUACAACAAUGGUCACUGGUAAGACGAGAUACAUGCUUAGUCAAUUACUUGCAUGGCAUUCUUAAAAAGCACUUUUUGUAUAGGUUUUAAAUCUGGUUAGAUACAAGCGGUGUUUAUGCGCCUUAUGUGUGGGUUCGUGGUGGUUGUAUCAUGCUUGGUGUUAAAGACGUGGUGGUUAAUAGGUAUGUGAGUGUUGGUAAAGGCUGUCUAGCGUGCUGAGCCUCUCAGCCUGAGUUACAUGGGCUGUGUUACAUUAAAGGUAUUUCCCUAACAGCUAGGGUGUUGAGGAGGAGAUGAGAAACGUGUUGGUCAUAGAAAGCCUCGACUGCCUUAUGUCAAGAAAUGUGGUGGCGGUGAGUGUACCCUUUACCUUAAGUGUGUUAUCUCCUGACCAUGGGAGUUGCAGGGGGGUAGGAGAGUGUGUACAUUGCCAUACGUAAUUUUGAGUGGACUUUCUGUCCACUGUGUGUGUGUGGCUUGUGCCGUGCCUCGACUAGCUGUAUAGGCAGCGGCUUAUGGAGUUAGGCAUUUAUGCGUUCUAGCAAGAAAAACAAGAAAAGAAGGAAAAGAAAACCAAAAACAAAACUAAGAUUUAGAAAGAGGCAGCUAGUAAGCCAAUCAAUAUAUAAUGUGAGCAAGAUCAUUUUAACAGUUCAGGGUCUUUGAGGGACUGUGCCUGCAUCCGGGGCUUGGGUCUGCCGGAGGAUUCAGUUGUAUUGUGGCAGGUUGGUCCCUAGAGUCUGUCUUCCGUCCGUUUUCCGGUGUUGGUAGCUCCUGGCCCUUGGUACAAAUGGAGCAGCAUGUACCGGGUCCCAAUUGCCCGCAACAGGUCUCUGGGGUGGGUUUGCAGUAGCCGGGGUCGCCAGUCCCAGGGCCUCUAGUAGCUUGGGUGCAUCCUCCAUUGAGGUGAGUGUGUGCUGGGUUCCGUUCUGUUUUACCAUCAGGGAGCCAUUAGUCCCCCAUCUAUCCCGCUGAUCUCAGGUUGCUGGUGAGCAGGAGGAAAAUUUUGCGCCAGGUGAGUGUGGCUUUCGUGAGGUCCUGAAAGAAAUUCAGAGUGGCACCCUCGAACCCCAGUGGUGUUUUACCUUUAAGGGCCAACAUGAUCAGUAUUUUGUCCUGAAGUGUUGGACAUUUGAGUAUUACGUCCCAGGCUGUAUUUGGUGGGGCCUUUGCUGAUGUUGGUAGGCGGUAUAUCUCUAUUGUGGCUAGUUUCUUUGCUGUGACUGGAGGUAGGAUUGUGACCAACAGGCGUCUGGCGUAGUGUGGAAGUUCGUCUUGCGAGGUUUCUGCAGGGAUGCCCCGUAUUUUUAUAUUGGUGCGUCUUUGCCUUUCUUCCAGUGCUGUUAAUUGUGCAGUCAUAGCCCUUUGCUGUAGUGAUUCUUGUAGUUCGGACUGGUGUUCCUGCAGGCUCAUAAUGUCCUUUUCAGACACCUGCACUCUUUCCUUGAUGGCCCUGAUGUCUUUCUUGAUGAGGGCCAGUUCUGCCGCUAAGAUUGUAUGAAAGUCUGUCAGCAGUAAUUUUAAAUCGUGCCUAGUGAUAGGGGUCAUGUCGGCUGGGUCGUCCAUCCGUGUUAGGCGCUCUGCCUGAGUGUCCAUGGAGGUGGUGGCCCUGUGUUUGGCUCUGCUUGCUCCUGGCGGUGAGUUUGGAUUGCGGGGUGCGGGGAUUCAGCAGGGCCUGUUUUGGCCUGUGCGGGCCGUUGGAGCAUGGCCCCGAUGUCCCUAUUGUCCGCCUGGUGUUGCGGUCACUGUGAGCGGCGUCCCAUAGCCGGCAUACAGUUAGGUUGGUCUGUUGCCGUUGAGAAUGCUCUUUCCCAUGCUUUCCUUGCUGCGAUGUCACUCAGGAUUGCCUCCAGGCCCAUGUAUGUUAGUUUGGGGUAGGCUCUGAGUUUUCUCCCCCGCUUGGGCUGGUGGGAGGCCGCAACAAAUGGGAUCAUUCGCCUCGGGGUAGUUUAAGGGAUCUUGCUGUCCACUUUUUGUGGGUGGAUGGGCUGAGGGUAUCUUGAUAUUUCUCGGGUUUGUUUGGUUUCGUUGAGGAGCACACAUGUAUGGCGUCUGUUCAGGUUGGUGGUCAGGCUCCGCCCCCAUGACAUACCCCAUUUUAAAUACCCUGGGUUGUCUACAUUUGAAAAUGGUAUGCCAUGAUUGGGUUAUUAUUUUACAUUCCUGGGCUACCAUAUGGUCUCAAAAGGCAACACAGACCCAGCAAACUAAUCUGGCAAACUAUAUUGACCCAGGGCCGGAUUAACAUAGGGGCUGAUGGAGCUGCAGCUCCAGGCCCAGGCCCAGGCCCAUGGAAUAGGCCCAUUGAUUUAAUUUUUUUUUUUACUUUUUUUUUUUUUUCACACACUACUCUUAGGGAUUCCACAUGGCUUUUAUUUUAUUGGCACAGCCAGUAUUUGAGGCUGCCUGGCUGGUGCCAAUAUUGCAGUGAUACUGGCAAAAUAAAUGCUGGUAUUUUUCUCAGUAUAAAUGGAGAUUACUCUGCAAUACCAGCACUGGCCAGUAGGGGUCGCUGUAUGUGGAGACAGGCAGGGAUAGGAAGUUCCAGCAUAUCCCUCCCUGCCUAUCUAUAAUCACUGAUCUACAGGGGAGCAGCUACAGAGAGUCCAGACAGCAACUCCCACCCUGCAGAGACAGCCUACAGCUCAGGGAAGUAAGGGAUGGGGGAAAGGCUGCAAGGAGACAUACACUGAGACACUAAGGGGCACUGGGAGACAUUAUGGCAGACACUGAGACACUAAGGGACAUUGGGAGACAUUAUGGCAGACACUGAGACACUAAGGGACAUUGGGAGAUAUUAUGGCAGACACUGAGACACUAAGGGACAUUGGGAGACAUUAUGGCACAGACACAUGGGGUCAUAGUGUCCCCAUGUCUCCCAGCCAGUGUCCCUGGUGUCUCAGUGCCCCCUAGUCUCCCAGUGACCCCUAGUCUCCCAGUGCCCACAGUCUGCCAGUGUCUCACUGUCCCCAUGUCUCCUAUUGCCUCAAUGUCUCUCAGUGCCUCAAGUGUCACAAUGUCCCCAAGCUAGUGUUCCUAGUGUCUGUGGCACUGGUGUCUCAGUGUCCCCAUGUCUCCCAGUGCCCCCAUGUCUCAAUGUCCCCAUGUCCCCCAGUCAGUGUCUCUAGUAUCUUUGUCCCUGGUGUCUGUGUCCCCAUGUCUUCAAGUGUCCCCUAUUUUCCCAUUUUCCCCAUGUGUCCCCCUAGUCUCCCAGUGUCACUGGUGUCUCCUUGUCCCUAGGUCUCCCCGUGUCCCCAGGUCUCCCCGUCUUCCUAGUGUCCUAGUGACAUGGGGACCCUGGGAUACAUGGGGACACAGGGAGACAUGGGGCAUUGAGACACUGAUACAUAGGAUCACUGGGAGACCUGGGGACACAACACUAGGGGACACUGGGAGACAUGGGGCACUGAGACACUGAUACAUAGGAACACUGAGACCUGGAGUAAUCGACACAUGGGGGCACUGAGUCAUGAGGGCACUGGGAGACAUGGGGGCACUGGGAGGAAUCCAUCUAUACAGCAGAUUUAAACUAAGUAGUUUUUUGGUGAUUUUACAGCAUUUUCUCUUAUGUCACUCCUUGUGAUUUACAUCAUGUGAUGUCACCCACACAUAUUUAAUUAUGCAAAUUAGUAAGGCCGGUAUGUUUUUCCAAGAAAGGUGGCAACCCUAACUACUUUUCACAUACUCUUACUUAAGUAUGGAAACUUAAGAGGGAUGUAUGGGAACAACAUUUGUGUGGACUGGCUGACAAUGAAUAUAGGUAAAGAAACACUAUAGUCACCAGAACAACUACAGCUUAUUGAAUUUGUUCUGGUGAGUAGAAUCAUUACCAUCAGGCUUUUUGCUGUAAGCAUGGUCUUUUCAGAGAAAAUGCUGUGUUUACAUUACAUACUAGUGAUAACUUCACUGGCCACAUGACUGUUAGAGAUCCUCCCUGGGUCAUGGCUGCCUAAAAUGCAUCCAAACAUUCAGUAUCUCCUCCCUCUGCAUGCAGACACUGAACUUUCCUCAUAGAGAUUCAUUAAUUAAAUUCAUCUAUAUAAGGAGAUGCUGAUUGGUCAGGGCUGUGUUUGAAUCAUGCUGGCUCUGACCCUGAUCUGCCUCUUUGUCAGUCUCAGCCAAUCCUAUGGGAAAGCACUGUGAUUGGAUCAGGCCACCACUUCUAAUGAUGUCAGCAGACUGCUUGUUUUUAUGAGCCUAACAGCAUUCAGAGUUACAGCUUCAGGCUUGAAUAUAGUAGGAUUUUGCUAUAUUUAUGGAGGCAUGUGGGGCCCAGGGGGCUGGAUGGUGGUGUUAACACUAUAUGGUCAUGAAUUCAUGUUUGUGUUCUUGACCCUAUAGUGAUCCUUUAAGGUAAUGCUGACUUUGGUCUCUCUAACACUGUGGCAUGUUCCCUUUCUUCUACACUCACUACAUACAGCUUUUCUCUGUCCCAGACCAUAUACCAGGAGCUUCUGCCUGCUAGUAAGAAGGUUAGGAGACAAGUGGACCAGCGAGUGCUAGGGGACAGUCCUUAGAAAGCGUUGAGCGAGCGCAUCAUUAGAUGCAUUUAUGCCAAGCUCAGGGUGCUGUCUGCAUAGUAUGCCCUUUGUUGGCCAGCUGCAUGAUUGGCAGGCAGCCUGACAUGCAUUCAUGCCAGGCUGGCCUUCUAAUUCUUUGAGCAGACAUGUCCUCUUUUUGGGCAUGUUCGCCCCUUUUGGCAGGUUACGUGAUUUGUGUCAGUGGCACACCCUUUUACCAUGCCCAUUGACUUCCUGCUUGACUGGACACUGCUGUAAGGGGUUAUGGAUUACUUGAAAGAUGAAAACAUAAAUUAGAGAGAGAUUAGCCUAUGGUAUGUGUUUUCUUAUAGCUGCUGUUUUCUUUCUCUCCAGCACCAUCUCCAUCUCCAUCAGAUACAUGAUGCUUGGGAGUGUUGUACUGUUUUUGGUCGAUAUGAUUCUGUAAUUAGGCCCGUCAUAAUUGUCAGCACCAGGCCCACUGGGCUCUUAAUCUGGCCCUGUAUUGACCCUGUAACUUUCAAAAACACCAUAAAACCUGUACAUGUGGGUAUUGUUAUACUCGGGAGACUUCGCUGAACACAAAUAUGAGUGUUUAAAACCGUAAAACCUAUCACGACGAUGAAAUCACCAGUAAAAGUGCAGUUUUUGUGUAAAAAAAAAAAAAAUAAUGCAAAAAACUAAAAAUAAAAACGCUAACUUUGUCCAGCGUUUGUGGCUAAGUGGCUACUAAAAAGACUGGACAUACCCCAUUUUGAAUAUCGUGGGUUGUCUACUUUUACAAAUGGUAUGCCAUGAUGGGGUUAAUUUUCAUUCCUGUAGUGCUAUGUUGUCUCAAAGGCAACAUUGAGUUUUCGUGGCAAAAGAAUGCAUAAAUAUGGUUAAAGAAUAAGCCUGCCAUAAUUUUUUCUCACUUACCAUAAAUUUGCACCAAAUACAAUGAAUUUGUUGUAUAUCACAGAGAUGCAUAAUGUAUUAAAUGUAAAAUUUCUGAUCCAGCGCCACUAUUAUCUCAUCUUCGUAGGGGUUAAUCUUCUGUAACUCCCUCCAGUCGCCCUUUGUUCCUCGCAUGCUCAACCUGGUCUUUCAUUCAUAUGACCUGCUUAAUGAAGCAUCCCAAACAGGGCAAACCUCCUCUGUGACAACAUGCCGUUUCUUUCCCCCCAACAUUCUGGCAUCUGAAUGGAGUGACCUCAAUCCCUCCAUUCUUAUAAUACCUGCCAGCGUUGGCACCAUCAGGCUAGGCAGAGACUAUAAGAAUGUACCUGUAGUGGACCGGGUAACCUGACUGAUUACCUCCGCUAAUUCCUUCUCACAGCCAGACUGGAGCCAUUAAAUAUGCAAGCAUCCAUUCCCCCAGUCAACUGAUUUUAUUCAAGCCACACACGGCUUUUAUGCACAGACGCCUAACAUGGGGUCUCCAAUACAACAUUGCAGGGUUUUCCUCCCCAGGGUCCUUUGUGCUGGAGAGAUAAUGUGGGUGAGAAAAACUAUACCGUAUAUACUCGAGUAUAAGUCGAGUUUUUCAGCACAGUUUUUGUGCUGAAAAACCCCCACUCGACUUAUACUCGAGUCAAUGUCUGUAUUAUGGCAACUUACAUUUCCAUAAUACAGACAAGGACCGCCGGGCUCAUUACAAGCCUGGCGGUCCUGUUGGGGGCUGGCAGAGAGCUGUGACUUACCUUUCCAGCUCCCCUGUCAGCUCCACUGUAAAUCUCGCGAGAGCCGCGGGGUCAGAGCGUUGCCAUGGGUUACCGUGGCAACGCUCUGCACGGCACUCAGACCGCAAGACUUACAGUGGAGGAGAAGAGAGCUGACUGGAAUGGAGGAGAAGGGAGCUGACAGGAGCUGCAGGAAAGGUAAGUUACAGCUCGCUGCCAGCCCCCCUCCUACACAGCCCAUCCACUGGACCACCAGGGAAUGAGAGCCCCCCUACCUGGCCAGCUAACAAGCAGGGAGGGGGGACGGAAAUAAAUAAAUAAAAAUUUAAAUAAUAUUAAAAUAAUAUUAAAAUAAAAUUAAAAUAAUAAUAUAAAAAUAAUAAUAAUAAUAAUUAAAAAUAAUAAUCAAAUGCCCACCCCCCACCAAGGCUCUGCAUCACAUACACGCACUCCACUCAUACACACACACACACCCACACACUGCAUUCAUACACACACACCCACACACUGCAUUCAUACACACACACCCACACACUGCAUUCAUACACACACACACACACUGCAUUCAUACAAACACACUGCAUUAUAUACACACACACACACACUGCAUUCAUUAUAUACACACACUGUAAAUAAAUAUUCAAUUGGUAUAAUUUUUUGGGGAUCUAAUUUUUAGAAAUUUACCAGUAGUACCACCCUAGUCUUAUACUCGAGUCAAUAAGUUUUCCCAGUUUUUUGUGGUAAAAUUAGGGGUCUCGACUUAUAUUCGGGUCGACUUAUACUCGAGUAUAUGCAGUAAUUUAAUUAUCUCUCAGGUACAGAAAACUUCUACAAAAUAUACAGUACCCCAAAAGUACCCCCAUCAUAACCAGGAACCCCACAACAGUUACAUCUCCGGAUAGCUCUGAUCUGAGUGUAUAAUCUGGCCAAGUAUCACUCAGAUCUGUUUGGUAGAAUUGGAUUGUCACCAGGCUAACGGUUUGACCGACCGGACACGAGGGGAUAGCCCAAAACAGUUCUAGGGAAAUAUGUGCCCCAGCCGGUCUCUGUUGAGGGUUUUAUGUGAGAAAACCAUGCAAGGGAUUCUCUUGAUUUCGGUGUACGAAUGCUCCCCCCAGUCGUAGUUCCCGUCUCCCGAACGUUGUUCGCAUAGUUGGUCAGGAAAUAGAACAGGCAGUGGUAUAACCUUUACUGGGGUUCGUGCGAGUGCCUAGCCGAAAAACGUUCCAGGCACUCGACGAUCAAGUGAUGCUGCCCCUUCAGGAGACAAAAUGGCCGCCACUCUUUUGCCGACCACAUGCAUUCGGUUAGACGAAAUGGCGGCCACCCAGGGGAAGCAUUAAUUAAUUACUUCCCUUGCGGUUUCACACUUAGUUACUAGGUGAGCAUAUUCUAAUGGGGUACCAUGGAGGUCCUCGUUCGGGAGUCAAAUGCACAGUGUUUGGAUACCAUACCUCCCGAACGGAUAAAAGGUAAAACAUCUGAAAUCAGAGGUAUGUUCUGCCACAGUAAUGUAAGUAAUGUAAAAAUGCCAUGCAACUAUAUGAUAGUUUCUAUCACCAUUUCGCAGUUCCUUAGUAAUCUUAAGUAAUAUUUAGUGCAAUUCAGGACAUUACCCCAGAGACUUGAACUUUGAUCCAUAUAUUUUAUUCCUGAUAUUUAUUGGAAAGGCACUGCUGCUACAGUAAACCAUUUAGUGUGGAUAUGUUACCUUGGGCCUAAUUAAUAUAUUGUACUCCUUUCAAAAAUUGCUUACACGUAAGGCUUGGAAAUUUUGUGGGGACUCAUCUUCUUAAAGAACCACUGCUUGGAGACUGUCUCCACUGAUCUUUAAGACACACAUAUUUAUUACAUAGGUUGUUAAUAGUUUCUAAAUUCCAGAACACAAGUCAUAUCUUUUCAGAUAACAAUAAAGACAUGAUAGUAAAUGGAUAUAUUAACUUUUAUCAGUAAAGUGAAAGAUAGCAUCUCUGUUCUCUGGACAUCAAAUCAGUGUUGUCAUAAUAACUCACUUUUGAAAUGUGAGAUUUACCACACAAUUUCUUUGAGACUUACUUUACUGAGACAUUAAUAAAAGCUUGGGAGGGAGGGCCAUCUAGUGGCAAUAAUUAAAAAAAAAAAAUAGAAAAAAAUUCAAAUUUAAGGCUUAAAUAUCCAAACUGAAUACAGUUUGAUUCACAAUAGAUUCACAAUUUUUUUUUUUUAAUUCAGCUGUUGUGUCCUAUUCUCACUUUUUAGUGUUUGUUUGAUUUCCCCCAAAAUAUUAGUAAUUUUAGUGUUUAUUGUCAACUUGCAGCGUCCCUGUUUUCGAACAAUGUAAAACCUGGCCUUUUCUGAAAAAUGGCUCUGUCUUUAUUUGUCCAUAGCCAAGCCUUUAUUGGCUGUCACACUUACAGCUACUAGAGUAGGGUUUAGAGGGUCUUCCUCCUUAUGACUUGUGAAAAUAAGUGGUCGUCAUAUUAACUGUUGUGAGGUGUUGGUGGACUCCACAGACGUGCUCCAUGUUCUCUAUGAGAAACAAUUGAGAAUAAGCUUUGAUAACUGAUGACUUCACUGGAGGUGGAGCAGCUGCACAAAUGAGACUGUCCUAGCACUGGAUUACAAGUUUUAUGGCGAUACAUGACAUUUUUCUUUAACAUGGGGGAGGAUAGUCAUUUAAUACUGAUAAGAACACUCUGAUCUUUGAGUGUUCCUUCAAGCUAGAGCUUUGUUGUAACUUCUAAAUAUAUGUGUUUAACAUCCAUGUUUUAUUCAUAUAUUCAUUCUUUGCUGAAAAUAUUUGUUAGCCAAUUUUGUUUAAAUAUUUCUUUAAAUGUGUUAUGCUUUGCAAAAGAAUUGAAUGUUUUUGCAGUGAAGUAAAGGCUUGUAAAGUAUCACUGGACAUUCUAAAACACUUGCAGGGCUUCAUAUUGGCAAUACCAUUUCCAUGUACCUAAAAAUGAAAGGUGAAAGCUGGUUUAUUGCUUGGUGGGAGUUGUCCCCCAAUAGCUGAAGGUCCACAUGCUUGCUAUCUUGACAUAGAAACAAUUUAAAGAAUCCUGAAAAUAAGAACAUUUUUAACGUAAUCUUAUUUUUUCUUUUAAUUUUUUUGUUCUUUUUUGUGAAAUUAUUUUACAAUUAAAACUUUUGACAACACACAUGUGCUGCAAAUUAACAAGGGAAGGAUAUGUAUUCUUCAGUGUUUAAUGUUUUACAAUGUCUCUAAUAAAAAAAUGGAUUUUGAUGCACAACAAUGUUAAGUAUGUAUAUCUUUUAAGGAGAAUUUUGCCUUUUAAAGUCUAUCUAAUCCUUCUUCGUGCAGAUACUUGACAGCUCACGACACAGAAUCAGAGGAUGAGAAACGUGCUGACGGUUCCAAGACCAAGAAAGAGGCAGAUAAAAUACGUUAUGUUCUCAAGGAAGCAGAUAAAAAACAUUCUGGUUCUGAAUCAGAAAAGCAGGAAGGAUUCAGAAUGUUGCUUAACAACAAGGAAAAGGUAUUCAUUUAUUAAAUUGUAUUAUUUCCAAAAUGUAAGUCACAGAUGUGUUUCUAAAAUGUUAUAAUUUUGUUCAGUUACUGUAAACUUAAAUUACUUAUAGCCUGGUGGCUAUAUAUAUAUAUAUUUAUAUAUAUAUAUAUAUAUACACAGCCCAGAUAUAUGCACUCAGAGGGCUUGUAGUCUUGUGCAAUAUAUCCUUUAUUUGUGCAACGGUACAGUCAACAUUUCAGUCCGACUUGGAUUUUUUUAAGUCCAAGUCGGACUGAAAUGUUGACUGUACCUUUGCACAAAUAAAGGAUGUAUUGCACAAGACUACAAGCCCUCUGAGUGCAUUUCUCUGGUAAGUUAUAUUGGGGCACAAAAUAGCACUGCGGCAGGAACAGGACAGAAAUGUGGCUGCCAAGCCCAUGGUGGGGAGAUUAACUUAAUUAAAUUGAGCUAAAACACACAUCUAUAUUUUGGUAAGCAACGUUCACAUUAAAAUUCUUUCUAGAAAGACAUUAAAAUUCUUUCUGCAAGGAGGUAAGGGAUUACUGCUGAGCUUACACAACCCAUAUAUAAAUAAUAAAAGGCAUGCAAACAUGUAUAAUUUGUAGUAUAACAAGUGCACACACACUGAGAAGAUUGCACUCCUCUUAAAAUAAUGCUUUGUGAGGUCUGGUAGAAGAAUAAGAUAGCCAUGGUAAUAUUCCAGCAGCUUGCAUGCUGAAGAAUGAUGUCAGGAAAUGUAUUUUAAAAUUUACUAAAGCUCUGCUUUUGAGAGUUGUGUAAUACAUUGCCUACAUUUUACAUUUGUAUAUGUGUGUGUGUAUAUAUAUAUAUAUAUAUAUAUAUAUAGAUAUAUAUAUAUAUAUAUAUUAUUUUAUAAGGAGCACUGCAACCUCUACAGCUAACUACAGUGGCUGUGAUGCUGGUAUGCAGUCCCUCAAUUGACAUUUUCUGUCAGAUGUUUUUCAGAGAUUCGCUUGUGACCCAAAGCAGUCAGCUUGAAUCAUUGCAAAGAGGCUGUUUUUUUUUCAUGCUCACUUUCUAUCCAAGUGUUUGCAUUGUCUUUACAAUUUGGACAUUCUUAAAUAAAAUUCAAAUCCUUCUAUACUACAUUUAUUACAGUUUACUCACUGUCACAUUUGUGUAACAUACUCAGUUCUUACUUUCUUUUUUAUGUGUAUAAUAUGGAGUUGUAUAGUUAUAAUGGCAGACAUCCUAGAACCACCAAUGGCAGGGCAAGAUGGCAAUGGCAUACUUAACACAUAAAAUCCUAGUGGUGCCUAACUAAUCUCAUCGCAUAUUCUAACUGCUAAUCUACAAAUACAAAUUAGUGUUUGCUUUGGCUGUCUUUUAUAAUCUACUACCUACCUCACUUUUUUUUUUUUUCUUCCUCACUACCUUUUUUUUUAGUUUGAAAAUCAUGUUGAAUUUCUUUGGAGACUAGCACGGGCAUAUAGCGACGUGUAUUAUAUUGAAAGCGACUAUGAAGAAAAGAAGAAUUACGCAUCUGAGGGUAAAGAAUAUUUUCAUUUAAACAUUUUUAGCUUUAGGUAUUUGUUUUUUGAAAGGAGAAGAGUAUUUAUUAAAAUAGAAAUACUAAAAUGUUUUAAUUGUUUGUGUUGGAAAGAUAUGUCCAGUAAAAGUGGGUUACUAUCUUUAUGUAUAUAAUUGUAUAUAAAAUUUGUGUUGAAAUAGUUUAUGAAGUAAAGUAACAUUGUAUUGUGGUAAUUGCUUCUUUUCUCUUAAAGGGACACUAUAGUCACCUGAACAACUUUAGCUUAAUAAAGCAGUUUUGGUGUAUAGAACCUGCCCCUUCAGCCUCACUGCUCAAUCCUCUGCCAUUUAGGAGUUAAAUCCCUUUGUUUAUAAACCCUAGUCACACCGCCCUGCAUGUGACUUGCACAGCCUUCCAUAAACACUUCCUGUAAAGAGAGCCCUAUUUAGGCUUUCUUUAUUGCAAGUUCUGUUUAAUUAAGAUUUUCUUAUCCUCUGCUAUGUUAAUAGCUUGCACCCUGCAAGAGCCUACUGUAUGUGAUUAAAGUUCAAUUUAGAGAUUGAGAUACAAUUAUUUAAGGUAAAUUACAUCUGUUUGAAAGUGAAACCAGUUUUUUUUUUCAUGCAGGCUCUGUCAAUCAUAGCCAGGGGAGGUGUGGCUAGGGCUGCAUAAACAGAAACAAAGUCAUUUAACUCCUAAAUGACAGUGAAUUGAACAGUGAAAUUGCAGGGGAAUGAUCUAUACACUAAAACUGCUUUAUUUAGCUAAAGUAAUUUUGGUGACUAUAGUGUUCCUUUAACUAUUGAAUUCCCUAAUGCCUCGAUUUAAUAUUGCUGGAUAAGCUUUUCAAAUUAUUUAAUAUAUUUGGACUUUUAAAAUAUUAAAAUAUCAAAGAAUAUACCAUAUCUAUAAAAAAGAAGUGUGUAUAUAUAAAAAAAUCAACACAUUACAAUUUUUUUUCAGAAUAUUAAAUCAUUUUAAAGCUUCAAUAUUCAAGCAAUCAAUAUUAAAUUAUUUUGAAGCAACAAUAUUAAACCAAGUCCUGAACUGGGAAAUAUUAAAUUUAGAAAAGUAAAAGUAGAAAAUCUCUUAAAUUCUUAAUUCUGUUAUUUUGACCAAAGUAUGCAAUUCUGGUCAUUUCUCUAUAAUUCCUUGUUUGAUGAACAACCUUUGCGCUUGGCCAGGCCAAUUGUCACUCCAGAUGCAGUUAAUUAAUUUAUUUUUACAUUUUAUUGCAGAACACAAUAAAGGGAAAAAAAAAAAGCAUCACAUUUUAAUUGCAUAGUGUAAGUUGCAGAUGUGUUACAAUACCCAUAUAAAGAAAAUAUGAACAGAAAAAAGAAAUUAAAAGAACGGGUAAUCAGGACAUAGUCACAGCGUAGAAAGCAAAACAUAGUAAUAUAAUUUCUUGGGAUUCACUAGAUUGUUUCCUGAAUAACAUGGUCAGCGGGAUGGCCGAGUGGUUAAGUCGUUGGUAAAUCCUCAAAUGACACUGAUGGUUUUAACAAUCCCAAAUAUUAUUGAUCUCUUAAACGUGGAAAAUUUUCAUUACUAUUAUUCUACUCAACCCGUUUCAAAUUCAGAAACAAACUACAAAGGAUAUUUGCUGCAACUAUUUGUCUAAAUCGAACCCAAAAGGCUUCUGAGAAAUUCCUGAGAUCAUACAGAAAUAUCAACUUUUCUGGGAUAGGCCUUGGCCACUGCUGUUUUAUACUAUGGAUAACAGCUCACCUAUGGGUAAGCUCACCUCUGAGGGUGGUAACAUUAGCCAGGGAUCAACUCCUGUGUGGGAGAGAGAGAGAGAAAAGGUGCAUAUGUAUCCUGUUGUGUGGUGACCCAUGUGUUCCAUCUCUGCAUAUGGGCUUGGAGUUUAUUUAAGGAGAAGGCUGUGAGUUCCUCCAUAUGUCUAAUGUCCUCGACCCUGUCCUUCCGCUCCUCUAAGGUGUGCAGAGACCUACAGUUUAUGGGGAUGAGGCAUUUAGCCCUUUAUUUAUUUAUAAAAUAUUUCACUAGGAAGGAUACAUUGAGAUUUCUGUUGUUUUCAAGUAUGUCCUUGGCCCACCUUUGCAUUUAGUUCACCUACAGAAAAUGUGUAGUCCAAACUUGGUGUUAUAGUAAGAGGUAGCAGUAUAUUGCUACUCCUGCUAUCACAGAAUUAACUUCUCUAUGCAUGUACCGACAAAGCAUGCCUGAGACUUAUAUAAUUAUCCAGCACCCUGAAUCUGUAUUAGCCUUAGGGGAAUUAGUGAACUAUGUGCUACUGAGGUACAUAUAUUUUGCCCCUGCUGCACCACCUAGAAACUAUUGGGUUCAACUUAGAUGCUGAUCUCCCAGAUUCCCAGGUGUUUGAGAAUCCAGGCUUUAAUUGGUACCCUUACUACUCUUCCAGUAAUUUUUUUUUUAAUUGGAAUAAUCUCUUAAAGGGACACUCCAGUGCCAGGAAAACAAUCUGGCACUGCAGGUCCCCUCUCCCUCCCACCUCUCAUCCCCAGUUGCUGAAGGGGUGAAAACCCCUUUUAGUCACUUACCAGAGGCUGCUUCUUCCCCCGCCGCCACUCCUCCCCUUUAUUACGUCAGCUGGCGGGGGAGACUGAUCCCGCCCGCCAGCUGGGGAGACCGCAUGCGCGGCUUUUCAAUGCUUUCUUAUGGGUAUUUUAGCAACGCUGGAGGUCCUCACACAGUGUGAGAACGUCCAGCGACGCCAUAGCACAGAAAACCUGUGCUAUGGACCAAGAAGUGCCCUCUAGUGGCUGUCUGGUAGACAGCCACUAGGGGAGGACUUAACCCUGCAAGGUAAUUAUUGCAGUUUAUGAAAACUGCAAUAAUUACAGUUGCAGGGUUAAGGGUAAUGGGAGUUGGCGCCCAGACCACUCCAAUGAGCAGAAGUGAGUGCCUGGAGUGUCCCUUUAAGCAAUGAAGUUUGAACACCUAUUUUUAUUUCCCCUUUUUGUAUACUUACAUGUAACCUAUAAUAUUCAUCAGCUAUACCUCACUGAUGAGGCCCAAAGAAGGCCAAAUUCAUUCAAAAGGCCAAAUGGAAUUCCAAUAGAAUCAGGGGAGCGGACAGGGAACAGAGGUGGUCAGGUGAUGAUGAUGAGUGGGACGUGAAAUAAGGAAAUGUUGAUGAGGUAGGGAUGAGGAGAUAAGACAAAGGAUAUUUGAAGGGUAUGAGGGAUAGUAAAGUAGUGAGGUAAAUUGGGUACGGAUGAAUAGGAUGCUAAAGAAUAAUAAAUGACUUAAAAUGUGAAAACAAAAGAGGUAAAGACAUAUGGUAAUAUUGAAAUAGGGAGAUGUAACUAUGUUAAUAUGAAAUGGAGCAUUUAACUAAGUUGGGUUACAAUUAGAUAAAAGAUGGAAUAAGUGAAAGAGGUAGAAUAAUGGAGAUAUUUUGCUUUAAAAGUAGGGAUAGUAUUGGGGUAUAUAUGUAAAGAAGAAGUUAGUAUAUAAAGGUUAUUUAGUUUGGUAAGGUUGGAGGGAUGUCUAACAUUUAUUUAAAUGAGCACUGAAGAUUGUAAUUUAACCUCCAUUUUAAUGCAUUCAAAAUAUGUAUACGUUUCUAAAGUAAUAAAUAUAAAAUAAUUUUACAUUUAAAUUCCCAUGAUCUUUUUUUCCCAUUCUUGGAGAAAUUUAUGUAGAUUGACUGUGCCAGACAGUGAGUAGCAAUAAUUUAAUCUUUGUUAGAAGCCCUGAAAUAUCAAUGGUCAUAUUUAUACAUAUUUAACGGAAAUCAGUACAACACAAUAUAAGCACCAGCAAUAAGCCUUUGGGAUCAAGGUCCAGGGUUAAAUUCUCUGUGGGUUUUAAGCAAAAAUCCACCAAAUGGUACCUCCGUGCAUUAAGUACACGAAAGGCUUUCUGUGUGUGAAAUAAAGUAGUCAAAGCACAGGACAUUGGCAAUUGGAAAUUGGCACAAUAUGGAUCAUUGAGGGUCAGACAAGCAUGAGUUGGAUCUUACUGUUUUCUGUUUGAGUCCUAUAGUCUAUGGUAGAGCAAGCCAACACUGCAUAUAUUUGUGCCUUUUAUCACCUUUCAUUUUUAUGCUGCUGUUCAGAACAUUUAUAAUUAGAAGCCCUGAAAUAUCAAUGGUCAUAUUUAUACAUAUUUAACGGAAGUGGAUAUAUAAUGAUAUUAAAGAUCAAAAUAGAGCUAGCUCAAUUAAUUAAACUUACAUUUAUUUAUUUUUUUGUAACAAUGAGCUGUGGACAUCAACAUUCAUACUGUUUUGUAAAUUAAAUGAAUAGUACUGUGUAGCUGAAUCUUUAAGUUUUUUUGUUCUUGAAGUUGGUUGUGUGAUGUAUCAGGUAGGCCGUCCAUUUCUUAUUAUAUUCCACAAUGAUUAUAUCACAACAUUUUCUUUUGUUUCUUUCAGGGAAGCUUGUUGCUGAAAGAGCUAUUGAAUUAAAUGACUCUAGUGCGGAGAGCCACAGAUGGUAUGUUUUACUGACUGGUAUAAAUGUAUUUAUUUAUAAAAUAUUUUACCAGGAACGAUACAUUGAGAUUUCUCUCGUUUUCAAGUAUGUCCUGGGUCCACAAAACAUUGCAUUGAUACAAUAGGGUACAACAAAAUACAAAAACAAUAUUAAUACACAAUAUAUACGAAAACUGACUGGUAUAAAUUAGGUUAUAUUGCUAGAAUCUAAAUGUUCCCACUAGUGGCAACAUGUACCCUCCAAAUAGAGUAUUCAAAUUAGGAAUUUUCACACUGGUUUUAAAUUCUCCAUGCUUUGUCACGUGCUACUUAUGUAUGGUUCUCUUUCAAUCACAAUAUGAAGGUAACACUAUCUUAGAUUAUCCAUACAAAAUGUGCAUGUAAAGCCCUGCUAAGAAUGUUUUGGUAGUUUAAUGCCUGUCUACUGUGAGUUAAAUAUGUUUGUCUAAAAUUUAUUAACAGUAAAAUUUCUUAGAAAUACUAAGGGAUUAUCAAGUGCAGAUAAAAUACUGCUGUUUACUAAGCAAGCUUUCUCCUACAUUAAUCUCUUGAGAAAUUCUCAUUACUUUGUGAGUGAACUCUGUUUUUUUUUUUUGGAUUUAAUAUAUCCUACAAUUAUUGGCGACCAUAAGUAUGCAAUAUGCCAGUCUUGUUAGAUGAUUGCAAAGCUAAUCAAGCUGUUUUGUCUGCCCUCUGUGAACUCACGCGAAGCACUCUGACAAAUUAAAACAUGCACGCCUUGAUCUGUUUAUGAAUUGCAUUUAUAAAACAACGCAUGCAGGAAUGAUAAUUAGUGAAUCUGUAGUGUGCAAGAUCAAAGGGACUGUAUUUUAGUUUUCACUUAUAUGCUAUUCUCUAUUUCGAAUGUCUGGAAUUUUUCCUCAAAUAGCUUAUAUAUAGAGUAUUCAAAGGAAUGUGCUUAUCCUUUAGUAUGUCUUACAGCAAGUGCUUUACAUCAUGAACCACUGUGAAUGCUGUGUCAUAUGCAAAUGAGGCAUAAAUAUACCAGACAGAAAUUGUAUUUUUAUCUUUAUAAAUUACGAGAGAAGCCUAGUGUUUCUGAAUAUUGAAGGAAUGCAACAAAAAUGUCAAAGCAGUUAAAGGAACAUUUUAGGGUCAGGAACACAAACAUGUAUUCCUGACCCUAUAGUGUUUAAUCCAUUUAGGUGGCUUUCCCCCUUAGAAAAGGGGAAAACUCACCUUAUUUCCAGCGCUACGCGGGUCUGCCGACGCUGACCCCGCCCCAUUCGGCCUCCUUGGUGUCAUGAUCAGAAUUGCCAAUUUUUAGCCAAUUGGAUUGACUGAAAUCAGCAAAGAGGCGGGAUGGGGGUGGGCCCAAACGCCCUUUUUGCCAAUCAGCACCUCCUCAUAGAGAUGCAUUGAAUCAAUGUAUCUCUAUAAGGAAAAUUCAGCGUCCCCAUGCAGAGCAUGGAGACGCUGAACCUGCUGUGCAGCAUUGCCCCCGGAAGCACCACCAGUGGCAUCUGAGUAGUGGCCACUUGGAGGUGUCCCUAGGGGCAAUGUAAACACUGCAUUUUCUGUGAAAAGGCAGUGUUUGCAUUAAAAUGCCUGAAGGCAAUAAUUCUACUCACCAUACAUUAGGCUGUAGUUGUUCUGGUGACUAUAGUGUCCCUUUAAUAAAUAAAGUGUGUCUAUCAUAUCUGUUGGUUAUACUGUUUUCAUAUCAGAUUGACACUGUCUAUAAGGGCAGUCCAGAUUAGUGAUGGUCCGUACAUGAAGGUUUUGUUCUUUUUAAUGUACUGGAUGAACCAGAUCAUCAGAUUGAACUGAUUUGUUUGAAACUGUUCGUGAAUCAGAAACAGCAGUGGUAGUAUGUUGCUAGGGUGAUGUCUGCUUAGGCUUGCUCUUCUUUACCAUGUAUCACUCGGUUAACAGUAUACUGAUUCAAAGAUCAAAUCAGAAGCAGUUCUCAAGUCAUCAGUAGAACAGGACAUUGACUCAAUGAUCAGGUUGCACUGUCUCAAAGAUUUUGAUACUCUUUAGUCCCCUAAAAAAUCACAGUGAGAAGCACGCAAGCGCCUCUAGUGGCUGUCAAUGAGACAGCCACUAGAGGAAAUAGGGGAAGGCUUAACCCAUUCAUAAACAUAGCAGUUUCUCUGAAACUGCUAUGUUUAUGAAAAAAUGGGUUAACCCUAGAAGGACCUGGCACCCAGACCAUUUCAUUAAGCUGAAGUGGUCUGGGUGCCUAGAGUGGUCCUUUAAAUUCACUGCUUAGCACUGUUUGGAGUUCAGGUGAUACAUGUGGAGUUGUAGCAGAGAACAUCAUUCAUUUACCCAUUUUACAUUAUUAUUUCUGGUGUCUGAUUAAGCAAAAUAUUUUCUCAUACAAAACAGGAUAACACUGUUGACAUUUAAGUUAGCUUAAAUGUCUUUUUGCUUAAUAAGCUUAUAUAUUAGAGAACACAACAGCCCAGUAGUCCUUACCCCAGCAUUAUUUACUUAUUAAAUUAUCCUGAAUGCAUUUAACAAAUGCAGCUAAGAGUACAUAGUUAUUAGAUUAUCUUUACCACAGAACAUGAAUGAAUUUUGUCUGUGCACUUGAAAAGGGAUAUGUAUUGAUUGGGUUCAUUUUAAAACACAUGACAAUGUUACCUAAAAUAAUGGAAACUAUUAAAUAUAUGUCUUUUUCAAACAUACAUUAUAUAUUCUUAUAAACAGAUCAAAAAAUUCAAAAAGCAUGCAUAUGAUGUGAUAAUGAACACUUUAGAAUGAAUUAUGUAAUUCUUUCCUAAUUGGUCUCUCUAGAAACCUUACUGUCUCUUUACAGUCUGCAAAGAAUACUGCUGCAAGGGAUAUUUUUUUCUCCUGUAGAUCUCACACAUCACCCCUCUGCCAUCUGUAAUUUUUACUUUGGCUUCCUCUACCCUAUUGGUUUCAAUUCCAGGUAUUUACGCUUACCUACAAAGCUCUCAACAACUUGCUCUCCCCUCUACAUUUCUCACUAAUUCUCAAGUAUGCCCAUUCUUAACUGCUCCGCUCUACCGUUGAACUUCUCCUGUCUGAUGCUCAGACUCGUAAUGCUUACUCACACUUCUAGAACUUCUCUCUGGCGGCUUCAUUCUUAUGGAAACACCUGUCUCACAUGACAGACACUCUACUAAUCUCUAAGACUUUAAAAAGUCCACAAAAAUCCAUCUCUUCAGAAUAGCCUAUGGAUAUCCCAGGGUAACUGCCAUAACCCUCUCAACUUAGUGGGUCCUUUGUUCAUUUCACUCUAACUUUCCAACCAUGCUACAUUCCAACCCCGUCACCUAGUUCCUAUCCCCCCUGCUAUCCUUCUUGUAUUAAUAUGCUCCACUUCCUCUAAAUUGUAAGCUUGUCUGUAAAAUUUGUAAUUUUACAAACAUUGUAAAGUGCUGCGGAACAAGUUGUCGCUAUAUAAAUAACAGUAAUAAUAAUAUUGGCUGAAAAUACCAUCAAAUUAGUUGACCAUCUAUAGAUCACAUACUGAUAUUAGCCCCAAACCUCCUCCAAACAAUACAAUGCAAGACGGGAGACAUAUUGUGGUCAGACCACGCCCCUCUAACCUUAACACGAACAGACACUUUCCAAACCAGAUGCCGAACCCCGUGGAAGCUCAAUUAAUCUUUGCUAGCGGAUGACCACUUCAAACUGAAACUACACAAAGAACUACAAGAAUACUUCCUAACAAAUGACACACCAGACAGAACAGCACUGACCCAAUGGCUGGCCCAUAAAUCAGUAGUCAGGGGGAUACUUAUUAGCAGAGCAGCCCACAAGCUCCUGGCGCUAUUGAAACAGCUGCGGGACACCACUACCCAACAUUUCCUCUCACCAUCUCCUGCCCUGCAGACCACCAUAGACCAGACACAAGCACUGAUUAAUGAGUGGCACCUCAAUAAGACUACAUAUAUGAUGCAGAAACUCAAAACAAGAGAAUAUGCCCAAGGCAACAAGGCAGGGAAACUACUUGCAUCACGACUCAGACAACAGUGACAAACAGCUAAAAUCCCCUUCCUUGCCCAACCAAACGGUACAAAAACUUACAACCCCCAACACAUAGCAGACGAGCUAGCGAAUUACUAUUCGGGACUUUACAAUCUCAAACAGGGCAACACCAUCCACCAACCGACUAAAGCAGACAUAACAGAUUUCAUGACACAAGUAACCCUACCAACUCUCUCCCCAGAACAACAACAAUCCUUACAAAAACCUAUCACAGUAGAGGAAAUUAUAUCCACUAUUCCCUCACUACCCAUGGUGAAAUCACCGGGCCCAGAUGGGCUUUCAAACCUAUAUUACAAAACCUUUCACAAUACGCUAGAGCCCCACCUGCUUAAAGCCUACCAAACCAUGCUGCAGACAGACAAUACACCUCAAGAGAUGCUGAUGGCACACAUAACGACAUUACCAAAACCAGGGAAACCUCCUACUAAAGGACAAAACCUAAGACCCAUAUCAUUAUUGAACACAGAUAUAAAACUAUUCGCGAAAAUAUUCGUAAACAGGUUAGCAAACAUAAUCCCAACCAUAGUACAUGACGACCAGGUGGGAUUUGUGAAAGGUAGGUGUAACGGAUCACCUGGCACUCCGAGUGGGUACCUCCGUUGAAGGAUGCUCCUAGUGCUUCCUGAGGACUCCAAGCACUGCAGCAGACACCUCAACCACCGAACCAGAGAAGCAUACAAAUGCUCUCAAGCAUAUGAAUGCUGUAAGCAGCUGAACAGGAAAAGCAUACAAUCAUCUUACACUCCUGGCAAUCAGCAUACAAUCCAAUUCCCCCAAUAACGAGAUGACACUUCGUUUGGAGGUCAAGCAGUACUGAUUUACUGGGGCUACCUGCCCGGCUUUUAUGCAGGUCUUCCACCUGGUGGACACUCCCCUAGGGGAUCCGAUGGAAGACUGGGAAACAUAUUGGCCAUUAACCAAUCACAGACAUACACCUUUAAACACACCCACAAUGCAUCACAGUUCCUCCUCUCUAUCCUGGAGAUAAUUGGGAAGUAAUCCAAUUAUCUCCCAGGACAGAGGCAAAACUCCAUUGAGCAUAUGUUAAUAAAAAGACUCAAAAAUCCCCACUGUUGCAAAUAAUUAACAAAACACAUACAUUCUACAUAUCUCCAGAUAGCUUAGAUCUGAGCGCACAUUAUUACCGAAUGGCGCUCAGAUCACAUACAUACAGUUCAAUCGCCAUGGAGUCUUUCCCAUAGUCUUUCGUUACACGAAUGGGCUCCAUGACUUAGCUAUCUGGGGUGAUGCUGUUCAUCCGGUUAAACUACUGAAUGAACAGUCAUUUGGUUCCACUACCAAAUGCAGAGGUAAGGAGGCUGGCGGCUCAGCGGUGUUUGCGCAAAUAAGUGUCCGUUUUCAGUUCCAUAGCUUGGGCGCUGAACACCGCUGGCCGUUCGGGAGUUAAAAUGACCGCUGCCACGUGUUCGGCAAACGAACAAAGGCCACCCAGCUUUCGUCAAUUAAGAUGCGGUUAACAGACGGCACACUCCAGUUCCCAGGUGGUCCAUCGUUCGGUACUUUGUUCGGUAGAUUUAAUCUACCGAACACUCCGGCAGAAAGGCACAAAUAAGCCUUUCAGCAGGGAAAAUAGAAGGAUUUAACUGCCGGGCCAUAGUCUAGAGGGAGCAGACGAGCAACCAGGCUCCUCCAGUGCACAGUGGCGAGGUGGGUUCCGCCACAGUAGGCAAGGGGCGGACGGAACUAGGAAGGGGCUGGACCUGAUGCACUGUGUCGGGGGGGGGGAGGGGGAAGAGGGAAGGUAGCGUGCUCCUCUCCCUGGAUGCAGAAAAGGCCUUUGAUAGGCUAAACUGGUCCUUCCUCAUGGAGGUCCUGCGCAAGUUCCAUUUCCCGCUGCAAUUCCUAGCAGCAGUAUCCACACUUUACAGUAACACCUCUGCCAGGGUCACCACAAACGGAUUCAUCUCUGACCCGCUGACCAUCUCCAACGGGUCACGGCAAGGAUGCCCCCUGUCCCCCCUACUUUAUAUUCUAACACUGGAACCUCUGACUGCCCUAGUCUGCAACCACCCACACAUACAAGGUAUACAAGUAAAACAAAAAGAAUACAAAGUUAAACUGUUUGCCGACGACAUAUUACUAACAUUAACCAACCCAGAGACCUCCCUACAACAGUUCGCAGCCACGUUAGACGCUUAUAGUAAAUGUUCUUACUAUGAAUUAAAUGUCACCAAAACACAGGCCAUGUGCCUGAAUAUCCUCCGCAACGAGAUUAAAAACUUAGUCUCAAUUCCAAUAUGACUGGUGGACCGAUCACCUCACCUUCCUAGGUACAAAAUUCACAGCAAUGACCACCCAGCUCUUUAAAGCAAAUUAUGUAACGCUACAAAACCAAGUGAAAACACUUAUUCAAGGAUGGCAUAAAAAAAUUAUCUCAUGGUCAGGCCGAGUGGCCGCAGUGAAAAUGGUGAUCAACCCUAAAUAUCAGUAUCUAUUCAGGACCCUCCCCAUAAAGGUUCAGUCCUCCUACUUUAGGGAAAACCAAAAACUACUAAACCAAUUCAUAUGGGCGCACAAAAAACCCAGGGUAGCCAUGACCACGAUGUAUAAAAGUCACACCAGGGGAGGCAUGAACCUCCCUAACAUUCAGCAAAACUAUAGAGCAGCCAACAUUAACCUUAUUGUAACAUAGAAACAUAGAAUGUGACGGCAGAUAAGAACCAUUCGGCCCAUCUAGUCUGCCCAAUUUUCUAAAUAAACAGUACAAACACAAGAUAGACACCCACAGUGGGUGGCACUGGAAUCUGGCACGAAACCAGAACAUCACUUUUUGUCCAUCAUGUGGACCCCCACCCUCCUUAGACCUAAAAGCAUAUCGAUCUUACCUACAACGGCCCUAACAAAACAUAUCUGGGAAGCAAACAGGGCGAUCCUAUGCAGGACAAAAGCACACUCCCCAGCCAUGACAAUUGGCACUUUACAAAUGUUAAUCCCGAACUUUAACUCCCGAUUAUGGGAAAGACACCACGUUAAAUGUACCACACAACUAAUGCAGGGGAAAACAAUCAUACCCUUCCCUCAACUACAAAAAGAUUAUAGCCUCCCGAGCAUAGCUGAGUUUUCAUACUUUCAAGUACGGGCAUGGUUACUCAAACACUAUGUACCAACAAUGAAAAUUGUAAGUGAGCUGCGGCUGACUGCCUUUGAACGGGUAAUGACAACACAAAUGCCAGCGAAAAAAACGAUCUCACUACUAUACACAAGCUUAAAUAAAGAAGAGAACAUUAAAACGUUACCAUUCAUCCGAUCCUGGGAGCGUGAGCUUAACCUCAACAUCCUGGACAAAACAUGGGAAACGAUAUUUGCCACUCACGAAACAUUAACACUCUGUUCAUCCCACAUAAAACUCUCAAAAAAGCUGCUGUACCGAUGGUACCUGGUGCCAAAACGACUACACAAGAUACACCCAAUGGUAUCUGAUCAAUGCUGGAGAUACCUCAACAAUGUAGGAGACAUGAUCCACACCUGGUGGGGAUGCCCUAAACGAACACAUUACUGGCAAAAAGUAGCCGACCUAGUGACAUUGGUCACAGGACUUACUAUGCCCCAUAAUCCAGAAACAUUCUUACUACAUAUCUAUCCCGCAAAACUCACAAAAGCAAUGGCAUACCUAACCUAUCAAAUAAAUAUAACGGCACUAAUGUUGAUCAGCAGAAAAUGGCGCAACACAGAACCCCCAACAAUACAAGAAUGUAUUCGCCUAGUAACUCAAAAUAAACUCUCUGAAUGUGCAGCAAGACAGGCAGCAAACCAACAAUCCAAAGUGUGGAGAAUAGCCUGGGAAAAGUGGAAUGAGAUAAUGUCCACUGAUGAACCUACCACUAAAGAUCCAAACCCAACCGAAGUGCCGACAGCUGCGCUCACAUAAGUAAAACUUGAAAGGAAUGCUUCCAAAAACAGAAAUAUGUAAUGCUCAAACAAAACAAGGGAAGAAUGGAAUAACACUAGGUUAUUCCCUGCACAGACCACGGCCAUUACUAAACCUCAGAUUUGGCCUACACAACACAGGAACGGAACAAGUUGACCAUUCCAAACCAACUGGGCACCCAUAUAUUAAACAUCCCAGAGGCAAGACACAAAGCCAAACUCGCAAACUAACACACACGGCAGACACAUUAAAAGCCGCAAAUAACCAAUGUACAGCAGGAUCCACCCCCUUGCUAAGGGAAUAUAACCCAGUGGACCCCCCUCCUCCUUACUCUCCCUCCCCCCUCCUACCCUAUCCAGGUUUACCUCCCCAAGGUUAAGUGAAAAAUUCGCAACAUGUAAUGAAAAAUAACAGUGAAACCCAUUGUGACUUCAGUACAAAAUGUUUGAGUGAUACUUUAUGAUUGAUCAUCUUUAAAAAGACACAACUCAAUCUACCUUACUCAAUGUAAAUGUCAUGCAUGUAUGUGAACAAAAAUUGCUUAAUAAAAAAAAAUAUAAAAAAAUUAGUUGACCAUCUUAUAAAGAUACACAAUACAUGAGAGCAAUGGCUCUUCUAAAAAAAAAAAAGUGAAAAUAUAUACAGCAAGUUAAAUUAACGUGCAGCACUUAGAAAAAAGAAUUGUGUUCUCCCAACACCUAAAAAAUGAACAAAUGUGAUGCCUUGAAUUUUCAUUAAAAAUACAAUCAGUACUGAACAGCAGUGAGCCUAUCUUGUGCAUUCCUCCAGCAGAGGGCUGUAUUGCAUAGUUUGAGAUUAUAUUGGAAAUGAGAACUGUUAAAAUGAUAGAAUUUAAACAAGUUACAGCAUCCACAGCUUGAAAGUAAAAGGAAGAGUCACAGGUUUCAGUCUAACAAUAACUUAAUAAAAUGAAUGGCACAAAAUGCAACAUAUGUAUAGUGUUCUUUAAAAUAUUAGUGUAUCCCAAAUAUGCUACAAUCGGCUACAUUCUUUAAAGGAACACUCUAAACCUUGUUGAAGCAAAGCUUAAUGUAGUGCUUUGGGGGUUGGGAGCAUGCCCUUUUUGUCUAAUUUUCUAAAACAAUACAUACAAUAAAAAAAAUUCAAUUAAACGUGCCUAUGAACAGACUCAGAUCUGCAGGCCAAUCUGUCCAUGGUGAGAUCAUAAAUCUGUAAUACAAUCAUGAUGCUUUUCAUAGAGAAGCUUUAAAGACACAUGGCGCAUGUGCAGCAAUCCCCGUCCCAAUACUGCUCACAAAGAACCAUUGAAUCUAGUGCUUUUCUAUUAGAAGCUUUAGCUGCUUUAUCAUGCUAUGUGUGAUGAUGCCAAACCAGAUGCCUUUUGAAAAUUGAAAAGGCUAUAUGGAGGAAGUCCCUCUGGUGGCAGUCUGUCGAAAAUGGCAAUAAGUUCCAUGAACAUAUAGUGGUUUUGAUGCUUAGAAUUUCCUUUUAAUAGGUUGAUUAGGCUCUUGCAAAGUAGACAUCCGGAAUAUUUAAGACAGGGUGUGAGUGAUAAGUAGGUCUUUUUUCCCCCCCUCCACUUUUGUUGGAGAAUUAUCAACAUCUGUCAACAAUUGGAGCCUCAGAAUGCCCCUACCCAUUCCUCUCAUCCUGUUGUAUAGGUUUACCAGUGAUUUAUUAAUUUUAUGAAUGCAUCUUUAAAAAAAAUAAAAAAAUAAAUAGCUAAAUGAUAUUACCAAGAAAGGAAUAGUCCAGCACACCACUAUAGGUGAAAAGCACUCCUAUUUUGCUAAGACUUAUCAAGCUUUAUAAAGCAGUCAACAGAGGUGUACCUAGGCUCUCCAGCGUCCUUGGCGAGGUGCUGUAUUGCACUCACGUGACGUACCCGAGCAACCAUAACCUACCCAACACUGAGAUUGCACUCACAGGACUUGCCCCAUGACUUACCCAACACUGAGAUUGCACAAAGGUCACAUCCCACAGUGGCCCCAGGGUAGUCUGGCCCUGCACCCUAUUACAAACAGAAGUCUUUACUGGUGUCACUACAUUUUUUUAGAAAACAUUUUUUAUAACUAACAAAUACUUUGGUUGUGACCACUGAACUCAGGCUGUCUGAGUACUGUAUAGUGGGGACUGCAUGUGAUGUAUUGGGGUAUCAAGGUGUAAUGGGGACUGCGUAUUGGGCUGUCUCAGUGUAGUGGCUACAGUUUGUGUGUGAUAUAUUUGGCUGAAUGUGAUGUAUUAUAUUGUCUGUGUGUGAUGUUAUUGAGCUGUGUACAUGUGAUGGAAACUGUGUGUUGGCAUUGGGCUGGCUGUGUGUGUGAUGAGAAUGUGUGUGAUCAUUUUAUGCUGUCAAUGUGUGAUGGGGACUGCUUGUGUUUGUGAUUGUUUUGGGCUGUCUGUGUAUGAUGGGACUAAAUGUGUUUAUCUUUGAAUGACCGUAAUAACCACUGAUGAGUAGAUAGCAUCAUGUAACCUGUAUAAAAGUUGGUGAAUCCUAGAGCAACACAAACUAAAAUUACGUGUUUCUUUCUCACAUAAUAUGUAAUCCUGGGUACAUACAUAUUAUCUACUCAAAAGCUUCACUUCGUUACUUACUGUCUUAGUAGUAAUGCCACUAUCUAGAAUGUCCACUCCACACGCUCCCUCAGUCCUUAUGCCAAUUGCCGUCUCAGCCAGGUAGGUAAGGUAUCAAACCUUAGGUGUAGCCGCAUUAUCUGCUCCGGCUCGCUCCCUAGUCCCUCUGCAGGCAAGGUAAGAUGUGACCUCACUCUCCACUCACUUCUACCCCCUCCCAUCCAUGUCUCUUCUACCCCCCCUUCUGUUCUCUGUUCCCCUCUCUUUCAUUCUUUGUUCUCUCUCCCCCCCCUUCCAUCCAUCCAUGUAUCUCAUUUUCUAUCCAUAUCUCUCUCCCCCUUCCAUGUCUCUCCUACCUUUUAUUCAUAUAUCCCCGCUUCCAUCCAUGUCUCUCCCCCUUAUAUCUCCCUUCUAUUCAUAUUACCCCCCCCAGUGUCUCUCUUCCAUCCACGUCUCCCACCCCUUCCAUCCAUUAUUCCCUCCCCCAUUCCUUCCACAUCUCUCCCCCUUGACAAACUCCCCCUUUCACCCAUUUCUCUCCCUAUUCAUCCAUUUCUCCCCUUUGCCAAACCCCAUUUCAUCCAUAUCUCUCCCCCUUGCUAACCUCCCCUUUCAUCCAUAUCUCUCCCCUUGCCAACCUCCACCUUUCAUUCAUAUCUUUCCCCUUGCCAGCCUCCCCUUCAUCCAUAUCUCUCCCCCUUUCAUCCACAUCUCUCCCCUUGCCAACCUCCCGCUUUCAUCCACAUCUCUCCCCAUGCCAACCAUCUCCCUUUUUUCCGUAUCUCUCCUCCCUUCCUCAAUAUCCCCCCUUGCUAACUUCCUCCCUUCCUCAAAAUCUCCAGCCCCCUUGCCAACCUCCCACUUUAUUCAAAAUCUCUUUCCUUGGCAACCUUGCCCUUACUCAAUAUACCCUCCCCCCCUUCCUGAAAUCUACCUACUUAUGCAAUCCUCGUCCCAUGCAGCAGUCCAGUAAAAGGCUCUCCACACUUGACUUCCUCCCUGCUGUUUUCCCUGUCAUGGCAGGGCAGUGGUGCACCCGAUAUCCAGUGUGGUACGCUGUCUGUGUCAUGCUGAGCACUGUGUAUUCACGUGACAUGCGGCGCUCUUACGCAGACUGCGAGGGGUCCCCCUGUAUAAUGUGCAUGUGGUUCCUUGAUGGAGCCGCAUGCUGCAUGGGAGCACCGGGGGCACAGGCUGAUCGGGGGUGCAAAAUUCAGUGCUCACACUGACAAUUGAUUUUUGCAACCCCCCUCGGCCUGCGCCCCCAGCAGGCGCCGGUCUUGCCAACCCCUCAGUAUGCCCCUGGCAUUCAAAAAUCGAUUAUGAUUUAUUUUGUCCUUUUGGUUCCCUGAAAUGUGUUUUUCCCUUUUCUACAAUUCAUGUAUAAACUGUUUUUUAUUUUCUGUAGGAUACUUAUUAGGUCAGGCAGUAACAAGGUCCAUUUAUGCACUGCUAUCCUUUUGUCUCUGGUGCUUAUUACCUUAGCCUUAGUAUUAUACCACGUACAGUUACAAUUCCAGAUCUUGACAAUCCUAAAACAAGCUCAUUAAUAGAAACAAACUUUUCAGGCACCGUGAAAUAUUUAUUAUACAAUGUCACAUUCUGUUUAUACUCCUUGGGCACUUUUGCUAUUAAUUACAUGUCUUUCUUCUGGACUAAUAACUGAUAAAUGACCAUGCCGGUAUGUUGGUGGAAUACAUGACAAUUUCUUCAGACUACACAUUGUAAUUACCCUAAACCUCUUGCUCUUUUUUUGCCCAGUUUUAACUAGUCUCAUUAUAUCUCCUUGUCACGCAAAGAGAAACAAAUUCUGCAAGAUGUUAGAUAAUCCUGUUCGCUUUUCAUUGUUUUCUUUUUAAGAAGCAAUCCGUUUAGUUAUGCUAUGCUGAGUUUGUAUGAUUAGUUCCUGCAGAGUAAGAAAUUCAGUUGUAGAAUUAUGCUGAGGAAGACAGGUAUUGCAUUGUAAGAGUCCUAGCAUAGUACUUUAAAAGAAUGCAUCCCACAUUAAAGUAUACAUCUUUUGUUGGGGUUACUUUUAAAAUUGUUGAAACAAGUACAACAAAAUUGUACGAAUUACUUGCGAGUGUUCAAAGAUAUACUUUUUUUUUUGUUUUUUAUUUUAGUGUUUGUUCGCCUUGUCCCUUUAUUACCGUAAUGUCACAGAUUUGAUUGUUAUAUAUAAGCAGAAUGUUAUGUACUCAUCUUGUUGUACUUUUUUUUUAUUCUAUAUUUUAUUUUAAAUUGUAAUGUAAUUUGAAAAAUGACAGUUACAGCUUCCCAGCACUGUCUAACUUUCCCACUAGCUUGCCUUAAAUUAAAUGCUCUCUAAAGGCAUUUUUGUCCAAGAAAGUCUACCACUGAACUCAGUAACAAAUACUUAGCCAAUAAAGGCCCUCAUCUCACUCUGAAUUAACAUCUUUGCCGUCCCUGCCUCCUGUUUCUCUCCCCUCCUAUUGAUCUAGAUUGUACGUUCUCACGAGAAUAGGGUCCUCAGCUUCUCCUGUAUUGUUUGUCAAAUUUUUAUUUGUCUUAGAUGUACAGCACCGCAGGAUGUGUUAGCAUAAAUAAAUAAAGUAUAAUAACAACUAUAGUGGGUAUGGUGCUAGAUAGUUGUCAUUGGAAAAUUGCCUUUUGAAUCUUUGCUGUGUGUGAUUAAAGUUCAAUAAACAGAGGAGAAAAACUUCUACAGUAAAUUAACAUCUGACUGCAUUUUUUUUCAUGCAGGCUAUGUCUGUUAUAGCCAGGGGAGGUGUGGCUAGGGCAGCAUGAACAGAAACAAGUGAUUUUGCUCAUAAAUGGCAUAGCAGUGAGAGUGCAGUGCCAUAAUCUGUACACCAAACCUGCUUUAUUAAGUUAAAGUUGUUUUGAUGCCUAUAGUAUCCCAGUGUGAGUCUUUGUUAAAGUUACCUAAUCACAGUGCAGCUUAAGGAACACUAUAACGUUAGGAAUACAGGAGCAGAAGUUGAUUAAGAACUGAGUCUCAGUAUAGGAGCUGUCAAGAAGGCAGCCACCCGUGGAGUGUUUAACCCUGCAAUGGAAUAAUUGCAGUUUUUAAAAAACAUGUUUUACUUUGCAGGGUUAGAACUCAAGGAUCUCUGCAAUCAGACCACUUCAUUACCAUGAAGUGAUCUGGUUGCCUUCAGAGGUCCUUUAUUCCCUGGUAUUUUGCAUCACACAUAUGAUUAGAUUAUAUUGUGUCACAUGGACAGUAAUUCCUAGUUGGGGUGCAAGUUCCCACAGUUUAACUCUUCCUGCAAGCUCCUGUGUGUAAUAGCCUUUCUACACAACUAGAUGCAACAUGCACACACCUUAUUUAAUCUUCAAAAAACCUGACAAUUACACAUAAAUAUGUUUUAAGUGCAUUCAGCGUGCUGUGAAACAAAGAAAGGACAUAAAAGGGCAGGUUUCUGCACAAAGCUUAUUAAAUCAUUUAGGUGGUUUAUGUCUAUCUUCUUUAAAAUUGUCUUCAAACAUUAUCACGUAAGCAAGUAUAUCGUUUAUCAAAGAAAUUGUUCUUCUUACGCAAGUGCAUCCCUAUUUGCAGAUAAGACUGCCUUCCAUAUUGUACGAAAUAAAGUACAGGUAUCUGUGAGAACGGCCAAAUGAUGAAAGGCAGUAAAAUACACAGAAACAAAAAAAUAACACGCUUUUUUUUUUUGUAAUUUUACUACAAACAUAAAGUACAGUGAAGUCAACAGUGGUUGUAAUUAGGGCUCAAAAUUUCCUCUAGUCAGUGAGUGAAAAUGUAGCAGUGGUGAAUGUGCUAUGGACACCCCUGGCUUGCAAGGGCCUGUAAAAAUUUUUUGUGACUAUUUAUCUUUUAUCUACCUGUUUAUUAAAUAUUGUUCAAACUACUUAAAAUCACGUCUCGUGUAAAAAUCUGUACAGGUAUUUAGUCCUAUAAUAUGACCACAUCAUGUUUAGAGUGAACCUGAAGUAAAAACAGUAAACCUAUCUUAAAUACUCCCUUACACAUUGAGUACAUCCUAUAAUACAAAGAUACAUGAUGUAUUAAUUGUAAAAUAUAGAGAUUUAUUCACUUUUUCUCCAUUCCAGCGACGUUGUGUGGGUGUUACUCUUUGUGUAACCCACUCCUUUGCUCUCCCAUUUGCCCUGCUUGGAUACACAUGAUGUCAGAAUGCUGGCUUAGUUUCCAGGGUGCCGGCGUCCGAAUGGAGUGAUGUCAUGUGACUCCAUUCCUUUACUCUCUAGUUGGUAAUAGAAGCGCCAGCUCAGAAGUUUCCAUAACUGUAGGAGGUCUUCUCUGCUCUCCUUUGGCAGUCAGUGCCUUGGCAUUCAGUGUCUGCAGAGUCUUUGACUGACAGCUGGGAGAAAAAAAAAACCUGAUUUUAAGUUGUUUUUGCUCCAAGUCUAUUCAUUUGCUAGCACAAUGUAUAAAUGAAAUGUAUAUGCUCUUUCAUAAGAGCAUAAAUAAAAAUAUAGGCACAGGUAUCCUUUAAGCCAACCUCUUUGACAAAGUACCCUCAUAUCAGUAAGUCCAAGCCUUAUUUUAGAUACUGUAUAUAAAUAUAACUGCAGUCUGCGCGAUUUAGACAAAACAAAAAAGAAACGUUUAAACUAAAUCCCGUCUGCUAGUGAUCCAAUGUAAUGUAUCAAUGUAACCACAUCCUGGUGUCCAAAGAAGCAGCUCAAGAGAUUUAAAAAUACUGUAUACCGAGAUGCAAAACUAAUAGCUGCUCUUUCAUUGGCAGUAUAUCUGUUAUAAAUACAAAUUGGGAAAGCAGAGUACAAAGGAGAGUUUAGCUAUUCUGUAUCGACAAUAUGAAAGUAAGCAUAGAUUAAUAUUUCUCAUCAGAACUAGAUAUAGAUCACGGUGUUGGGUAGAAACCACUAGAGCAUUCCUCCUAAAUAGUACUCACAAAUUACCAAAAUUGGAAAGGAGGCAAUUAGACUAAAGAGAGAUAGCUGGUCGUUAAAGGGUUACCCCAACUCUUUUUAAUACAAUAUUUUUGGGGCAUUAAUAAUAGGUCCCUGCGUCCAAAACUCUGCCAGGUGAAGGAGAUCUACUAUAGUAAACUGACCGUACUUUUGCUCAUUAAAUAUAUCACAUGAUCAUGUCUCCUAUAGCUAAUAUAUUACGCUCUCUAAAUAUUCCUUUACUGCGGCUAGGCAAUACCAACAGUCUACUUAACAGUCUAUAAGAAUAUGCCAAGUCCUGCCUAUGCUGUCAACAAAAGGCAAUCAGUGCCUAAACCCCAAUCUCUCCAGUAGCAACCAGGAGGAAUGGAACUUUACGUUCCAACUAACACAACAGUGUGACAGUGAAAAUUAGUGAAACCAUAGUGACAAAAAAAAAAGAAUAUAAAUGCCUGACACAUGUUUCAGUGCUUCCAUGCACCUUUGUUUUCCCCGGUGAAAGUGCACAGAACCAUUUAGAUUCCACAAAGCAAAGUUUUAUAUACAUUAACAUAAAGGUAUUGUGUCAUUUUAAUAAAUUUGAAAUAAGCAUUUGAAAAAUAGCCGUGAAUUCUUUUUUUUUUUUCUCUCUUUUAUUUGGGCUUUUGUUUUUUGCUCUGUCUUGAUUUUCAUCCACUUAAUGAAGAGACAAAAUAUGUAAUCUGUUAUUGCAUUCAAUUCUUACACACCACACAAAAUGACAAUUUCACAGAGGAAAGUUUACUACUUUUGCCAAUGAUUAGUGGUUAAUAUUAGUUUUUUUUAAAAAUAGCAGAAAGGCAAAGUUAAAACCAGGUAUUUAAAAUCAUUCUAUGAAAGUUUUCCAUAUAAACUAGUCUGUUUUUCUCAAAAAUGUUCCACUUUUGUAGUUACUGGUACUUAAAUAAUAUUACUUUAUGAUCCUUCACAUCUAAUUAGUUCAUAUGUCUGCUGUUAAUAAAAAGAAAAAAAAAAUCUGUUUUCGCAAGUGAUAAAUACAUAAAGAUUACUUGACAGCAAUUACAUAUUUAAAGGCAAUAUCAUGUUUUAAGGUUAGUUAUGUAUUAUUUAAAUGAUUAUUGCUUAGACUACCUUAGAAAUUUGCAGAAAUUAGAACAAAAGAAAUAAUUUACCCCAUACUGCAAUUUUUGGCUUAUAUAUAGAAAAUCAUGCUACAUUGUACACAACUUUAGAUCAAAUGGAACAUUUACAGUGAUCUGCACCCACUGGAGAUACAGUCCACCAGCUCAGCAUCAUAGCUCUCCGGGCCGGGCCAGGCCACUAGCCCCCCUCAAUCUCCAAAGUUAAGCUUGAGAAAAGAAGAAAAUGGCGCAAAAAAAAGCUGUGUGUGUCUGUUUGUAUACAAAAAUAUUUUAUAUAUUUAACUUCAGUGCUGUAAUAUGUAAGACAGAUAUACAGUCAACUUCACAACCACAGUUGGCUUUGGACACACAACAUUCAGCCUUCCUAUAAACACAACAUGCACAGCAAGACUACAAGUAGUACCCCAAACAUACAACAUACCACAAGCAGCCAUACCCAAUACAUACACACAUUCACAGACAGAGAGAUACAAACGUACAGGUUUAUUUACAAAGAUAUGCAUUCCAGACACCCUCACGGAUGCACGUACAUAUUUUAGGCCAAAAUAGCUGAACUGGAAGCAUAGUUGACAGCUAUAUUCUCUUUACCUAACUUAGUAGUGUUUAAGUAUAUCACUGUACAUUGUGUGUCUAAUAACUGAGGCUAAUAUGUGCAAUGUCAUGGUAAUAUGACAACGCGUACAAUAUACAUAGAGUCUGAUUACCCAUAAAAUGGCAAAGGCGGCUGCCAAGGGCCAGGAGCUCCAGCUCUGUCUAUGAGGGCCCUCUCUGAACUGGCAGGGAGAUAUAUUGAUCUGCCAUCAGCCUCCUCACUAACUUGGGGGAAUGUUGUGGUCUGUAGUACAUCACUUUAACAGCUCCCUCACUGUCUCGGCACUUCUCAUUGACUCCGAGAACUGCAGCAAGCGCUCCGUGUCAUUGACUGAACAAGGGAGCUGUUAAAGUGAUCUUCACCCGAUAAAGAUGUUGUCCACAAUGCUCUACCAACAGACCACCAGGGUCCAGCUCCCUCUGUAUUAUACCAGCUGGUCCCUAGACCACCUUGUAUUAUACCCCCUCCUACCAAGGAGGAGAGGGGGCAAAUGAGGAUUUAAAAUUGAAAGGUGUGUGAGGGACAUUCUGUGACCAUGGGAAAUCUUAAUCUGGCUCUGUAAAUACAUGGGUCCAUUAUGAGUACAUAGGGCACAGUGAAUGGGGACAAUGUGAGUAGAUUACAAAAUUUAUGGGCUGAAAUAUUGGUAUUUUCAGAAAGAUUAUUUAUUUAUAAUCCUGUUCCAUCUAUAACGUCAUUAUUUGAUGGUGAAGGCUAGAGUAAAAAAACAAACAAAAAAAAAUGUGAGUCAUUGAAUAAAAAUGGUUAAAGCAUUGACCCACAAACACAACCUGUUGUACUCGAUUGAUCUCUGUAUUACUAACUAAAUAGUAGUGAUAUAUAUGGGGGAGAUUUUAAAUGCAUUCUCUCAUUUUGGUGCAACAAAUAUAAAAGGGAAGAAGUCAUUAAUGGACCUGUGAUAUCUGGACUGAACACUUAAUUCUCCCCUCCCUCCAUCUAUAUUGGACUGGGGUCCAGAUGAUAUUCAACCAGGCAUUUGCACUCUGGGCAACGUGGUAGCAUUCAAGCUGCUCAGUCUAUAUGCUGUUCCAAAUCUAUGUUUUUCACUCUUGCAUUUCAGAUGCAAAUAUGUUAUUCCAGACUAUGAUACACAUAAAAAGAAAAUUUGGUGUCAGGAUAUGUUUAAUGUUUUCAGAAAAGUAAAUUAAGUGUAACUUCUUGCUGAAAACAAAAAACCUUUCCUCCAAGAGUGGGAAAUGUUUUGAACGUUAUUAUUUCUAAGCACAGUCUGAAGAACUUGUUCUUUAUUGAAUGAACUCUGUUGACCUUCCUUGCUGCUUCGCCCCUCCCUGCAAGGAGUCCUUGCACGCCACUGUUGCAGCUGACAAGAACACCAGCAGGAUUAGCCAGAUUCUUUUCCAUGCUCUUUGAUCACAGUCUGCAUCCAUCCCCACGGUAUUUGACAAUCUAUCCAAGACUCACGCAAGUCCAACAACCACCCUGUUUACCUUUGGAAGCUCUGUGAGAUUUCCUUUCAUUGGCAGAUUAAUUGUGGGCAAGUAAUUAGUUUUGCUCACAUUAGCUCUCCCCAUUAACUUUUCCUUCGUAUAUUGUGAAACAUCCACCAUCACCACCCCCCUUUCCCAAACAAGAAAAAAAAAAAAGUUUUAUACCAAGAAUUAACUUUUUAUUUCAUUGUGAGAUCCUGAAUUUACAACACCUUUCAAAGUUAAAUGGAGUAAGCAUUACAAGCACAGUGGGAAAGUGCAGAUCACUCUGAAGACCGCUUUGUGUUGCAAGAGAAUGGCCUUUGCCUAGUUCUCAGGGGGUAAAUGAAUUGAAAAGCUUAAUAUCAGGGACACACGAUGAAUAGACAUGGGAACAGAACCACUGUGUCUCGAAGAAGAAAUCUUUGCCUUCUCUGGAUUAAAUAGCUGCAGGCAAAUACGCAAGAUGUUGCUUUAUGACUAAGUGCAAACUUGCUUUAGAGUCCGCAACCUGCAAUUAUUAUUUUAAGUGUCCGUACCAGUGUUAAUUUUGUCGACUAACAAUUUUAGUCAACUAAAUUUAUUUUAAAUUUAUUCGACUAUAAAACUGAAACAAUUCAGAAGACUAAAAUGGCUUUUAUGUCAAGACUAUGACUAAAACUAAAUUGAAUAUUGUCGCUCAAAUUAACACUGGUCCAUACAAAUGUUAUACUUGUAAAGAAAGUAACUCUAUGUAAAUUAGCACACCUUUUUUGAGUUGUUAUUUUGAGGUGUUUUUUGAGCUAUUACACUUUUAAGGUGCUGCUAACUGAAAUAUUUUGUAUCUGCUACUGUAUAAGGUUUCUUAUUAGUGCCUUUUGCACUUGUUUUUUUUUAUAGUUUUAUAAUAUUAAUACUAUAUAAAUAUUUUUUGAUUUUAUUGCUUAAACCAUGGGUAGUCAACAUUUUAAAACCUACCGCCCACGUUUGUAUCUUUGUUGAUGGUAAAAUAUCCUUACCGCCCACCGUGCCGCAGUAACUAAUUGUAAAGUGCAAGUGCGAUAUUUUUGUUUUAGAAAGGAGGGUUUGUUUUUUUUCAAUGUACUAAAAUUAAUUUUUUUUUUUCUAUUCUACUUUUUUUUUCUGUGUGUGUGUGAAGGGUGCUGUGGUGAGGGGUGCAGUGUGUGGGUGAAGUGUGUGUGUAUAUGUGCUGUGUGCGUGUGUGAAGGGUUGUUGUGCGUGUGAGAGGGCAGUGCAUGUGUAAGGGGUGGAAUGCGUGUGAGUGUGUUUGAGUCAGGCAGUCUGUGUGUGUAUGUGUGAGGGGUGUAGUGUGUGUUUGUGUGUGCAUAGGACCUAUGUUGUGUGUAGGUGGGUGAGAUGUGAAAAUCUAUCUUAAUGCCUCUCCCUUCUUCUUACAUUUUACCAGGGAGGGGGGACAUAUUGCUGCGAGCCCUGGUGGUCCUGUGGUGGCAUGUUCACUUUAGCCUGCAUGUCCUCCGGCUACAGCUGACUCUCCUGUCCGCCUGCCAUGGUAACAUGCGGCAAUGCUCUGACCAGCCUGCUUGUGGGAGGAACAAAGAGCCUCCCAGGCCCUUCCCCCCUUCUGCUGGAACUAAGUGCCAGCAGGUUGGUAAAAGAGGAAGAUCUCCUCACCAGCCUGAGAGGACUUACAGCAAGGCUGGCUCUGUAUGGUCUGUAUGGACCACGGUCAUCAAGGCGCACUGGGCAUUUUCUGUAGAACCCACCACCGCCCACCUAAAAUCCCAAACCGCCCACUACUAAGCGGUAGUGACCAGGUUGACUACCCCUGGCUUAAACUAUCAGUAGUGACUAGAGAGAACGUCAUGGCUUUUAAAAUGUUACAUUUGUAACAUGAGUUGGGACUCAUGUAAGGUAUCAGUGAAUUAGACUACGUAGGGAAAUCCUUCUCCAACUGGCAUGAAAGAAAAGAAUAACAAUGGAAAUGCAGAUUUUGACAAAUCCCAGUUUCAGUAGUGGUUCUUAAAAAAUGUUACCACGAACUGGAUUUUAUAUAGAAUAUUAUAGUUGUGCCUCGUGCUUGACUAUGUUGGCUCCUAAAUAUAGUUGAUUGGAUGCUAAAUUCCACAGAAAAAUAACCUCUAGUUUACAAAUAUGUAUGUGUGGGUGUUAUAUAAUGUUAUUUUAGAGCUUUCAGUACUACAAACUUGUUCUUGUGGGUUUUUACUGGAAUAUUUAAAGGUAGAUUAAUUUAGGUGUGUCCCUUAGUGCCUGCCCCAUCCCCCCAUCCCUUAGUGUUCCUCUCUUUACCCCCCCUUAGUGGUCUGCUCCCUUUCCUCCCUGGUAUCUCUUGUCGCGGAGCGCGGUAAAGGAGCUUCUGAUUCAUGUACCCGGCCAGACUGACGGGAAGUGCUCUCUCAGUGAGCACUUCUGGACCACUUCUGUCAGUGCAGCCAGGUACAGGAAAAAGAAGCUCCUGUACCGUGGUGUGCUUCGCUCAGCCAUGCUACACAGAGUGACUGGUAGGAAGGAGCGCUGUGUGCUUCUUUGCUGCUGGUCACUCUAAUCUAGUGCCUCCCGGGCCGGUGCGCCACAAGGCGGCUGCCUGUGCCACCUUAUGGACGUGCCGGCCCUGAGAAGGUAUACAUGGUUCACAACAGAACAGCCACACAAUCCUUAAGCAUGUGGUGAAAUGCAACAGCAAAUUAAUGAGUCCUUCUAUUCAGUUAAUGCACGUAAUUGUCGCAACCAACAGAUGGCGCUGCAUAUAAGUGUUGCAGUCUCAAUUACGUGCCACAGGUAGCACUGCACAAAUCCAACAUGAUUAUACAAGACAUUCUGCAAAUAACAUUACAAAACACAUCCUGCACAUAUAAUGGGCAUAUGCAGGGACGUAUUAGCCGCGAGGCAAACAAGGCAUUUGCCUUGGGCGGCAUUUUUCAGGGGGCGGCAAAAAACGCCGCCCCCAAAUGCCCAGGGCAAAUGCCUAGUUAGCCUCGCGGCUAACAGACAUGCUGGGCGGCGCUGGCUGAUGGGCGGGCGGCUGGCGAGGGAGCUCUUCCUCUGAGCGCUAUGCUCAGCUCCCUCGCGCGCCGCAGAGUGAGGCUGGGAGCCGGGUUGAUGACGUCAUAUUCCGGCUCCCAGCUUAACUCUGCGGCACGCGAAGGGAGCUGAGCAGUCAGCUCAGAGGAAGUGCUCCCUCGCCAGCCGCCAGCCCAUCAGCCCGACCGGCAGCCACUGGACCACCACGGAGAAAGAGGAACAUCCCCCCCCCCAGCACUCCCAAGGGGGGUAAAGGGGGGUUAAAUUAAAAAAUUUUUUAACGUGAUUGUGUGUGUGUGUGUGUGACUGUGUGUGACUGUGUGUGUUUGUGUCUGACUCUGUGUGUGUGUGUGUGUGUGUGUGUGUGUGUCUGACUGUGUAUGUGUGUCUGUGUGUGUAUUUAGAAGGUGGGGCGGGGAGAAGGGUUGGGUGGGGGUGGCGCGGGGGGAAGGGGGUGCCUGAGUUUUGUCCUGCCUAGGGCAGAUACACCACUGGGCACAUGUUGACUUAAACAUAACAGAUAUCUGGGGACCUACAUGAAGUGAUGGACAUAUGCCCCAUGAUGGUGACUACAAUCACAGUUAUUAUGUAAAGUAAUACAUUUACCAUACCCUAUCAUUUGUGAAAUACUGUUUGCAUCACUGGUGGCCUUUACAGUGCAAUGUACUGAAUAAAAACAAAAGGCUGUAUUGUUUGCAUGUAUGAGGCAUAUUAUGGGUUGAUUAUAUUACUACAGGGCCCUACCUUUAGUAUUGAACUUCAUGUAAAUUUGCAACUUUUGCCGUAAGCUCUCCGGGAAAUAGUGAGUUGCUAAAACUACUGAGCCAGUUCUGGCCUAUGUUACUUACAUUCCAAGCCCUGAGCAUAUCCCAUAACCCUCUGUCUAUGAUUGUAUGGAAUACAUAGUUUAACAUUUGGAAUGGACAAACGGUAGUGGGUUCAGCGCUUGGUGGUCAAUAGAAAGCUAAAAAUAAAUGUAGAAGAGGCUGCAACCUAAAAAUAUGACGUUCCCUCCCAAAGUCGUCAAAAAGGAUAAAUCUAGAGAAUAAAAGUUAUAGGUCGCGCCACAGAAACCAAUAAAAGAUAUAAUAAAACCUGAAAUAAAUAACAGAAAUAAAAUGAUGAGCAUAAUCACACCGCAAUGGACUAUAGAGUAGGUGAUAUACAGUUUUGUACUUACAUAUAUCAAAAUAAGGUAAGAUAAAUAAUUGUCCCAAUAACAGUGGGCCUAUAAAAGGCCAAGUCCACUUGCGGGAACUUCAGUGUAGUGUAGGUCUAUGCAGGUUUAGAGCUGGAAGUGGUCAGGUUCUCUUGAUCCAGAUGUAGAUAUGUGAAAAUAGGAAAAUUCCAAUAGUGCAGACUGCAACCGAAAGUCAUGUGGAAAGAAAAACUUCACAGCAGGAAGGUAUUCAAACUCACCUAUUGGAAAGCUAGAACUAGCUCAGGUAUGACUGGCGUUCAGUGGCGUCGAUCCCCCACUGGUAGGAUAUAGGUGUUGACAAACAGAGGAGGUCCUCAGUAUGGGGAGAGAAAUAGAACCAAAUAUAGUUAAGGCAGGUAGGUAUAGAAACAUAGAAUACUCACAUUUGAGUGAGCAGGAUCUACUGCUCACUAUAAUAGCGUAGGUGGUAUAAUCCCCACCUGGAAUUCUUGAGUGUGUGAGUUAUCUGAUGUGAUGAAUGACCAUGUUAAAAUAAAUAAAAAAUGAAAUUAAAAAAAAGUCUAAAAAGUAAAGUAAGAUAAAAGUUAUAUGGCACAAAUAAAAUAAUAGCCAAUAUUCCUUUAAUAGUUCAUAUAAAAAUCUUUAAAAUAGCCAAAACGCAUUUCGCCACACUGGGCUUUAUCAACUGGCAUUUUAAAAAAAAAUUGCGGUGUGAUUAUCCUCAUAAUUUUAUUUCUGUUGUUUAUUUCUGAUUUUAUUAUAUCUUUUAUUGGUUUCUGUGACGCGACCUAUAACUUUUAUUCUAUAGUUUAACAUUUUGCUGCAGAUUAAUUCAUGAAGACAUGGAUAAAACUGCUGCACAAUCAGAUUUACUAGCUAUAUUUACUUUUAAUCCUACAUAAUUCUACAAGGACGACAAUCAGGACUAUUGAGAACACAUGUAUUCACAAGUCAUAUAUAAACUUUUAGCUUAAUUUCUUCCUGUGCAGAGGUUGUGAGCUUAUAGCUGCUAAUAUUAAAAGUCAAACUGUAUUGAGACCUAUAUUCACAAAAUGCAGAGAAUAAUAUAAAACGUGUUAUGAAAACACACUUGAAUGAUUUGUGAUUUUUUACUGGUAAAUCUACAUUUAUUUCUAAAAUUGAGGCUGUUUUCAUAUAUGUAUUUACAGGUUUGCUAUCAUGUGUGGAUACAUGUCUGAGUAUGAUAAUGUGCAGAAUAAAAUAAAGAAUGGCUAUCUCUUCAAGGUAAGUUAUUAGUGAUAAUAUAGAAAGAAAAUAUUUUUCUUUUGCUGCUACUUUUUCUUUCUUGUUUUACCAGUUUUGGCAUUUAGUUAGAAAUAAUUAAUGUAAAAUUAUAUAGCAUCUAUCUUGCUAUUGUCCGGAUGGGGCUGUGGUCCAACACUCAGGAUUAAGUCUAAACGUAGAAUAGACUAAAAGUAAUAAACGUAUUACCGGGCCUUAGAAUGGUAGGAUCUACCGUAGAAAGAAUAAUCAGAAACAAGCCGAAGUUCGGGACACAGACAGGAGCAUAAAAGAGAAGACAAAGGGUCAUGGAUACCAGAAAUACGGAUAGUCAGAAAAAGCCAAGAUCAUAAAACAGAAUAACAAAAAUAAUAACCAAACGUGCUCAUAUCCCUAUAUGUCUAUUUAUAUAACACUUCGUGCACUUUAAUAUCUCCAAGUUUAUUAAUUUAAAAUCCAUGUAUUAAAGUGACACUAUAGGCACUCAGACAACUUCAUCUCAUUAAAGUGGUCUGGGUGAAAUGCCCUUGUUCUCCUAACCCUGCAAGAUUGCUGGGUUAAGACAGCAUCUUGUGGCUGUCUUCCAGACAGCCACUAGAGCCAGUUCCUGCAUUCUUACGGAGUUAGCGUGACGUCACAAGAGCCAAGGGACGUCAAAAGAGCCAAGGGAUCUCCAUGCUGGAAACAGGUACGUUUUAUACACCUGGAGGCAGAAAAAGGACACUAUAGGGAUUGUAUUCCUAACGCUAUAGUGUUCUUUUAAAUAAUUGUUUGUGAUUGUGACAUUGCAGUAAUCCCAAGUCUGCCAUUUCCCCUCCCCUCCCCCCCAAAUAUUUCAAGUCUGUCAUCUCACUGCAAUCUAAUGUUUGGUGAAUGAGCCACCUAGUGUUUUACAAAUCCAUCUUACCCUAUUCUUUUGAAUUGUAAAAUACAAGUGCCAAGACAUGAGUGGAGGCAGAUUUUGGGAUCCCUUGACCUAAUGUCCCAUUUAUUAUAGGAUGAAGAAAGCCUCUGGCAUAGGAAGGUUUCACUAAUCUUUGCAGACUGGCCACAACAUCCAAGUCAACAUUACCAAUGAGUAGAAAAAGCAGCUCAACCUCAAAAACAGGCUUCCCUUCUCACAGGACUAAUACCAUGACUACCUAUUUAAGUUACCCUUAUCUAGGCUAAAUAAACCUCUGCCAGUCAUGUAUUUGAUACCUACAUCAACAAUACCAGUAGAAAAUGUGAGACCCAAAUAUUGGUAGACUCCUGUCUCCUUAUUAACUAUAAUGCAUGUUGAAAUAUAUAUAUCUAUGUAGGAUAGUUACAAAACUAAAUACAAUCAAACAUUAUCCUUUAUGUUCUACACAUGUAAGGCCCAAGAUUAAACAAUGCAUCAAAUCAACAAAUGUAAUGAUCAAACCGGGUAUUACGUACAUAAAAGUCCUUUCAUCAACGCACAAUGUUUAUUUUCCUAUUUUUAAUGAUAUUCUGUACAAUAUUUUAAAAAGGAUAGGUUAUACUGAAAGAUAUAGAGUGCUUGUCAUAGUAACACAAGCAUUAAUUUACAAACUAAAGUUUUAUAAAGGUUUGAUUGAUGUAAAGGUUUAAUCAUUUUUCAGGAACAUCUAGAUAAAGCAAUAGAAUUAAAUCCACAUGAUCCUCUCCAGUACUACCUGCUGGGUAGAUGGUGCUAUGAGGUAAGUCAUUCAUGGUUUCUUAUAGAUUACAUACACUUUUUCUUAUGAAUGAAGACAUUGUGUUUACUAGAAUAUAUAAUAUGUAUGCAUAAAUCCUUCAGAGUUUUUCACGCAUGUUUCUUGUUUUGUGUGUGACAAAGAGCCACAAUUUAUUUUUUACAUUAUUGCAUUUUACCCUUACAUUAAUGUGCUGUUAAGUAUUCUAACCGAACAGCGGGGGAACUCUUGUAAUAAGCACUAUAGUUUUGAUCAAUCUCUGUGUUUAGCUUUUUAUUUUGUAUUCACCUUUCACUAGAUUAUCUCAAAACAUGUAGGAUCUGUGAAAAUAGUCAUCAUAUUUGAAUAGGCGACAUGUAAAGUCUUGCUAAACUCCUAUUUUCUUUUUCUUUUAGUAUUUCUUCUCUCUUUUUUUUUUAACUUGUUACUUUUUUCAGAAUAAAAGACGUCUAUACACACAUUCUAAAUUUGGAAGGUGACAUUGGAAAGAGUUAUCUAUCCAUGAUAGGGAAUUAGGUAGUUCUUUCCUUAUGACUAAUGAAAUCCCCAGUGAAUAAUUCAGAAGGACAGGAGGGUUUGUGAGAGGUACUAAAACAGAUGCCAAUGUUUAAUAUAAAGAGGAAAAAAGAUCAGCCUGUCUCACACCCUGACACCUACAUGCUACUUGACUCAUACACACACUACUUGCAUUUGAUGAAUUUCCUCUUCAGCAGUGAAUCAUCAGGAUAAUAAAACGGAGAUCAUUAGCACAAAUCUUCCUGUAAUUAUGUACUCAGUACUUUAAUAUUCCCUUAAUGUUUAGCUACUUUUGUUUGUGUAUGUUUAAUAUCCUUCAGUAUGUAUUAAUCAAAAGUCUCCAAACUGAUGUCCCAGAAUGACCUUUCUAUGGUGUGGCCAAUCAAAGUAGGAGUUGUAUGGUCUUGGAUAAUCUAGGAAAUCAUCAGUGGAACCCCACUGGGUUAAUGUAUUAGAUCUUAAUCUUGAAGAAUGACAUGUCUUGAAAAUAUUAUUUUAACAUGUUAAGUAAUUGUAUUUUUUUUAGUUUGUCUUUGCAGAGCUUGACUUUUAAAUAAUAAGUCUAGACCAAGAUAUUAUUUAAAUAUUUCUAACCUUUUUCAGUCUAAAAAUAGUGGUUUGUUAAAACAAAAAAAAGUGUCUUGCUAAAACAUUCGUAACCGUCGGUUAUAUCAUUCUUGGAUUUUAGGUUACCCCAACAGAAAGCUUCUCUAGUAGUUUACUCCUUAACAAUUUUUUUCAUCCAUAUCUACGAAGAAGUAGGGUACUUCCCAGAUUCUGUGAGAUACCCUCUAACAUAUAUCGUAUCUCCUUUUCAAGCUUUUACAUGAUGUAGCAAGGUGAUUCUGUAUGUUCGCAAUCCAGGUGUACAUGUAUAAACCUUUGCGCUGGUUGUAUACCAAGGUAUCUGCUUAAAUACUUUACAUGCUGCACGUAAAAUGAAUCAAACUCUUAAAUAUAGUAAAAACCAUCAAUUACAUUUUUCAGGGUACUUGAUUCUGCAUAUAACAGUUCAUGUAUGCAAUUUCAGGACUAUGGUGUCUGCAGAAGUUUUCUGCCCCUUACAUUCAGUUUAGUCACGUUAAGGAAUAUGCCGAUUACCAUUACUUCUGCAGCAUACUGUAGUGGUUAUGUUGCCUGAAGUGCCCUGUUGACUUCCCAGGGUAUGUAGCCAAAUGGUUUGCAAAUCAUAUGACAACUUACCUGUGGUCCGCCGGGUGAUGGUUACCUCCUCCAGGAACUCUCUGUCUCAGGUAUGAUUCAAUACUCUUAGAAAAACUUUCCAAAUGAUUGUCACCUUUAAUGUAUGUCGGAAUUUUUGUAGAUAAAUUACAUUAAAAGUUUUUCUAAAAGUAUUGCAUCAAUUGGAAAGUUUUUCCAUCGAGAGCCAAUUUACAUAGUUACUACUAUGUAAAUACCUACUCUGGCAGUAGGAUCUGUCAUUAUACCAGAUUGGAACCUUUCACCUCUGGAUUAAGUACAAUUUGAUCUCUAUAUACCUCACGUGCUGCCCUAAUAUAACUAUACAAGAAUUCUAUUAUUGGUUAUCUUUGAUUAACUUUGUUCAAUGCUCUAAUGUGCUCCAAUAAUGAUUAUUAAUUCCGUGGAUGUGAAUUUUAUUUUAUCUUAUUCUAUCUGUCUUGUAGUGAUCAAUUGUGUGUAAUGUGGCAGCUAAUAUAAGUGCUACCCAUUUGUUUUAUGCAUUUUUAUAGGAGGUUAGGGGCUAGAUCUUUAUAGUUGGUGUGCUAAACGGUUCUCUGUGAUUGUUUUUUUUUUUUUAGCUUGGAGAUACAUAGAUUACAUAAAUACAUACAUACAUACAUACAUACUCACAAAGUAAGCUCCAUGCUGGAGCUUUUGGCUCCACGGGAGGCUGAAACCAGCACCAAGCAAACUUCAAGUAGGUUGUCAAGUUUCAAAUGUGACUAUUGACACUAGGAGUAUGCAAGAGCAUUCCUGGGUCCAUAAUCACUACAGAAUGCUGUAGUGGUAAUGGUGCUUGGAGUGUUCCCUUAAGUCAGAGAUAGGCAACCUUUGGCACUCCAGAUGUGAUUUUACACACCUUUUUCAGUGCCAGGUGGGGCCGGUCGUGGCUUGCCCCACCCACGUUCCAACACUUGGCUGAGAUCAUCAAACUUGAUAAUCUCUGCUAAUCCAAUGCUUUCCCUUAGGCAAAACCCCGUUCUGCGCCAAUCAGAAUCUCCUCAUAGAGAUGCAUUGACUCAAUGCAUCUCUAUGGGGAAAGUUCAGCACCUCCAUGCAAAGCAUGGAGACACUGUGAACGUUAGUGCUGCACAGCCAGGAAGAACCUCUAGUUGCCGUCUGAGUGACUGCCACUGGAGGUGUUACUAGGCAACAAUGUAGACAUUGCCUUGUCUCUGAAAAGUGUUUUACAUUGAGAAGUCUGCAGGAACUUGCUAUACUCACCAGAAAAAACACAUUAAGCUGCUAUGGAGCAUAUUGCAAUGGUUAUUAUGCAAAGAGACUUAAUUCUGCAAAUGUGUACAACAUUUGUAACACAUCUUCAUUAUCAUGUCUGCAAAGAAGGUUGGGGCUUUCCAUGCCAGGGAGACCCUCUUUUGCCAGUCCAGAUGAAACUGGUUUGAAAACAAAAUGAAUGGACAACUCCCAUAGCAUCUUUGCACCAUAACCACUACAAUAGCUGAAUUGUUUAGCAUCUUAUAACAAUAUUUAUUUAGAUCUUGUGGCUGUAGCUUACCCCACUAGGUGGCACUACAACUUAAAAUAUAUAUAAUUCCUUGAGCGAAAUAUAUAAAAUAAUAUAUGAUUAGUUGUAUUACCUUUACUGACAGUCAAUGAAAACUAAAAUUAGUUAACAUUUACUGCAAAGCAGUAACAUUCUCAGUUGCUAUAUGGCAAAGUAAUAUAAAGAAAAGAAAUCUACCAAAGUAAAAUGUAAAAAUUGCCAUACACUAUAAAAAAGCUAAACAGUAAGCUCUGUCAAGCUAAGUACAGCUUAAGGUUGCGGAGUUUAAAGGGAUGUUAUAGGCAACCAGACCACUUCAUCUCAUUGAAGUGGUCUGGGUACAGUGCCACUAUCCCCUUAAACCUGGAAUGGUAAUUAUUGCAAUUAUUGAGAAACUGUAAUAAUUACCAUGCAGGGUUACCUCCAUCUCUAGUGGAGGUCUAACAGACAGCCACUAGAGGCACUUCCGGGUCCACAGAGGACUUUUGGGCUGCACUGAUUCAAUGCUUUUCUAUGGAGAAGUCCUAAUGCAAUCGCUGCGCUCACCCCACAUGCGCAUUAGAUCCCUCCAGUCAGUGGAGCCUGACCCAGCACCGAGAGACAUCAGCACUGGAAUCGGGUAAGUGAGAAGAGGGUUUUUAACCCUUUUAGCGCUGAUGGAGGGAGCGCAGCCCUCCACCAUAGUUUCCCUUUUAAAAGCAGUUGACUUUAACCCACAUUAAAUGGAAUUUAAAAUACAAAUAAAUAAACAUAAGCAAAUUAUCCAGACAUAAUUUCUGCACUACUGAUAGAGAAGCACUGGGGAUUUGAUAUGCGUGCAUUCGUCCAAUCUAUGCUUAUGUGAGUUGCAUUUGAUUGGCGAACUGAGUCUGACUCUGGUGUCACAGGGAAAGUGUGUUUAGCGUUUGUCAGAAAGACCGCCACAGUUUCUACAAAUUGCCAUUGUUUUUUACAUUGCAGGUUUAAAACGACAAGAGCACUGCACUUAGACUACUUCAUGAAGUGGCCUGGGUGCCUGCAGUGUUAAUUCACAGUACAUCACUAACUAGGUGGUCAUAUUACAUAUACUCCAAAGAAAACCUGCACUUUUAUAGGUCAAAAUGAACCUAUUUACAAUGUGGAGUAACAAGAAUAUCAUAUUUUUUCAUACAGUUAUCCAAAUAGUAAAGCACUAAUUAUUCCCGUUUACUUCCUUUGAAAUGUUCCUAUUAUAGCGUGUGUGCGUGUAUUAUAUAAAUACAGUAUUGUAUAAUAGAAAACAAUUUGUUCUUCAGAUUUGUUGCACUAUAAUUACAAAUGGGACUGUGUAUUACAGGUUUCCCGGUUAUCCUGGAUUGAAAGAAAAGUGGCUGCUACCCUGUUUGGGAAUCCACCAACUGCAACAGUACAAGAUGCCUUGAAUUAUUUUCUGAAGGCAAAUAUUCAACUAUUUAUCGUCUAUUUAGAUUUGUGUACUGUCGUUAUGAUUAAUUUAUUAUUCUCUUACCCAGGUCCCAGUCACUAAAUAUAGUUGUAUGCACUUCAUGUGAUUUUCUGUUUGCAUUUAUGUGUUUGAAAUUACAAAAGUCCGGAGUUGUCUAUGCAAUAUGUGAACUAGUGUAGGUGCAUUACAGUCCCGUUUGCAUUCUGUGUGUAUUGACAUUUCUACCAACACUGGUAGAUUUGGGUUUACCUAUACGAACUCGUAUUAUACGAACUCUAUUCUCAAUCACAAAAAAUGCUCUUAAAGUGUAAGGUCAUAUUAUCCAUCAUAGAAUCAUAUGCUAAGUUUUGUAAAAAGCAUUGUCACGGUUACUAAAUACAUCACUUCCCCUUUUUGUUAAAUGUCACAAUAUUCCCUCCCCAAGAUGAACUAUACUUCUUGUUUUAAAUGCCAUUGAGUGACUUAUAUUAUUACUGAUGCCAUUAUGACAUUUCAUUACUGUAAUGUCAUUGUCCAUACAUGUUAAAGGGCUACUCCAAGCACCAUUACCACCUCACUGAUUUUAAGUGGUCAUGGUGCUUGGAGUCUGUAUGUAUAUGCAUGUAUGUACAAGGUUUUAAUAUGAAGCUGUCGGUAUUGGCAUCUGCAGCAAUUAUGAAGAGACUGAAUUGUCUCCUGCUAUAUUAACAAACUAAUACAUAUUUUAUAUGUAAAUAAAAGUUAAAACUUUCACUAUUAUUUUUAUUAAUUUCAAUAACUAUGUAAACAUCACAUCAAUGAUCUUAUUUGUGUGUUUCUCAAUCCCACCUCACUUAGGUCGUUCUGUUUUCAUCCUACACUCCACUUGUGUCCCUCUUUCUCUAUUAAACUGUAAUGGUAUCUGCAUGUUUCAGCAACAACCUGCAGCAUUCUAAGUGUUUUAUUCACUUUGACACUGGACACUGCAGAUAUUUACCAUUUGUUGAUGUCCAAACUUUGCCGCCACUGAACUGUGUGUCAAAUAUGUGUCAUCCUACAAGCACCUUCUGGCAUCAUCAAAAUGAUCCCAGUUGAUAACUUAAUUUGCUAAUGCUAUAUAAACUAGACUUGUGCAAAAAUUUGUUUGUCAUGAGCGAAUCGAUUGUCCAAAUCUAAAUUCUUUGAAUCUAUUUAUUCGGGAAAUAAAUUAUUUUCCUGAUCAAUUAGUUUGAAUACAUUAAUUUAUAGACAAGACAAUUCUAAAAGCCUUUGUAUCAGCCUCUGUAUUUUGUUGUUUCUGCUACUGUACGAUCAUGAUAUAACAUGACUACUGUCUAGUUUUGAUUUGAUUUGGCUAUUUGUAGACUGUUUUUUAUUAUCUUGAACUAGGAUAGUUUAUUAGCAUUGUUCUAUCCCCAUAUGCCAGAUUUUAGACUUGCUACGGUCUAUGGGUUCCCUUUCCUUGAUAGCAUUAAAGCCAGCCACUCUAACAACCAGUAAUAUGGAGCUACCUUUUCCUACUAUUUCAUUUUGGUAGGAAACAUGUCAGUCUUGCAACCCCCACUGGUGACCUUCUGUCUCAAUGCCACGCUAACUUCUGAUCCUAUUUCUUCACCUCACCUCUAUUUCCGACCCUCACUCCCCUUUCCUCAUUCUCUAUCCCACUCAUACUUGUUGUAACCACUCGCGUACUUACCUUGGCAGUCCGCGGACUACCGCUCCCACUUUGACUGCUGUCUCAGACAGCCUCCUGGACGCCGGCCACUGGGGGGCUCACCAGUCGGUGUCAUGAUGUCGUUUGAGUUCAAAACACUAGAGCUCAACAAACAUUCAUGUUUUGGGGCAGGGCUAUGCUAACAACGCCCUCAAAUGUAUAAAACCUUAUUUUCCCAAGGCACGGUUCCCUAUUGUGGUUCCUAAUGUUACUAGUGUCCCAAUAGUGCGUUCUUUUGUCUGUUUUGUAUAAUUUUGGUGUUAAGAUGGCUUGCUCUCGACUACUCUGUUUUCUGGUUCCCUUGACUCAGCUUUGUUUCUCGUAAUUAUGUAUUUCUUGGCUUUGUCUCUCAUAUAUGUGUGUUUCUGACUUCCCUUAACCUUGGUUUAUUCUGACGUUCUAUGAAUUUUAUUCUAUUAUCUGGCCAUUCUAAGGACCGGUUUAGGGACCUUCUAUCUGUCUCUGUUUCUACUGGUGGAUUUUCACUUUGUGUGUUGGGUUGUAGGUUACACUUGUGAUGCUAAGUCUCUACUCCAUGCACAUUUUGCUCUCUUUCUACAUCCAGCCUCCACUUGUCAUCCCUAUGUCUGUCUCACCCUAUAUGUGUGCCCUUUCUUCUACCCUCCUCCAUCCCCAUUUUGUGUUUGUCUGCAUACAGUAGGCUUCUGCUGUGGCCUGCAGGGAUGAGCACUCUCUAAUGUUUAGCCACUUCCCUUGUCCAGAUUGUAGAUAGUACCCUGUGUUAAGGGGGCAGGGUUAUGAUAUAAGCCUUACCCCUUAUUAUAUUAGUUAACAACAGCAUUCACGAGUCCAGGAUGUAACGUGGCAAUAUUUAAAAUUUAAUGAAGAAGUCUGAUCACUUUCUACGCAACUGAUCAAGGCAGUUGACCAGUAGCUAUUGGGCACCCCUAUUCUAUAUAUUCUUCUGGUAACAAUGAGUAGGCUACAUUUUUUGUGUAGUUCAGUAACCAUUAACAUGCAACCUACAUUUCCCUUAAAUGCUGAUCCAGACAACUGGCUGAUACAGCAUAUUAAAUUAUGGGCUGAAAAAUCAAAGGAAAGCAAUCUCAUAUUUGUUAGUCCUUCCAGAUCUCCUUUUUUAAAUUGCUUACCUCCCUAUGAAAAACCUCUGGCUCUUUCCCAUCUCUGUCUCAGCAUUUCAUGCCAAUAAUACUUUAAUUUCUUUGUUUCCGCUGUAAUUUAUUGUUGUAAUCGUCUUCCCAUUAUUUCCAAGGCUGAAGAAAUGCAUCCUGGGUACUCGAAGUACAACUAUGUGUUCUUGGCAAAGGUAACAAGAACAUUUUUUUUUAUCUGAUUAUUUCCCAUAAAUAUAGCAUACUCUAAGUCUGCGGUUUGUAUAGUUUUGCUCUUUACUCAUCCUUUCUGUGUAUGUCUCCCUCAGUGUUACAGAGAUCUGGGACAGAAAACUAAAGCUUUGAAGUAUUGCAAUGAUGCAUCGGCUAUUGCAUCUGUAACUAAAGAGGUGAGCCUUAUGAACAAUACUUAGUACAGUACACAGCACCUGCAAUUUUGGGGCAAGUGUUAUUUAGAUCUAAAACACUACGUAGAUGUAUUCAUUUAACUGUGAGUUGUAAAGAUCUCACGUUUAGUAUGCACAACAAAAACCAAGAUAGCUUAUAACCAAAAUAAAUAUACAAAGCAGUCGAGUUGGACAUCAUAUUUUAUGCUAGCUAGUUUAGUCCAGUUUUUUUUUCUUUAACUUUAUUUCAACUUAUCACAAAUCACCAUCUAGUUAUUUUUAUGUAAGUUUAAGUUUGUGCAAUACUGCUCAGUAGCACGAUAUACAUUUUACAUCUAUCAUAUAUUUACCUCACUCGUUAAGUCUCACAUUUUGUUGCUGUGAAGAUAACUGCAACACUCAGCAUUCCCUGCUGUGAUUUUGAACUGAUCCCAAUGUUUAGACUAAAUCUCUUUAUGAAUGCCAGUGUGAUUGCCAAAUGAGAACAGAUACUGAAGAUUUAAUUAAUCUGCUCUUACAACAGCCAAGAACAUUUGUAACAAAACACUGUAAUGAUUUAGAAUGCUCACCUCUUGCUCCACUCAUUAACUAUUAUAGGUUGUACCUUCCCCUCUAAAUUAGGCCUCAAUUUGAUAUUUUUGGAUAAACCUUUAAAAUAUUUAUUUUUCAAAAAUGUUACAAUAUCAAAAAAUUUAAUUGUUUUAUAUAUAUAUAUAUAUAUAUAUAUAUAUAUAUAUAUAUAUAUAUAUUUAAUUUUCAAAAUGUAUUCAAAAUAUGAAAUCAUUUGUACUAACAAUUAUACCGCAGAUCCUCAUGGUAGUGUAGAGUCAAUGGAAAAUUUAAUAUUUCACAAAUAUAUCCUAAUUAGGGCUAGUUUAAGUAUUAGAAUCUAAAUAAAAGGCAACUUUUAAAUAAUACCUGACCGUAUCGGAUAUUUACAGCACAUUGCUAAUCUAUUCUCCAGUGGCUUUUUUACUUGCUUUACCAGCAGAUGUUCACAAUAUCUGUAAUAUAUGACUACAUCCACUAUCACAUUUCUCUUUAUAGUAGACAUUUGUACGGUGUGAUUAUUCGGCAUGACCUCUUUAUAUGCCUACUGAAGUUGUUUGUAUUGUAGAUUUCUAUUUAGUUUCUCUUCACCUGUUUUUAAUUGUUUUCGUUUAAAAAAUAAAAACAACUUUUGGGGGGUCGUGGCCAACAAGAGCUGAAACAGUUGUGCUACAGGGGAGCUCCUACAUAGCCAUGCUGUAAAUCUAAUUUUACAGAGAUUACCGGCAUUAUUCACCUUGCCUUUCUUCACCACCCCCCAGAUGACAUUAUGGGGCGCUUGCACAAGAAACUUCGCCGCCCAGAAAGCUUCAGCAUGUCAGAUAUUAGACUCUCUUUUAAGAGACCAGCGGAACGAAUACCAAGAUGGCGCCUGAGGCACCAAUCAAGACUGAGGCCUCAGAAGAGUCACAAAUAGACGCAGACUCCACUGCCUCGACGGGCUCAGGAGGUGACUACAGAGAGGAAGAGUCCUCCCCCUCCACAAAAGGGGACAUCAAGAGAUUGCUGUAGGAGCUGAGGAAGGUGUGGAAAGCUGACUUGCAGGAGACACAGGCUGAAAUAGGAGUAAUCCACAAAAAGCUUGCUGAGGUUGAAACCAGAGAGGAAGCCAGAGACAACCAGUUACUGGAGACCAAGUGUCAAGUAGAAGAGCUCAGACACCAAGUUGUGAAACUCAAUAGAGCAGUUGCUGUGUUGGAAUCCAGGCACAGAAAAAGAAACAUCCGCCAGGUGGGGGUGAGGAGUUGCUGCCCUUCACACGAAGACUGGUUGCCUCAAUGGGCAUAAAGGGGGGAGCCUUUAGAGGGAACUUUGCAGACCAAAACUAAACAGAGUGGCCCUUUGUCCAUCGGUUGCAGUUCAAGAAAUAAACCACAACCAUGGCAACACCCAGUAAACCCUAUAAAUCUAGAGAAGCUACUAUAGCUCCAUGUAGUAGUGGACACAGAGGCUUGUAAUAUUGUUCAGAAUGCAACAGAACACGCUUUCUAACACAGUUCUUAAUGCUAUGAUAGUCUCCAAACACCUCAGAUGGGCUUAAUAUUUAUCACUAGCCUAAGCCUAGUUUAGUUCAUACUAGUUGCUCCAUAUAAGUGUAAAUUUACAUAUAUUGUAUCUUUUCUGUUUUUAUGUUAUAAUUUCCUCUAUGAUGCUAUGUUUGAUCUACAUGUGCCUGUUUAUUGUUACACUUCACUCAUAUUCUGAUUAAGAUGAUAUUUGGUGAACAAACUCCAAUAAACUUCAAAUAAAAAACAAAACACUUUUGUGUGUAAUUGGAAAUUAGUGAUCUUAACCUAGGAGAGCCAUGCAUCUCUAAACCGCCACCUAGUACCGAAAAUAAAGGUUUUAUUCCAGCUCCUACAAUGACUUUGUCAGAGUCCUUAACAAAUGUAAAUACAUGGGAGGUAUUUAAAGGGACCGGGAGCUUGGUAACAAUGAUAAAUAGAGAGGUUACUAAGAAUGUUAGUUCACUUUUUCAGUACAACAUUUUGUUCCUUCAAAAUAUACAUACAGCCAUAUAUAUAUGUGUGUAUACAUGUGAUAUGUGUGUGUGUGUGUGUGUAUAUAUAUAUAUAUAUUGUAAUAAAGCUACAGCAGGAACAGCCACUCCAAUGCUUUUUCAAUAUGUUUAUUUACAAAACCAACAGUUUUUAACAUUCAGGAUACAUUCAGGAUACUCUUUCCUCUUAAGACAGAAAUCAAACCAAAAGCAAAUAAAAGCCUACUCUUUCUAGAAGACUAAGUAAACAGAGGUAUUUCCUUUCUAACAGUACUAACUAACUAAGCUGGUUCCUAGUCACAAAACAACAAUUAGACAGCACAAAGUUUUUCUUACUACUCAGGCACACUUUUACACUCUCUCUGUGUUUGUAAUCAGCAGCAGUAGUGAGAAAUUCUCAGCAGGCUUAAUAGGGCCAGGCAGUGUUAAUUAAGUAGAAGCGGAAGCUGCUACAAAUAUUAACCCUAGAAGUAGGGGAAAGUGCACUUUUCAUACGCUAGCACUUGAAUAUGCAGGGUUUGUUUUUUUUGUGUGCUAAAUUAAUUGCUGGGGGAAAAAUGGAUCUUUAACUAGUAAAGCAGUGUGAGACUCUUACCAGUUGACAGCAGCUAUCAGCUGCAUAUUGGAUAAACUUUAAAGUAUGUGCCAAUACUAACAGCACAUACCUCCUGUUGAUCAGCUGCCAAAUCCAGUCUCUGUAAGUUUACAUGUAUCCGCAAAGAUGCAUGAUGUUUUAUUGCACUCUGGACACAUUUUUCAUUCGUACCUUUCUCAUGACAUUUUAUCAAUGGGAAGCUAGUGAUAGUUUGAGACUGUUAGCUGUCACCAGCACCCAUUUAGAGGUCUCCUCAUUGAAUGCACUUCUCGAUUGUGCUUUUCAUCCCCAAUGCUGUACUAUAAGGGGCAUUGGAUUGGACAAAAGAGAUAAAAGUGUCGGCAUGACACUGCAGGAUGCAGAUCAAGCGGCUAAAGGGACUACCAAGCGCUGUAUAAAGAGGUGAGUAAAACCAUAUUUUUUUAAUUUUUGUUUUAGAUUUGGGGGCCUUUAACUAAAUGCAGAGGAGAACACCAUUGUCAAACUUAAUAUUAAUAAUAAUAACCCAGGUUUGUAUUCAUAAUGCCAUAGUGUGGUGGCACUCUUGCUUCAUAAGUAGAAAGCCAGUAAUACUCAAAGUGAUAAACUUUCAUGUUCCUCUUGCAUCAUAGGAAAUAACUAUUACAGGUUGUGUAAGGGUCUCCAAUAACCUAUUACUUGGCACUGUCUACUGUUUAUGCAUGAGCACUGUUAUUCAUUCACAGCCUUUAUGUAUAAUUAAGGAAUUCAUUUGUCUGCCUUGUUUACUUUGCGAUGUAAAGGUGAUCCAGUUUUCAACUAGGACGUGGCGAAAUAUAUGGAUUUGUUUCAUGUUAUACUGUGCCAGUGUAUACACAUCAAAGAAUUUCAGACGUUAAGGGGUAACUGUCACUUUUUACACCAUUGAACAAAAUAAUUAAAAUCACCUGUAACUCCUGUUAUUUUUUUAAAAUUUUUUUAAUGCUUAACCCCUUAAAGGAACACUGUAGUCACUAUAAGCAUUUCAUCUCUUUGAAUUGGUUAUAGUGCCUGGAGUACCCUGGCACUGUCCCUCCAUUCAGUGUUGUACCAUGUUCGUACAGUAUGCCACAAAAUAAGAGUCCCUGGCCACCCACUGUCCGGCCCCUUCAGUAUGUGUAGCUAAGGCAGAGAUUACACACUUCCUUGUUGUCAUACCCACUCAUACCGUCAGUUGGAACUCUGACAGGCUAAAAGCAGUCAGCUGACACUCUCAGCCAAUCACAGCUGCCCAUUUCUGCUCAGGCUAAUACUUCCUUAUUAGCCAAAGCAGCGCAGAGGGGAUGGAUUGCCGGGGACUCUUGUUUAGCAUUAAAACAUUAAAACUUUAAAAACUGUUUAAUGCUGAUAGAAAUGAUGGGACCAGAAGACUCCAGACACUAUAACCAGUUUAAUGAGAUGAAGCAGAUACAGUGCCUACAGUGUCCCUUUAAGGACACAGCUACAGAAGCUUGUCUUACACUUAAUGACACAAGCAAUUUUUGCAUUUUCUUGCUGUAUGCGUUCAACUGCAAUUUGCAUCUCUCUCGUUUAUUGCACCGACACACAUUAUAUACUGUUUUUUAAAGGACAGAAAGGCUUUCAUUUGAUGUGCAGGCUAAAGAAAGUAAUUAAAAAUAAAUUCAUUUAGUUGUUAUGAUUUACAGAAUAUAUAAUGUGUCUGGGAUUUUAAGUUUUUUUUGGUAGUUACAGGUCACAAAGCACAAGGAGUAAAAUAAACUUUUAAUGUGGAGCGAUUUUAGAAUUUGGUAUGUUUGUCUUGUAAGCUUAAUAGCCAUAAAAGAAAACAAAAUUGCCACACAAAAGUAUGUAUUUAUAUCAGGCCCGGACUGGCCAUCUGGCACACCGGGCAAAUGCCCUGUGGGCCGUGGUGGCCAUGGGCCAAGGCCGGCAGGGAGAUCACAGGAUCUCCCCUGCCAGCCCCUGCAGGGCCAACGCUAUCCGAGCGCCGGCCCUGCAGUAGUCCAUGGCGGGCCGGUGGGGAGAUCAAAGAUAUACUGCGGCCGCCGGGGGAGAGAGGGAGGGAGCCGGCCGGCCUGCCAGCAGAGGAACCCGGAGGAGCUCUAACUUACAGCUCCGCCGGGUUCCUCUCGAGAGAUUCGGAGCAAUGCCAUGGAAUGCUCCGGGUCUCGCGGGAGUGAACUCUAGCCCGAAAAGCUAGAGUUCACUCACCACUAAGACCACCAGGGAUGGAUGGCGGCAGCAGGAUCCCCCCUCCCAGGCUAAAGAUAAGCAGGGAGGGAGAUAAAAUCACACAAGUCACAUCAGCCUCACAGACACCCCUGACACUCACAGCACCCCUGACACUCUCAGCACCCUCACUCACACUGCACCCCUGACACCCUCAGCACCCUCACUCACACUGCACCCCUGAUACUCUCAGCACCCUCACUCACACUGCACCCCUGACACUCACAGCACCCUCACUCACACUGCAUCCCUGACACUCACAGCACCCUCACUCACACUGCACCCCUAACACUCACAGCACCCUCACUCACACACACUGCAACCCUGACACUCACAGCACCCUCACUCGCACACACUACAACCCUGACACUCACAGCACCCUCACUCACACGCACACACUGCACCCCUGACACUGACAGCACCCACACACACUGCACCCCUGACACUCACAGCACCCUCACUCACACACACUGCACCCCUGAAACUGACAGCACCCACACACACACACACACUGCACCCCUGACACUGACAGACACUGACAGCACACACACACACUGCACCCCUGACACUCACAGCACCCUCACUCCACACACACACACACACUGCACCCCUGACACUGACAGCAUCCACACACACACACUGCAUCCCUGACACAGCAGCCCACACACACAAACUGCACCCCUGACACUGACAGCGCCCACACACACAAACUGCACCCCUGACACUCACAGCACCAUCACUCACACACACUGUACCUCUGACACUCACAGCACCCUCACACACAGCUUCCUCACACCCAUCGCACAUAUACACACUACACCCCUUACACACACACUGCACAAUAUGCUUUCCUAGCAUUUUUGUCUCCUGGUAUCCCAUCUAUGGAGACACCAGAGACAAAUUUCAAUCAGACACAGUGUAAGCAUGUUAUUAAAUUCGCUUGCACUGUGCAGAACAAAUACAGGGUCUUUUUCUCAUGCUAGAGCUCUUCAGCAGAGCUCUGCGCAUGAUCUACCCUGGAAAAGCAUUGAACCAACAUGCUCACUUUGUGAUGGGGUGUGCUUGUCAUUGGUGAUGACAAAAUACACCCCGUCUGGCCCCGCCCCUUUUUUAGUGGGGCGCUGUAAUUAAAAAAUGCCCGGGCCGAAUUUUCUUCCCAGUCCGGCCCUGAUUUAUAUAAAGUAGACAUCUCAGGCUAUUGUCCUAAGGUUGUUUUGACACUUUCUACGUAGCCAUUUCACCGCCAAUCUCUGCUAAAUAUUGGAGUAAAAUUUAGUUUUUGUGGGUUUUUGGCACACAAACUUAUAACAAAGAACUUCUCAUGUGUAUUUUGUAAAGUUGGUGUGUGCUAUUCCUGUACAAAGUUUUAUUUUGUGUUCAGUUACUACUGAGUACGAUACCCCCAUUGUAUGUCUUUGGCACUAUUUCGUGAAGCUACAGUGCCAUAUAGGAGACCUGUCCAUUUCAACAUUUACAGUAGAAUUUUGAGAGGCGGAUUUAAUGGGCCUAUGCUUCAAAAAACAAAACACAAAGGCCUACCAUUUGUAAAAGUAGACACUCCAUUGUAUCUCAUAUAGUGCAUAUUGUGCCUUAACAUGCCCCCAUUUUUUCACCAAUAUAUGCCAAAGUAUGCAGUAAAAAAUAAUUUGGGGCAUUUUUUACAAACUGAUUACAUUUUUGCUGGGCAUUUUGUACACUUCAUAUGUGCCACUAAGUUCAAACCCCCCAAAUUAUGCUCAGCUAAGUCUUCUGAGUAAAACAAUAUGCCCAAUGUAUGACCUAGACACUGUUUUGUGAAGUUAAACUGCUGUAAAAGAGACGUGACAAGUUAAGGUUUUUAAGUGUGAAUUUUCAUGGAGGGUUUUGAUGCGUCCGUGUCCCACUUUGGAGCACUUGAGCAGGCUACAUAUUACAUCUACACCAUAAAGGCAUACCAUUUCUUAAAGAACACAUCCCAGGGUAUUUCAAAAGGCAUAUUUUGAAUGUUAGAGUGGGAUAAUUUUUCCGCUAGCUUGUACCAAGUGUAGUGGUAAUAAGCCUUUUUUUUGCCUUUUUGACACACAAAGUGAGUUUGCACAGUAUAUUUUGCAAAUCGUAUGUGUGCUACGACUGUAUAAUACUUCAUAUGUUGCUUAGCUAUGUCGGCUGAGUACAGCAAUACCCCUGUAUGUGCCUUUGCCUGGUAUAUGUGGACAUCGGAGGGGCACAUUUGGGAUACAGCCAUUCCAGUUCUUUUCAAACUUUCAAUUUUUACACUGUGCCCAUGUCCUAUUUUAGAGUAUUUUACCAGGCUUUAUAAUCCAAAUACCCCAUAAAGCCAUACCAUUUCUUAAAGAAGACAUCCCAGGGCAAUUCAAAAGGCCUAUUUUGAACCUUAGCGUGGGAUCAUUUUUCCGCUAGCUUGUACCAAGUGUAAUGAGCAUUUUUUAAUGUAUUUUUUUACUUUGUAAAACUUUUUUUAAUUUGUAAAACCCGUUUUUAAACUUUUUUUUUUACUUAUUAAAUGUUUUACACUUUCUUAACUUUUUUUAUACUUUAACAUUUUUUUCUAAACUUUUCUUUUACCAUUAACCCCUAAGCACUAACAGUAAAUUCCCCCCUUUCCCAUAACUCCCACCCACUCCAGGUAGAAAAAUAUAUAUAAUUAUAAAAUAUUUAAAUUAAUUAAAUAAAUUGAACCCCUGAGGGUUAAAAAAUAAAUAAAAGUUAAUCCUCAGGGGUUAAAAGAAAUUAGAUUAUAGUAUAAUACUGUGAUCUGUAGUUUGAUCACUGUAGGCAGUGAUCAACUGGCAGGGAAGGGGUUAAUUUUUAUUUAGACUGGGUAAGGGGGGGGUGGUAUAUUUUUUUUACUUAAACGUUACUAAAACAUUUUUUUAAACUUUUUUUAACCUUUUUAAAGCUUAUUUUAAAACUUUUUUUAAAGUUAACCCCUAGUUAGCCUAACACCAAAUUCACAAAUUCCCCAGUAACUUCCACCCAUCCCAGCUAGCUAAAUAUAUAAUUUUUAAAUAUUUUAAUUAAUUAAUAAAAUAAAGGGGGGGUUUGAUUUAACUUUAUUUUAUUUUUUUACACAAGGAGAAGAUCAGCAGCACUGAUCCGUCUCCCUGCACUUCACACAGAACCCGGAAGUGCAGGGAGGCGGAAGGUGAGUAUACUGAGCACAUGUGCUUGCUCUGACAGCCUGUCAGAGCGAGCACCAGUGCUGGGGCAGCCCGAUCAGGUGCUCCGGUCUGCCUCUAAUACAUCGCGGCGAUCUGGGGUUAACUUUAGUAAAUGACGUAAAUUUUCCGUCAACGGUCCUUAACUGAAGGACAAAGUUGGCGGAAAAUUUCCGUUUGUGGUCAGGAAGGGGUUAAUAGGAUGCUGUAUUCUUUUUUUUAAAUGUUUUUACAUUUUGAAGAUUUAGCUUUCGUUCUAUAAUUUGCCAAUGCAAACACUUUUCUGAAUUUUAGAUGACAGAGAAUAACUGCCAGUUAUCUGGAAAUUACACCACUGAAAAUAACAUUGAACAUUACCUGUAACUUUUGUUAUUUAUUUAUUUUUUCUUCUGUAUAUGAUGCACCAUUCUCAAUUAACCCCUUAAAGGGUUUCAGUGAGAAAUUACUGCCAUGUAAAAGUUGAAUCGCUUGUGUAUCUGUUUAUACAGCCCUAGCAACACUUCCUUGUGACUCCCACAUCCUACAUGAACCAAUGUUUUCAUUUUCAAUAAGCCCUGACAGUACAUGGGGGAUACUUGUUAGAAUUUAUGUCUUGCUAUGUUAGUAGAAUUUUAAUAAUAAACAGGAGGCUUCUGCAGGUCUACAGAGUAGGAGAUGAGAAAUUCUAAAUUAAACACACUGCACAAUAAAGGAAAUUUAAAUAUUAGAUUUCUUUUUAAGGGAAUCCCAUAAACUCUAAGGGUGGAGUAGGGUUAGUGUUGGUGUAGGGUUAGUGGAGAUUUGCUGUUAAUGUAAACGGGUUAAUACUGUUUUAGGGUUGGAAGUAGUAUUUUUUUUUUAAGUUAGUGUAAGCAUAGGGUUAAGGUGUAGGUUUGGCAUAGAGUUAGGGUUGGUAUAGAGGCAGUGGUAACUCCAAAAUAAAAUUAGAUCCUAGAACUGUGAGGCAUUAAAGAAUCAGAGAUGUGAAUCUGUUUUGAAUUAUUUUUCUUUUGCUGGAAUUGAUGUGUAAAUAUCUUAAGCAAAGCUGUGAAAUAAAUGUGUAUUUUUAACCAUUUUUAGCAUGUCAAUCAAGCUUAACGUUGUGUUAGCUAUAUAUAUAUUGCAUAAUGAAAGACAGACAUUUCUGUCCUUUACAAACAAUAUAUAAUAUAUACUUAAAGAGAAGCCCUUAAAUUAUGUUGGAAUAAACGUAGCACAAAUUCUAGGUCUGGGAAAAGCAACCUUCAACACUCCAGAAGUUGUACACUACAUUACCUAAUGCUUUGCUAGUAUUAUGGAUGUAGUGCCUAAGGUUGCAUACUCCUAUUCUAGGUAUUGUUUUGGUUCAGAUGUUGGAAAAUUACCUCUGUUUCUAAGGGGUAAAAUGUAUUUUUUUGUUUUUAUUCUUUCAAUUCUUUCAGUUUUUCAGUGCAAGUGAUUUAUCAGAGACAAGGCAUGUUAUCAUGAGAUCAAAGUCAUGUAGUCAGACAGUUAACAAGUCACGAUAUAGUUACGUCAUAUUAUAGGAAAGUGUUCCUUCUGGCAGUUCUCUUUUACAGUACAUAUAUUUUUUUAAAUAGCAGUUGACAUCACAAUCCAGUUCAGUCCAUGCACAACAAGGGCACAUUACAUUGGGUUAGUAGAAAGUGAAACAACACGUGAAAUUUAUCAAAAGGCCAUUUUCUAAGAAAAUUGUGAAAAUAUGUAAAAGGGGAGUAGUUACCAAUGUAAUGUGGCUGUUGAGUCCACUAGUUUCCAUGGUGAUUGCCAUUUUUAAGACUUUACACCAUUUUUCAGAACACAGCAAUUGAACACAUCUCCCAUUGUUUAUUUUUCUCUUCCUCUCUAUGGUGACUAACCGGUGCAAAGACUGUUUCUUAAAGGGCAGAGUUUACAUACAGGAUCCAAGAUGGAGAUAUUUAUUUAUAGAAUUGAUAUAAAGACAGUGGUGUGGAUUACUAUAUUUAGUUUUAAUUUUCAAAUCUCACAACAACUUUUUUUUCUUCAAUAUGUCAACAAGAUAUUGAAAACCUAAGGAAGUGUUGGUUCCCCUUUAAAAAAUGAGUUGAAGCUAGGAGAGAGCAAGUGCUUGUGGCUUCAGGGUCAGUCUAUCGGUCUUUUUAUGUGUACUUUCAAUUCAACUUUUUUUUUCUCUUUUAAAUGAAAGAGCAUAAAUGCUAUCUAUACUAUGAUAUCUAAGUUGCUUGCAAAUUAUUUACAUUUUUAAUGAAGUCUAAAUAAUGACAUAGUUAUUUUACUUACCUCCCCAUCAAUUAUUGGCAUACAAAGGUAUGUUGCCAACAUAAAAUGUAUUUAUUUAUUUAAUAUUUUACCAGGAAAGAUACAUUGAGAUUUCUCUUGUUUUCAAGUAUGUCCUGGGUCCACAAAUCAUUGACGAGAAUUGUCGGAAGAGUAAUAUGAAGUGCUCCUUUUUGACGGUUCUCCUUCACAGUACAUAUAGCACAAGAGGUCAUAUAUCAAAACAUAUAAUUUAAUAUGUAACCAAGGCACACGAGAAAGGUAAUGGGAACCCUGCUGAAAUUAGUAUUCUAUCUGAUGUUAUAGUCAAGCAACCACAAGAAAUCAAAGGCCGCACUGACCAAUGGUCAACGCUCUGGCUAUAAUAUAAGCUUUUGUGACCGGAUAGCAAGUUGUUUUGUAAUGCUAUUUUAUGCCAAAUAAGUCUGCAGUUUAAAAAUGUGAUUUGAGAUUUUGGUAUCAUUACAGAAGUUUUAUCCAGAUUUUUUUAUUAUUUCUCCAUUUGCGAAUUUUAUGGAUUUUUAAAAAGGGGGGGAGGGAUACAGAAAAAAGAAAGGGGAGGGGUGGGGAGGAUGAGCAUCAUCAUUGAAAUACACUUGAAAUGUUACAGGGAAGUUUUUUCCAGAUUUUGAUAAGCGUUUAGGCUGUUUUGUAAUUACCCAAAAUAAAUCUAUCACCUUGCUUGUGCAAACAGUUUAUGGUUAACUGUCUUAAUGUGUUUUAUACCCCACCUCCUAUAGACUGUAAGCUUGUUUGAGCAGGGUCCUCUUCAACCUAUCGUUCCUGUAAGUUUUCUUGUAAUUGUCCUAUUUAUAGUUAAAUCCCCCUUCUCAUACUAUUGUUAAAUGCUACGGAGUCUGUUGGCGCUAUAUAAAUGGCAAUAAUAAUAAUAAGUAAAUUGUGAGUUAAUCAGACCUGAAAACUGAACUGAGUAAAAUCUAUUCUAGAACUAUCAAAUUAGGGAUGAGGGGAAUAAAUUAAUUUAAAUUAAUAUCCCUGACCUAAAUAUAAAACCUGUGAGGAAUAAUAAUAUUUUUUUCUCUGAAGGCAAAGUUGUCUUUUGUGGUUUGUGGGUAUAUGUGAUAUGACUUUAGCAGUCAAAGUUUUUGAGACAUUUAAGUCAGGCUUAUGGGCAGUACAAUAUUUACAAAAUGUUCUUUGGUUUUUUUUUUAAAGCAUUUUUUAAUGAGAUAUAAAGUCUGCAUCUCAGAAACGUUGUUGAGAAAUUUGAACUUGUGAUUUACAAAAUAAAUCAUGAACAAUUUUGAAAUAAUGGUUGUCACAUGGGAGUGAUUCACAAAGUUCAUUUAUGGAAAAGAAAAGACAACUUGUAGUAAACCUAUAUUUGGGAAAAUACCAUCUUCAUGUAUUAUAGUCAGUGGUAUGUCAUGAAUAGAUUGUACAGAGCCUUAGGAGCAGAGGGAAGAAUUUGAAGGGAAAUGUGCAUAUAACAAAUAUCUCUUUAAUAAGCAGUAUUUUCUGUAUCAAAGCCAAAAAUAAUAACUUAGAGGCCUAUUUCUUGUAAUUGAUUACAUUUAGAAAGGGAGGGGAUGGGGACUCUUAACUAUAUCUACUAAGUAUGUGUAAAAGAUAAUGUCUAUAUGAUAAAAUAUAUAGAAUGUUAGGACUACACAGUAAACAUGUAUCUAUGGGCCAUAUACCAUAUGACAAACUGACUAUUUCUCUUAUUCUAAGGACAGUUCCUUCAUUGUUUUUGUUAAGUGUCCCCAAACACAAAUGUUUCCUCAUAUCAGGAGCUGUAAUCUACCGAACACUGACCACCCCUCUAGCUCAUUGAACUUCAAAGAAACUACAAACUUAAGUGCUCUCUCUGUGUGGCCGCCGUUUGUAUAACCGAACAACACAUGUUGGAGAAAACAGUGGCCAUCUUGUCACACGAACGUAAGCAGCGGGACUUGGUCAUCAAGUGUCUGGAACUCUAACUCGGACAUUCGACACUGCGAACACCAGUAACCUCAUACGAACGCCUGCUCCUAUUCCCGACAAGCCAGGAGAGCGUUGUUCAGUAGGAUUGUUCACAUGAACCAGGCGAACAAUCUCUACCUAUGAGCCAGGGGAACUGUUCGGUAUUUCUUUCAUUUUUGGACUCACGAAAGUGACCAACCGCUACCACUUUUCUCAUGGAACUAUUUUGGGCAGACUCCAUGUGUGCAGUCGGUCAAAACUUUACUCUGUUAGCUAUUCGGCUGUAUUCGUGGAAUCUGAGCGCUAUUUGGACACUUUGGGCACUCAGAUCCAGGCUGUCCAAGGAUAUAGGAUAUUAAUAUUAUGUAUGUUUUGGGGUGUUUUAUCUUUUGUAUCUCUAGUGCCUGGGAGAUAAUUAGUUUAAGCAAAGUAUACUUCAUUAUAUCCCAGACACAGAGACUCCUGAGCUUGUUGUGGGAGUGUUUUACUAUGUUUUUGCUGGAGACCCCAUGCAGGCCACUGGGCCAUAAUGAAUCAGUCUUUUUGUACCCUUGAUCAAGUCUUGGCUGAUGUUUGGGUAUACCAGAGCUAUAAUCACUGCUUCACUUUGGGAUUUGGGAGAAUUACAAAGGAUAUACUCAAUCGGAGUAUAGGGGAUCUGUUACAGUUACCAAAUCCUGUAUAUUCCACAGUAAAAACAUAGCCCACAUCCACCCCUUUUUUACACAAGAUGCUACUAAGGACCUUGUCCAUGCUCUAGUAAUCUCUUGCAUGGAUUAUUGUAACCCUCUCCUAAUCUGUCUUCCCAAAAGCCGUAUUGCCACGUUACAGUCUGUAAUGAAUGCACCGCCAGGCUGAUUUUCCUCUCCAGUUGGUCCUCUCACACCUCACCCCUCUGUCAUUCCUUACAUUGGCUUCCUGUAUCCUAUAGGAGUCAAUUCAAAGUUCUAAUCCAUACCUUUAAAGCAUUGAACAUUUCUAGCCCCUUCUACAUCUCUUCACUGAUUCAUAGGUAUGCCCCUUCUCGGUCUCUACGCUCUGCUCAUGACCUUCUCCUGUCCGCUGCUUGCACAUGUACGGCCAACUCAUGCUUGCAGGACUUCUCGUGGGCGGCUCCCUUUCUAUAGAAUAGCCUACCUACCUCCAUCAGACUCUCCCCUAGUCUUCAAUCUUUUAAGAAGUGCCUUAAAACUUCUUCAGGACAAAAAAAUCUUAAAAUCUCUUCAGGAACGUUUUACUCUCAGAGUAACCUCUACCUCACAUACCCGUCUCUUGCUCACCUAAAGGGCAGCACUCUACUCUCUCCUCCAGUUCUGCUUCACUUCCAACUUCUUUGAUUGUGAUCUCCUGUCCUAUUGUGUUUUAUACCCCACCUCCUAUAGACUGUAAGUUUUUUUUAAUUUUCUUCUUUAUUGUUAAAUCUCCCACUUUUAUAAUAUUGUAAAGCGCUACGGAAUCUGUUGGCAUUAUAUAAAUGCCAAUAAUGAUAAUCUACCAUGCCUAGGGGAAGUGUAUUGUCAUGACUUUGUUUUAUAAACAUUCUAAAUAAAGUAUUUUUACUUUACCUUAUUCAAUAGCUGUAUUAAAUUAAAUCCACUUUAAUAUAUUAUAUAUUAAUGUUUACAUAUUAUUUGUAUUCGCUAUGACGCAUUAGAAAUCUGAUUUGUAUUUAAUAAGAUGCCUGCACUUUUUCACAAUUCAGAAUGCUGAAUUCAGAAAGAUUUAUCACAAAUUAUAAGAUAUUGAAAGUUACCAUCAAGAACCUGUGCAAUAAACUGUAUUUGAAGUUAAAUUUUCCAACAAGUCUAUUUAAAUAUAAUAUUUAUUCCCAAUUACAUUUUUGUACAGGAAAUUUGUUUACUGAAAUUUAUAUAUAUUUUUUCCUAGGAUAAAGAUGCCCAGAAAGAUUUGGAAGUCUUGAUUGCAUCCAUUAGUCCCUGA